AUGAGCUGCCGCCGCCGCCGCCGCGCACUGGAGCUGCCGCGCCUCAAGCCCAGCAAGGCAGGCAGGCAGGCAGGCAGCGAGCGCAGAGCCGGAGGAAGGAAGGAAAGAAGGACGGAAGCGAGCGAGCGGGCGGCCGGCUUGGCUCGCCCCGGCAGGCAGCGGCGACGGGGUGAGUAAGGUGCGCAGGAAGGGGCAGCCGGGGCGCCGCUGCUGCGGCCGCAGAGGCGGCGGCUCGCUCGGUCUCCCGGUCCCUCCCUCCCUCCCGGCCCAGUGCGGGGCCGGCUCGCCUCCCUCCCUCCCGCCGCCAGGCCGAGGGGCCCUGCUGCUUCCCCUUGGCUCAGGGCCCGGCAGGGAGGGGUCAGGGUGUGCUCCCUCCGGGGUAAGGAAAGCAGCCGAAGCGUCUCCCCUCUUCACCCCCCCCCCCCAGGAAGGUUGGAGGGGACGGGGAAGCGGGUGGCGAGGUCUUGCACCCGGCCAGGAAAAGGAGAGGAGCCUUGACAGCCAGGCUGGAGCCUGGCCAGAGAAGUGCCUGGCCGGAGUGCAGGCAGGGGACGUGUGUGUGCUUGGCGGGGCGAGGCGGGAGGGGGGGGGGAGAUUGCAGAGGGGGGGGGGAGUUCCUGAUCCACCCAGGGUACCAAAGGGUGACAGGAGUCAGGACCCCAUAUUGUAUGUUGAGGGUGGGAGGGGGUGGCUUUGUGCGAUUUUGACAGUACAGAGACACGUUUCUUCUUUGACACCCCCUCCCCUGCGCAGUUUUUUAAGACUUGCCUCUGGAGGAAUCCCCCCCCCCUUUGUAUGAUUGGGUUGCUCUGCCCGUCGGUUAAUGAAGGAUAGCUGCUAUUUAGGCGGGGGAGGGUGUCCCAACUGCAUCCUGGAAGCAGGAGAACCCAGGCUGCUCCAUCGAGAAAGGGGUGUGUUGUGCUAGGAGCUCCUAUUAUGGUUGAUGUGGAUGCAUUUAUGUGAUGGGGGGAGGGCUUCCUUCCUCUACCAGGGCUAGUUGAAUGGUGGAGUUUUUCUUUGUAGGGCGUACAUAAACUGGAAUCCUUCCUUCCUUCUAAGGCAUCUCUGUUGGGAGUGGCUGCCAGGCAGGCAAAUGUUCCUUACGCCUUCUGGUUACUAUUUUGAUGUCUUUGGCUGGACAUGGUGGUCACUCCUUCUGUUCACAGAACCUCUUGUGGUGUAUAACAACAUUUUCUGGGGGAGGGGAGAGGCGAUAUAAGGGAGUUUAACCAAUAGGAUCUGAACUCUGGGACCUGCUCUUCACUUCCACCCCCAGUAUAAUAAGCGGAACAUGCUUAUUAACCUGUGUCUCCAAAGCUAACAUCUUGGUGACCCUCCCACAAGGUUGCUUUGGUUCACUCUGCAUUGGGGAAAGGCAAAUCAUUGGCAGGCAAUGCCUUGAAUGGCACAUUGUUAACUUGUGGCCGGUGUUGCUCCCCCUCCCCACCACACUCCACUUGGACUUAAGUUUCUUGCUUGUGCCAGUAAUAGGGAAGUAAAAUACAGGAUUUCCCCACAGUUUCCCAUGCAACAGGAUAUCAGGAAAAGAAACGGUACCAGAGACACUGUACUUCUCUGUUUUGGGUUGUUGUGGUUGGUGGGAAGAUCCCUGGCAGCUUGGCUUCUCUGUACUGCUUGCAGGGUUCAUCCUGUUGCUGCCACUCUGCUGCCGAGCUCCUGAGGAGGUAGGUCUUGUCUUCUGCUGUGUAAUUGUGUUUUUGCUGAGGGUCCCAGUUUGGGUCAAAAUAUAUCCCUUGACUUUAUGACAAUGCUUUUGGCUGCUUCCAGAUAAAUUUUCUUUUUUUAAAAAAGUGUCACCCCUCUUUUUUGCUAGCAGUAGCCGUUCUCUCUCUUCUGCUUCUCUCUCUCUCUCUCUCUCUCCCUCCCCCCCCCCCCCCGUCCCAGCGAUUUUUGAUUUUUAAAAUGAAACUUGGUUUCAAGUUUGUGCUGGGAACACUGCAAGUUGCAAAGCAUAGCCUCAGAAAUUAAAAAGUGGCCAAGCACUGGCAGGAAAGUCUUUUUGAUGGACGGGUAAUUCAAAAUGGCGCAGGGAGGGACUUGCGAUGCCUCGUGUUGUUGCCACUGGCACCAUCCAAAAGGUAUCAUCAGAGCAUGCCUGGCCUCCUUCCGCAUAGUGAGAGUAGUAAGUGGGGUCAUUAGAAAUCAUUUGGAGUAGGAAUUUCUGUUUUCCAGGAACUUGGGCUGCUGGUUAACAGUGAUUCUUUCCACAGUGCUUCCUAAGGUGACGUUGUCUGCCCAGUUUAGUCAUGGCACCACAGUCUUAGUAUUGUAGAUGCCGUGCCUGGAACGCCAUCUCACCUUAGCAUCCUGGUGUGGAGUAGAACCAUUGUGAGGACAGCGUGUAUUUUGUUGUUUUCGAAAGCUGACUAAAUUAAGUGUGUGUUUUCUCUCUUUUUCUCCCUUCAUAGCACUGACAUUUGAAGGGUGAAAGAUUAGUGGGGAACUUCAGGCAACUUUGCAGGCUGCCCUGACCCGCGUUUUAAAGUUUUGAGUUGCCGGUGGCUUCUGUAGUUCGCAGUACUACUGAAUUAUCAAACUUGGCAGUGUUGCAACAGACUGGUCUUGUGCUGUCCCCCCCCCCCCCCGGGUGACAUCCGUGAGCAAGGUUUCUUUUGGGGGGCGGAUGAGCCUCUCCUGUCAUUAAUGCAGUUGCCUGUCUGUAGUACUUCCUAUUUUGAAAGAGUAUAUUGUGUUUCCUUUUGGGAUAUAUUGUUACUAUUUGGAAAAUGUCACGGGUGGGGUGUGAGGAAGUAAGAGUGGUCAUGUUGUCUCCUUUUGGUGCCAGUCUUCUAUUUCAGUGUAGUGUGAAGUGAGCAAUUUUGUUCUAUAUACAUCACUUCCUUCCUGAAUGAUAGGCUCGUGCCAUCCAAGCCUGCGUGCAUUUAAAGAGUCCUUGGUGGUGGUUGAUAUCUGACUUGUGUGAAUUUUAAAAGGACUUUAAGUUAUUAUAGAUAACUUUGGCAUGUAGAUUACUUGGCAUAUUGUGUUUCAAUUUCUGAAUAUCUAACCAUCCUACAUACAUUGUGCAGUGUCUGUGUUAUAUUAUGUGUGACUGCAAAACUUUCAAAACAGUUGACUUACUACAUUAGUAAUCCCUGAGGUAUUAUUCAUGUACCAUUAGAUGUUAGCUUGCUUGCUAGAAAGAGUGUGGAAAAUUUCCAGAUGCAGUUGAGAUGUCUAUAAUCAGAGCUGUGCUAUCAAUGAGAAACUGGUAUGAAAUAAGUGGAGUCUUCUGUAUGUGUUUUCAAAAAAACUAUAUAAGCAGUAGCUCAUCUUGAUAGAAUUACUGUGGCAUUGUUUCAAACUGAAAUGAAAAUACUCUUGUACCUCAAAUCUCAGAUAUUUUUAACACUGAUGUUGUCAACUUGAUGGGGAAAUUGAAGCUGACAUGAAAUUUACUAUCAUAUUCCAUUUGCCAUUUGGUAUAACUAUAGCAGCAAUUAGCUAUAUCUGUAUGUCGGGGUUUGUAACUGAAUACACAGUGUCUCUGGUUUAAUUAUUUUUAAAAGGGUUUAAUACAACUGAUAUGACAUUGAUUUUGGCCCCAUCAUUCCUCCCGUGGCCCCCCUCGAAAGGACACUUCUCAGAAUGGGGGGGAACUGGCCUGACUAGUACUUCUUAUAGAUUAUCAUAUAGAUUGUAACUCCUCUAUGCAAGCAUUGAAGGAUUUUAAAUAUAAUUCUCAGAAAUGUGUUUGAUCUCAACUGUUACAAUCUAUUUUUAAGGAUAUGAAACAUCUAAGUUAUAUGGCCUCUGGGAGCCUCUCCAGUGCAGGUGCCAUUGGAAUGAAUGAUGGUAGUAUGAAAACACAGAUUUCUUGUGUAGUUAUACUUAUUUUAAUGGGAUUUGUACAAGAAAGGUGCUGAGUGGAUUGUUUUUAAUCUUUGUUAAGUAAGUUUUUAAUCUUUGCAGGAGUGGAUUUUGGAGACUAGCCUAUUAUGAUUUUUCUGACAUUGUUAUGAUCCUGUUAUAGUGAUUUUGACAAGGCCAUUCUUUGCAUCCUAUAACAGUGGAAAAGUUGAGUGUUCCCCCUCUCUCUAUAUAUUCACAACAGUAAAUGAAUAAAAUGCAACUGUUUUUAUUUGGCAUUUGCAAAGAAGUGCAUUUAAUUGCAGUAUAAAUCGGCAGGAGAAAAAAGUAUAGCUUUUAAGGUGGAGCUGAGCUAAAAACAGGAAGUCCUGUGUUCUUCUGUUUCUAUAAAUAUAUUUUCAUGCACAGUAUUUUCAUCAAAACAGCACUUCAGAGAAACUGCUAUUGUUUCAAAAGGCCACAAGACUUAAAUAUUCAGGAUAGAUUAUGAGUUCUUCUCUUUUAAUAUCUAUAUUGUAUUUUAUGAAUGUUUGGCUCUCCUCACCUCUCCCCCGGUCUCUUUAACCUUGAUCGAUACCAUCAAGGAAACAAUAUUAGGUCCCUGAAGGGCAAUUAAAUGCAGGGCUCAAAUUAGGGGCAAAAUAAUUGUACGUUUUGGCUAGAGUUUCAGUAGGUUUGAUUGGACCUUUAGCUUGUCAAAUCUAUGCAUGCCUAACAUGGAACUGAGCCCUGUUGACAUUAGGACUAAGGGCAGCUCUGCGCAUUAUGUGUGUAUCCAUGUUAAUACAACUUCCUGGGUCUGCUGCUAGAAACACCAUGCAGUGCUAGUGAUUCUUGGAACUCCCCCUUAUUCCCAAGUAAAUAUGCGCAAGAUUACAGUAACAUCAUUCUCCUAUGCAUACUGACUCAGAAGUAGGUUCCUCAUGGUUCAGUUGAACUUAUUCCAUUGUAAGUGUCCUUUACAGCCUCAGUUUCAGCAGUAACUGUUGGAGUUGAGUUUUAGUGCAGAACAUUUACAGUUUUGUGUGCUAAUACUUUUCUUUGAAGCAGUUGCAUAAAGACUAUGAGAACAGUUCGCAGUUGAAGCCACACACAGAGCAAGUGUGUGCUCUGAUGUGCCAAAUGCUAUAGAUUUCAUGCCCCCUCCCACACUCAGGAGGGCAUUGUUGGCAUAAAGUAGAAUUGAGCUUGGCAGCUAUAGUGCAUGAACAACAACAACAACCAAAUCUUUGUUUAACUGAGCCUUUAUAAAUGUGUGCUGGUACAGAAUUGCUUAUUUCUAAACGACUUGAUUGCUUUUGCACUGUAGAAGCUGUGGUUGAGUUGCCAUUGGGCCUCAACUUGUGGCUUUCUUUACCAGCCUUAUAAAUGUUUACUUGCAGCAGAAUACCCACAGUGAAGUGUGAGCUUCAUGUGUGUGUGAGUGAUGAUGUAAGGAAACACUGUGAAUACUUGCAGCAAAAUGGUGGAGCACCUACCUUGUAUAACAUAACAUUUCAUUGCAUGUAAAACUUAAAAAGAUCAUGGUACACUAGUCCCUUUCAUUUCAGCAGGAGAGAUGCUUAAGCAUGUAGCAGAUUUCCAGAUCAGAAUGUAAAAAAUGAGGAAUAUUUUAGAAUUCUGGUGUAAAUUCUUUAGACUGUCGUAGAGCUGUGAUGCUCUGAAAUAGGGGGCUUCCUUAUGAAACUGCAGUGUUUUGCCAUGGCAUACACUCUCUUAAAGUAAAGAACCAUUAGCAACCCUUCUCAGAAGACCAUGGAUAUAUAAUAUCACAGUAUUCUUUGAUUUUUUGCUCUUGUGAAUUUGCUUCUCAGCAGUACUCUGGGUGGCUCCAUGUGACUUCUGUGUGUACCCUGGUGUUUGACACAGUUAUUUAAAAGUGAAUAUAUAUAUAUAGCCUGUGUCUUUAUACAUGUAUGCACGUGUUCCUGGGGAAGCUGAUAUCUGAUUGGCCCUAGGGCUCCCCAACAUGUGUCUGCUGCCAUUUACAUAUACAGGUCUUCUCACCCACAGUUUGUACAUUGCUUCAGGAAAUAGCAGUGUAGCCUAACGCCAGUGAAUCUGCAGCAAUCAUAUCUGCCCUUCCUAAGGAUUAGAAUUGGUUAUCUUUUUAGAGUGUGAUUGUGAUAGCCAACUUGAUUCAGUCUCGGAAGAAGAGAGAGAAGUUGCUCUUUAAUCUUCUUUCAAUACCAGGUUAUCUCUUGUGACUAUUGACUUUGCUCUGAAUUCAGAGGUCUUAGGAUUCCUCUGAAAGGCCAAAUACCUAAAUCCUCAUAGAAUAAGUAACCAUUGGGAAUUUGGGGAAAUGUAUAAUGUUUUUCAAUCUGUUCAUUCACAUACCCACGUAACAGUUGAAUUGCAGGCUCUUGAGGGUUCGUAGGGUACCGGUUAAGGUUUUGGUGCCCAGCAUUUGUUGGGAGUGAAUAAAGUAAAAUGUUUCCUUUCUAUUAAAUAAGUGAUAGGAAGGAAAUAAAGCACAGUUCUGGUGAGCCUUGUAGUUUCCAGUAGUUGACUACUUCUAAAAUUACCAGAUGUACAUAUGCAGCCAAAGCUCCUGGAUUUUAGAAAUCCCCAUGGAUUGCAAAAUAAACCAGGACUGAAUCUGCCCAGCUUCCUUGUUUGGAAAUGGAACAUAAUACGAAAUUGCAUACAGGAAUACUCCUUUUUUUCUGGCUAUACCUUAGCAACUGAGCACUAUUUGUGUUUACUGCUGAAGUAUCAGAACUGUGGCAAUGCAGUUUUAAUCCUAGCAUUAAUAACUGAGGUGAGUUCCUUUCCUGUAUGUUCCUUUCCUGCUUUCAGCAGGGCGGGUGGGGAGUCUUCUUGCAUAACAUUCUCAUGAGAAAAACACAGUUUAAUCAGCUUUUUACAGUAAUUGGGUAGGAUUGCAAAUACAAUCUAUCUUAUGUUCCAUUUAGUGAAAAAGAGUGCAAUGGAGCAUAAAGUUCUAAAGUGCACACUGGUUACACAAUCAGUUAUGUUAUGAAUAAAUUAGGGCCAAAAUGUCCAUGACUUCUGACUAGAAUGGCUGAUAGACAAACAUGAUAUAUAUCAUUUUAAGAAUGCUUGACUUCCUCAGAGUAGUCCUUCUUUCUCCCCUCUCCCUCUGUAAGGACAGAAAACUUAGCAGCAAGUGAUUAUUCUUGGUUCCCUUUACUGUCUUAUUGCGCAGUGAAGUGGGGUUGUGUGUGUGUGUGUGUGUGUGUGUGUGUUUACAGGUCUCUUCCCCCCUCACACACUGUUCACAUUAGCAUGGCUUCAGUUUGUUUCUGUGAUUCCUUUACCACCAUGCAGAGGUGUUCACACACACCUUGAGUGGAAACUAGUUAGGAGCAACUUAAGGAUGCCAGUUUGUGUGAAGCUGGUUUGAGAAACAGCACACCGAACUAGUGUCUUAUAACAAAGUGCAGGAUACAUAUGCAGUAGAGAUCACUUGGUGUGGACACAGAUUAAAAAUCCAGCACUGGAAUCACAGUGCGCGUGCAGUAAGUAGGAGUGUUUGCACUCUGGAUUUUGAGAAUGGAACUACUAGGGCUUGCAUCACAUGCCUCCUCGUAAGCCCUGGCUUAGCAUAGCUUUGGAGGCCAACCAUGGGGUGGGAUGAGGAGAGCGAAAUCAAUCAGGAUCGAGACAUAGCCAAGAAGCCAAAUGAAGAAUAGGCAAAGAUUAAGGGAAAUAAAGGGCUUUAGGCAAAGAGGAAGAAGCAAGAUAGCACGUUAAGUGAUUGCACCAGAGAAACAAAUGCAUGUGACUCUCUCCAUUUCAGUCAGUACAUCCUUCCAUGUUUGACACUACUUUGAUCUCUUUCUCAAACCCUUAACUUAAAACCUGCCUGAUGUUUUGUUUUUUGUUUUAGGUAGAACCUAAAGUGUGGGCGAGGUUGCGAUCCAUUUUGUGGCCUAGUCAGGAUGUCAUCAAAGGACGUUGUGCCUCUGCUGGCAUGUGUCUCUGUUUUCUUCAUGUGCCUGGCACAGUGGCAGCACGUUAAAUAAACUCCGAAAUCCAGCUGAGAGGGAAAGAUUAUUGCGUUCGUCAGACACAGGAAACUACCAAGUAUCUUUAUUUAGGGCUGAAGGAAACCUUAUUAUUCAGCUGUUAGAUCUGCUGGCAUAGUAUAUGCACUUGAGUUGAAGACUGUCAAGUUUGUGCAUUCGUGCUGUGUUCACUUUCCAUCCCAAAACAUUCAGCACAUAUGCAAGUUGCUCUAAAGAUGGCUUGUUGUUUGGCUUCAACUUUAAUGUUACAUAUUUUGGUAAUUUAAAGGGGGGGGGGGGACUCAUGAAAUGCUUUGUAAGCAUGUACAUUCCUAUAGGUGACCACCUUUGCAUUACAUCAGGACCAGUUGCCAUGCCCUAUGAUAGCCUCCUUAUUCUGUUGGAACCUUGGAGCAGUUUCCCCCAACUUGGUGACCUCAAGAUGUUGUCAAAUUACAGUUCCCAUCAUCCUUGCUUGUUGAUCAUGCUUGCUGGGGCAUAUGGGAGCCCCAACAUCAUCUGGAGGGCACCAAGGUAGGGAAGACCUCCGUGGACAGUCUUCACAUCAUUAAUGCUGGGGCUCAUCUGGAAACUUGUAUUUUUUAGUUUUCUGUUCUUGUCUAGAGAACCCAUAUACACAAAUCUUCUGUGUAAGCAACAAGACAAGAGUUUGUUCCCAUUUAUAUUAAGUUCAGUUAGCUGGAGAGAAUGGAAUUAAUCUAAGCCUCAUUUCUGUGUUACAUAUUGGAACCCUACGAAUACAAAUAUUUUUAAAUAGUUACUGGGAGCUAUUCCCCUGCUUACCAGCCGCAUCUGUCACCCAUAACUCACCCAAACUCCCAGGCAUUGCCAAACACUUCACAUCCCCCCCAACUCAGACCAGGGGUGGGGGACCUCUGUGGCCAUGACAGAUGAGUGGGGCAAAGCAUGCCCUGCCCUGAUCCUUUCACUCUUUUGUAGUCCUAUGUCCCCUACUCUGUUUUGCCCCCGAUGUCCCCCUUCCUCUAUAAGUGACCUUGCAAACUGCAGCAUGAUUAAUGUUUCAAAAAUAAAGUAUUAUAUAGGAAAACACUAUUCUGUCCUCUCUCUCUCCGCCUCCCCCCUGCCCUGAUGUCCUUUAAUUUUUUUUAGUUAUGGGCUUGGUUCUGGAUGCUUAUGCAUUCUAUGAAACAUUGUGCACUCUUGUGAACAUUGCAACCAGCUGCAAAAUGUGCUGUUCUAUGACUGCCAUGUUGAAGCUGUCAUUUUUACUAGUUCAGAAAGUAUUAUUUGUUCUUACAAUAUAAGGUUCCAAGGAUAAAACCUGGUUAUGGUAUAAAUCAUGUUGUCUCGAUUCCACUUCAUAGAGAAUUCUCUGCUAUGAGAUUAAAGGGUUUUAAUCUAAGCUCUCAGACCCCAGCUGAAUAUGUUCUGAAUUGAUUUGAUCUUGCUUUUCCUAAUAAAUGUCUAAGCAGCCCACAACAGAGAACCCUCAAAGGUCAAAUGAAAUGUGUUGUUUUCAAGGAGCAUAGCUAGUAACUUAUUUUCUCCAAGCAUUGACUUGAGCAUAGAUGGGAAACAACAUUUCAAAUCUAAGCAUGGCUUGUUAUAAUCCCUUCUACCUGUGAAGCUUCAUUUUGAACAUUUCUCUUUUCAUUUGUGUGAUCCACUGUGCAGGGGCAGGAUACAGAUGCAAUAAUAAUAAUACAGUAAAAAAAAUAAUUAAAGGAGGGGAAAACCAUAGAAUCACAGAAUUGGUAGGGACCCAACGGACUAUCUAGUCCAGGGGUCGGCAAGGUUUACCUUGCCUGGGCUGGUUCACUCCAGCAGAGAGCCCUCUGUGAUUUCUGGCGCUGUGGAAGUGAGUUGCCGUGCUGAGCCGGUUUAGCAAAGCGCGCGGGGAUUUGCCGAGCAGGCAGCUCGGUUCGGGGGUGGCUCAUGGGCUGGUUAAACAAACCCUGUGGGCCGCUUGUGGCCCAUGGGUCUUAGGUUGCUGACCCCUGAUCUAGUCCAGCCCCCUGCAGGAAUACUGAUUAAAAAUACAAUCUGAAUGGUUGAAGAACUUGCAUAUGUGACCAAACAAUUCUUCUUGGCUAGAAAGUCAAUGUUGCAAAUGUUUGGAAUCUCUAGGUGUGCAAAAUAUCUCCCCCAAAUAAUUGCCUCUAUUUCGAAGUUCAGAGAUGAGAGUGGAACACUCCCCUCACUGCAUUAGGUUGGCGGAUUGGGUGGCCACAUAACUCUGAAUUGACUAUGUUUGAUAGGGAAUGAAAAACCAUGCCGGUGCGGGAAUGGGAUUGUACACUGAACAGGAGCACUUUGUGAUGCCACAGAGCAUUGUGAACCUUCCCUGGCUAAAUGAAAUGUUUGCAUAUCAUGUAGAAUUGUACCCACUGUACUUUUGCUUCUUGAGAACUUUAUUUAAGAAAUAAAAGUAACUUUUUAUCCUUUUUAUCCUUUUGAUGACAUAGCGAAAUGUAAUAACGGAACAGGCAGUGUCUGUUGAAUGCUCAGUUAUCAGUGGGAACCUUAUUAGAUGGGGCUUGUGGUGCUAGUUAUAUACAACAGGAAUCUCAUGCUUCCUUUUUCUGCCUGGGUUGUAUGCUUCUCUGACUACUUGCAGUGGCAGAGCAGGAUAUAAAUUAAUCAAUAAAUGCUAAGCAGUUAAAAUAAAGCUGACAAGCAUGUAUGUAUUCUAUGCUCCUUUCACCUCAUUCAGUGAAUGUGCUGUGUUGUUUUUUUCUAAGUCGGGCUUUAAGCAUCCACUCCCCAAGAUAUCUGCAGCUGGUAAGAAUAACUGGUAGGACUUAUUUCCCUGUAAAUGACAAGAGAGUUGGCUCCUUAGGCCACUGAUCAUAGAAUCAUAGAGUUGGAAGAGACCACAAGGGCCAUCGAGUCCAACCCCCUGCCAAGCAGGAAACACCAUCAGAGCACUCCUGACAUAUGGUUGUCAAGCCUCUGCUUAAAGACCUCCAAAGAAGGAGACUCCACCACACUCCUUGGCAGCAAAUUCCACUGUCGAACAGCUCUUACUGCCAGGAAGUUCUUCCUAAUGUUUAGGUGGAAUCUUCUUUCUUGUAGUUUGGAUCCAUUGCUCCGUGUCCGCUUCUCUGGAGCAGCAGAAAACAACCUUUCUCCCUCCUCUAUGUGACAUCCUUUUAUAUAUUUGAACAUGGCUAUCAUAUCACCCCUUAACCUCCUCUUCUCCAGGCUAAACAUGCCCAGCUCCCUUAGCCGUUCCUCAGAAGGCAUUGUUUCCAGGCCUUUGACCAUUUUGGUUGCCCUCCUCUGGACACGUUCCAGUUUGUCAGUGUCCUCCUUGAACUGUGGUGCCACAAAAUUGUGCUACCACAAAUGGCUAACAAGCCAACUCGUAAAAUGUUUUGUGAGCCAGUAACUUUUGUAAGCAUAUAUUUGCAAGACUUUUCAGUCUUAACAAUUUGAAAUGGUUUGGGCCUGGUUUUCUUGCAGCUUCACUUGGCUCCUGAUAGGUGCACCUCCGUUGGUUGGUGGUUUCAGAAUCCAUAAUCUGUGUGCAAUACGAGGUUGUUGUUCUAGCAGAUUGUGCAUUGUGCAUGAGUUAGCAGAUCACUUCAGCUGUAUAUUCAUAACUGGCAGAAUUGCACUCUGUUUAUAGAAAAUUCUGGUUUGGUUAUAAGAAUGCCCAUUAAAAAAGAUACCAGUGGUUUGAGAUUUUUGCAGGUGAGAAGUCAGAAUACUAUGGGUUGUAUUCAGUGUGCGUAAGACUCCUAGUAGACCUACUGAAUAAUUUCAGUGGGGCUGCUCUGAAUAAAAUGUUGGUGAAUGCAACCCUUUCAUAUUUAAUAAUAAUCAUUAUUCUUUCUGCCCCUCCACCAUUGCCUUUUAACAAGUGGUUCUUUAGUAGUAAUUCUGCUUUCAAGUCUUGAGGCUUCAGUGAAGUUACUCCCACUUACAUGUUAGUUUCAAUUCUAAUCUGAAAUCCGGUGAUUUGGCUCCUGUUUCUUGUGUGCAAUUUCUUGGUGUGAAAAUUUGCAUUAUGUAUUAACCUGAUAACUAAAGAAAGUGGCCUUACGUUGGGUACAGUGCAGUUCAGGGUGCUUUAGCAGUAUUUGUUUUGUUUGCUGCUUUAUUAGCUAGGUACAUUUAGUUUGUCACCUCCUAUGUGUUAAAUUAAACCUUCACUAAAAUUAUUUUAGUUAGCUAAAUGUGGAAACUAUUCAGCAUAAUAAAGCAGCCCUUCAGUGGCACCUUAUUAACUGCCAUGUAAUUUUAAUGCACUUUUCUCACAAGUGCAGUUCAAAGCAGCGUUUUGUAAAUUGCUUUGAGGAUCUUCGUUUUAAAGUGGCAUCCAGGAGCACAGGUGUGCCACUACAAUGCCUUGACGCUAGCUUAUUUCUUCUCUGCGCUUAACGCUGCUUGCUGCUGCUUGAAGCGAUAAUAAUUUAUUUUGUUGGUUCGGCUUUGAUAAUGUGUCACUGUUAAAGAACAGAGUUGUUGGAGACUGGCUUUUGCUUCGCUCAAUUCUCGAUUGACUUGAAGACUUGAGAUAAGUUGAGGUCUAAAUUCAAUUACCCUGAUAGUUUUGUGAAGAUACUUAAACUGUGUUCAUAGAUAUGGUUCCUGAAUGUGCACCGUUCCUUUGGCAUUGGUCUUUGCUAACAAGCAGGAUUUAAAUUCACCUUCUUCAGACGUAUUUGCUCUGUUCCAAGCAUUUUAUGUUAUUGUAAUCUAGUUAUGUUGGAUACCGGUAAUUUGCUGGUUUUCAAGUACCUUUCUUGAGACAUGUGACAGGGUGAAAUAUUUACCUAAGUGUCUUGUUCAGGCUAUGAGAAUUAUGAUCUCACUCUGUCAAUAUUGCAGGCAUCUUCGCGUUUAACUAAAGUGGUCUUGUUACCAGAGUGCCAUACUAACAAAAUGUCAUGUUGGGUUUUUUGUGGGGGAAGGGUAGAAUUUUGUGUAGAAUGACUGAAGCAGGUAUGUUUAGCUUAUUUUUCUAUGUGGGAAUCGGAGGACUGAUUCCUCAAUGCAAACAUUACAGGGGAAUAUAACUAAUAGAUCUGUGUUGAAGGUCUGUCCCUUCUCAUGGUAUAUUUUAACCAUUGACAGAAAAUGGGUUCUCUGAAGUGUUCACAUGUUAAAUUAUGAGGUCUUCCUCUGGCACUAAUGAAGACUCUGAGAUUCCCCCUUAUUCCCACCACGGUCUUGAGGACUGGUGACCCCUUUCUCCUUUGGAAAGUACAUAGUACAGAAAGAUAAGGUUAAGAAAGGCACACUCUUUCCCAGUUCCUUUGUCAGCUUUCUGUGCUUUCCAAGACUCAGAUUAAUUCUACCGUGCCUGACUUUUACUUGGAACUCUUGGAAAAGUGAAAUAUGUAUGUACUUCCUCUAUUUCUUGCAUAUGAGGGCAGUGCUCUAGGGGGUAGGAAGAGAGGGUGGUGCCCAUAGCCCCUUGAAUAACAUACCGUAUUUUUCGCUCUAUAACACGCACCAGACCAUAACACGCACAUAGUUUUUAGAGGAGGAAAACAGGAAAAAAAAAUUCUAAACGAAAUAGUGGAUAUAUGAUUUCUGUGGUUCAUGCUGUGGCCACAGACAUAUGAUCUGACAGUGAGUUUGGAGUAGCCCCAUGCAAAAAUCCUGAGGAUCCAUGUGGAUCCAUGCUUUGUAACCACGGAGGAGGGAAGGAAGGGGAACCAUGAAUCCUCUGCUCACGACUGCAGCAGAUCCCCCCUGCCACCCACAGGCAUUCGCUCCAUAACACGCACAAACAUUUCCCCUUACUUUCUAGGAGGAAAAAAGUGAGUGUUAUGGUGCAAAAAAUACGGUAUAUGGUAAUUUACUAAUUUGUUGUUCAAGCCUUUUGUGUUUUUUCAGUGGAUUAUGCUGUUAUAUCUACUCAGACUUUGAAACAAAUUCAACUAAUCUGUACUAAUUCAUUAGUAUGAUAUUUGUGUAGAUACUAGAUUCAGGUAGGUAGCCAUGUUGGUCUGACACAGUCGAGGAAAAAAAAUUGUCCAGUAGCACCUUAGAGACCAACUAAGUUUGUUCUGGGUCUAAGCUUUCGUGUGCAUGCACACUUCUUUCAUUUGCGUAGAUAGUCAACUACAAAGACAGUAAGAUAUAAAAUGGUACGAUAAGGGCAAGAAUCGUUUUAACUUUGAUAUGAUACUUUCUAAAUGUUUUGUUAACUUUCUGUCAGACAGGUCUUUGGAAAAAGCACAUCUCUGUUCCCAUGCAACUCUGGCAAAGUGGGAAGAUUUUCCACCAUCUUUUUCACGGCUCGUAAUAGCAGCUGUUUGGUGGUACUUCCUUGUUUUGAAUUGUUUUUGCUAACCCUGUAGCUCAGAAAAAUGUAAUUUUUAAAAAAAUGAAAUUGAAGGGAGAAAUAUAGCUCAAAAGAGGAAGACAGCUGACUUGACACAUGACAAAAUUUCAGGAGAAGAAUUAACAGAAGUAUAUGAUGAAGAGCUUUUUUUAAACUCUGGUUCUUAAGACAUCAGCGGUUUUAAAAUGCACAAGAGACUGGAAUGUGUGAUAUUGAGUCAUUAGAGAUCGCUACCAUAGCAUCCGUCAUAAGCCACUGUUGUUCUGAUCUUUGUCAGAUGGACAGAAUUAUCUGGCUUGGGUAGUGUCACCACUUAUAAUUUAUGUAAAACGUAAUAUGGAACAAAAUUGGAAUGUGAUGAGGAAGAGGUAGCUAGCCUAUAAUUAUUAAACUGGCUUGCAGAAGGAGUGGAACUGGGUGGCUCUUAAUUUUCCUUCCUCCAACAUUUUGAUCUCUUGGAUGUACAAAUAAGAAAUUUCAUAAAUUGUCAGGUUUGAAAAAUGGGGAUUCCCAAGUGAUGGGCUAUUAACUUGUAAGAGGGGGAAAUUGGUUUCUGUUCCCAGGGUAUGCUUUAUAGCAGUCACCAUGGCAUGAAUAGUUAUCUGUUUCCACUCAAGAAUCAGUAACAGGAGGCCUUGUGUUAUGAUAGAUAGUAAUAAUUUUUCCUAUUUCCUUUUCAAGUUUAUCCAGUAAUUUUAGCAUGAUGCAUGUUCCAGUGGGAGUUGAAAUAUUCUGUUCACCUCUAUUCCAGUGUAUCUAAGAUCUGAUUCACACAUGCAUAUACUUCACUACAAGGCAAUACUCUUAAGUCUUGUUGCUCUGACUCUCAAGAGAAUGCGUGAAGCACCUUUAUUGGUCAGUAUUGUAUUGCAGCUACCAGGUGGUGGGUGAUGAUAAUAAUAUAAAUACUUUUUAUUAUGUUUGAUCUGUUUCAGAUAAUGGAAGUCAUAAAUGGAUGCUGCCACAAUCAAGUGGCGAAUGUAGUGUUGAAUUGCUAAACUUCCCAUUCAGCAAGCAGUCUUUAAGGCUCAUAUUUUGGAUUGCCAUGGAGCUGAGUAAAGCAUUCCUGUGUCUGCAUCCUUUAGAAGAACUCUUUGUGUUUUACUAUUCUGUGCUGUAAGAGGCCUUAUUAUAAUGCACACUCUUCUCUUUUUCGUUUGAAGAUGAGGUGCCAGAUUAAUUUCCCUAACAGGUUUAAGGGUGGGCUGCCAAAGUCACUUUGUCCAUUUAUCCCAGGCAGCUUCGACCCAGCUCUUUCAGCAAGUUUGGCAAAAGUUACAUAAACUCAUGGUGAUGGCCCCUGAGGUAUGUUUUGGAAGCUUCUGUGCAGUGGACUGCCAUUCUCAGAAGUCGAAGAAAAUAUUUCAGCUACUAGGUUAGUGGGACAUAGGAGCAAAGAGCCUGUUCUUACCUUGCUGUACUUCCAACCCUCAGUUACAGAUACUGCAGAUGCAGAUGAGCUUCACCACUUCAGACCACAGAUGUGGGGAAACUGGCUGCAAAUAAAACAUCAGCACUGCAGACAGAGGGCUGGGAGAGAACCUUUUCUCUGCAUGUGCUAGUUUCACAGACUUGUGCUUGUUUGAGUUUCGUUUGCCCUUUAAUCCCCCUCCCCAAUACAGUGGUACCUCAGGUUAAGAACUUACCGGUAAUUCAUUCUGGAGGUCCGUUCUUAAUCUGAAACUGUUCGUAACCUGAGGUACCACUUUAGCUAAUGGGGCCUCCCGCUGCCGCCAUGCCGCCGCCGCGUGAUUUCUGUUCUCAUCCUGAAGCAAAGUUCUUAACCCGAGGUACUAUUUCUGGGUUAGCAGAGUCUGUAACCUGAAGUGUCUAUAACCUGAAGCGUCUGUAACCUGAGGUACCACUGUAUCCAGCUGGGAGGGGGUGUUUGGAAGAGCAGGGAACAUUCAGAACUGGUAUCUUUCAUCUGAAGUACAUACAGUCCAUGCCAUUUUAUCACCUAAUUGUGCUGGAGGUGUAGGCCCAGCCUCAGUCUGUGCAAACUUUAAAGGACAUCUGAUUCCUCCUUUCAAUCCUCCAAAAGCCAUGUGUGGGUGAGGAUUGCAGGAGCUUGCUGAGCAAAGACAGGGGACCAACCUAUCAAGCUGCAAAGAGAGCCACUUGUAAUUUAAGCAAGUAAUUUAAGAUUUGCAAUUUUAAGAGAGUGUGGGAAAGUGCCAUGUUGCAAUGUUCAGAAAACAUUGCAGACUUUUGUUUUCAAAUACUCCUUGGGUAGCAUGUAAACCAUUUUUUUGUUUGGUACAAGACAUGAACUCCUGCCUCCUGGUUCCUAGUUUGCUACUGUGAAGGUCUUGCUGAUAAUAAAGAGCUACGGACUGAUGCAAAAAAGAAUACUGAGUACCUUUGCUUCUGUCUCCCAGGGAGUGUGUGCUAGGGAAUGAGGGAGGAAAGGAGCUUCUUCUUGCAUGGCUUAUAGUGUCAUCUACCAAUGCAAAGCUUCAUUAGAGUAAAUAUCUAAACAGUUUAAAGAAUAUAAAAAACAGACUGAGCAGAACAAUUAAGAUACAAAUAUCCACAGUUACAAUGCACAAUAAAACCCACCCAUUAAAACAAUCCAGCGAUUUCAAGAGGCAGAUCCAGAGCAAGAAUUCAUGAGUAAGGUAAAAGUAAAGGGGCCCCUGACCAUUAGGUCCAGUAGUGGCCGACUCUGGGGUUGCGGCGCUCAUCUCGUUUUAUUGGCCGAGGGAGCCGGCGUACAGCUUCCGGGUCAUGUGGUCAGCAUGACUAAGCCGCUUCUGGCAAACCAGAGCAGUGCACGGAAAUGCCGUUUACCUUCCCGCCGGAGCAGUACCUAUUUAUCUACUUGCACUCUGACGUGCUUUCGAACUGCUAGGUUGGCAGGAGCAGGGACUGAGCAAUGGAAGCUCACCCCGUCAUGGGAAUUUGAACCACCAACCUUCUGAUCAGCAAGUCCUAGGCUCUGUAGUUUAACCCACAGCGCCACCCGCGUCCCUUAUUCCUGUGUAAAUAGGUGCAUCUUCAAAAGUCAUUGGAAUGCCAGUACAGAUGGGGCCUCUUGCAUUUCAACUGGAAGGGCAUUCCAUAACAUUGGUGCAACGACUGAAAAAGCUCACCUCUGAGUUACUAUGAGCUGAUAAUCAUCAGACCAUGGCAAGGCUAAUUGCCAGCCUUCUUAAUGCCAUUACAAGGCUGCAGAGAUGAAGUUGGUAUUUCAGGUAACCUUGCCCAGAGUUGAUUAGGGCUUUAUAUUCAGGUAACAAAGCUUCAAAACUGGCUCAGUCACUAAUAGGCAGCCAGUUCAGAUCUUGCAGCACUGCCGUGAUAUUUGACUGGUAAGGAGCACCACUCGGUACCUGAACUGUAUCAUUCUGCAACAGCUGCAGCCUCUGAGCCAGCCUUAAGGAAAGCUCCACACAGAGCAUAUUAUAGUUGUCUAAACGUGAAGUUACCAGCACAUGAAUCACUGUGGACUCUGGACACCUCCCCAGAGACUGUAUUAACCGUGGCAUCAAGAUCCACAUGAAGGCAAGUGAUUUUCCCUUCUCAAAGUGCCUGGUAGACUUGUCACAGCAUGCCAUUUGUUCAUACAUUUUUUGUAGCGCAUAUAUGAAAGCUGCAGUAAACUAUCUGCCUUUCCACCAUCAUUAAGCAUGCAGCCCAUCUGGUCUGUUUAUGCAGAACACUGUAUUUUAACUUAAGGACUAAAGUAUGCCUUUUGCUUUGAAGCAGCAACUACUUUGCUGAAGGGUGUUGCCUGUAACUCUCGGGCAUGUUGGGGUGUGUGUAUGUCUAUGUGGUGGGGGGACAGGGGAAGAGGGUUCGUUGGUAUAAACAAUUUAGUACAUCUAUUCCCAUUACAUUGCAUGUGUCUCCGAUUCCAGUCUAGCUGAGGAGUGUAAAGUAAAAAUUGCCUAUCUGGAAGGUUGUUGGCUUGUACUGUGUUGUGUAAAGAGCAAGACUCUGAUGGGAACUUCCCAAGUUCUUGUUGCUGUUUGAAGAUGGAUGCAAAGUUUAGAUUGCAAGCAAAAAUGAAUUUGAGCCUUUUAGUUUCAAGUGUACUUGCGCAAUUAUUGCCAGACCUUUGACAGCCUGUUCUAAGACAGAAUCAUUACUAGAGUUUGUCCAUGAGAGACUAAAUUAGAAUAUCACAAUAUAUCUUUUCUGUUCGCAGAUUAGGCCAGUAAAAAGUUUGAACAUAUACAAUGAGUAUUUUUAUUUAGGUAUGUGUUUAUACAAUAUCAUACCACCCAAUAACCAAGGUUUUUCAGAUAAUUUACAGUAACCAUCUAAAACCCCCCCAGCAGUUUAGAACCAAAAUAAUAACUAAAAGAUUACAGUAGGGUAUUCAAAAAGCACAAGAAGAUGUUAAGAUUAGAAAUGGUGGGAAAGGUAUUCUCUGGGGAGGGAAUUCAUGAACUAGGGUGCCACUACUGAAAAGCUCCUCUUUUGUAGCCAACUGCCUCACCUAACUUGAUGAGGCCGCAUGACAAGGGCCUCUGAAGAGGAUGUUAAGGUCUCGGAAGGUAUACAGUGGUACCUCAGGUUAAGUACUUAAUUCGUUCCGGAGGUCCGUACUUAACCUGAAACUGUACUUAACCUGAAGCACCACUUUAGCUAAUGGGGCCUCCUGCUACUGCCGUGCCGCCAGAGCACGAUUUCUGUUCUCAGCCUGAAGCAAAGUUCUUAACCUGAAGCACUAUUUCUGGAUUAGCGGAGUCUGUAACCUGAAGCAUAUGUAACCCGAGGUACCACUGUAUAUGCAAGGAGGCUAGCCUUCAGGUAUGAUAAUGCCAAGUCAUUUAUGACUUCAAAGGUUAACACCAACAUUUUGAAUCAGGCCUAGAAAGGAACUGGAAGCCAUUGCAGAUGACAUUCACUGGCAUAAUAUGGACAUUGACCACUUUCAAAGGCAGCCACACAUAUAAUACAUUGCAGUAAUCCAAACAGCAGGCUAGCAAAGCACAGAUACAGUAACUUGAGCAAUUCUGUCUUCUUCAGAUAGGGUUCUUGUUGGUAUAGUGUCUAAGCUGAUAAAAGACAAAAACUUCAAAUAGGAAAAAAGUCUUGGCCAUAUAUUAGUCUUUUACUUUAUUACUCACUCUGAAAUAUUUUCUUUAAAUAUAGACUUAAAGAGCUUGGCACAAAUGACCCAACCAAUAAAAAUAGAAAUGUGACUUUUUCUCAAGGUUUUCGAAUGGGAAAAUGAAAGCUGCUUAUUUUCAGUCCUGCUUAUUUUCAAUUGAAGUUAUUCCCCACCCAACCCCAGUCUAUUAGCAAUGGCUUGAUAAUUCCCCUGACAGAUAUGUUUAGGUUGGAUUCCUGUAUUACCAAAGAGGUGUAGUUGCUACUUGCUGUGACUGGCUACCAUCCUGCUACUGUAGUGUUUGGAUGGCAGAAGUGCAUGGUGUUGCCAGGAUUUCAGAGAUACUAUGUUUGGCAGUGUCAGCAGCUCAGAAGGGAAGGGGCAGUAGCCUAUGCAAUCUUGGCAGCCCCAUGUGAUCAGAAUAUUACUGGAGCAGCAUGAGCACUUAGGCAGAGUACUGCAUAAAUAUGACUUUAGCCUCUUCAGUGUGUGUAGAUCAGGGAUGGGGAACUUGUGGAUCUCCAGAUGAUGGUGGAAUCCAAGUACCAUCAGCUCUAGCCAGCAUGGUUCAUGGCCAGGAACAAUGGGAGUUGUAGUCCUACGAUAUCUGGAGGGCCGUAGGUUCCCCAUUUCUGAUGUUGGCAGUCAUGGGUGCGGAACCUCAGACCUGGUGGCCAGUCUCAGACCCAACUUUCUCUGGCCCUUGGGGUGCUCUCCAGCCUAGUUACACAUCCUCCUUGAAUGUUUUGCUUCACUUGAAUGUAUCUUUGAACUCAGGUUUGUUGGGAUGGAGGAUAGAGGUAUGGAUGUAAACUUGUUCUAUCCUUGUUUGCCUCUGGCCUCACCCACCACUGACAUGUGGUCACUGAGAGUGACUUUGGGAGUUGAUGUUAAGCCAAGAAGCUACUAAAUUGGUAAGGAACUCAGUUGAGACAGAGUACAAGGGUGAGCUGUAAUGACACUUGAUUUGUAGUAUCUGAGCCCCAAUUCAUAGGAAAAUUUCUGCUCCUAGGCUGGACCAUAAAUCAUAGAACAGCCCUCUGUCGCAUUUUCACAUCUCUGUCAUUGCUGUGGCAGGUGUUUCACUGAACUAUGUAAGUUGCAAUAUCACCAGGUUUAUGAAUUUAUCAUAUCAUACUAUCUUACUUAUAAGCUUCUGGUGUUGCAUGAUAACCUGACAUUCUUAGCUUUUCUUACAAAAUUCUGGGGUGUCUGUCUACUAUUGUGGUUCAGAGCCAUCUACUUGAAGUUGAUAAAACUGAGCUUUCCUUCUCUCUUGUCUCUGCCAUUCUUAAAACUUUAGAUAUUGAUAUUUAAGAGAGAUUUGGUUGAAGCUUUUUUGAUGUUACAUUUUAGGAUUACUGAAUAAAAUCUCUCUGGAAGCAUGUAUAAUGACCUUUCUGAAUGUAAAGGCCAGUUACUGAAAUUUCGUACCUUCUGCUUUCUGUUUAUCUCUCCCCAGACUGUUUCAUCUUUCUUUUAUUGGAUAGUGUUGAACUUUAGAGAGAUAUUUAAAUGAAAGAGCACGGAACAAGGAGGAAUGGUUCAGCAGAUCAGAAGAAUCUUUAUUUGCAUCAGCCACAGCCAUAGCAAAUGGCUCAGCCUGUACAGAUGGGUGGGAGGUUUUGAAAGCAGGCGUCAACACCACCUUGGUGGCUACCUAGACAAAGUAUGACUUCUUUAAAAUAAUGUAAAACAAAAAGUAAGUCAAUGUGAUAUGUGUAAGUUGAUGGGUGGAUAAAGCUGCCAAGAAAGGUGAAAUGAAAGCCAGGAGUUCAGUCCCUUGUUUCUUAGCAUUUAUUUCCUUUGUUUAAAGGAUGUUCAAAAUAGAAUUCUUUACAGACUAUGCCAGCAAAUAGUUCUUUUUGUGUGUGUUUUUGUAGGUUCUUUUUUUACUUCAGAUAGCUGGGAGUUUAGUCAUGUUCCUCCUUUUGAAGAAAGUUCAUUGGAAAUCAUCAGGCAGUGCAGCUCUGAAUGUCAGUGCUGUAAAAAGCACAGGAAUCCAAGGUUAUAUGUGAGGUACAUAUAUAUUAGAAGGGGUGGUGGAGAACUCCAUGCGAUUGCCAGGUUUCUGUAUCGGUAGGUGAAUCUACAACCUGGUUGGGUGUGCCUAAGAGUGCUGUUAGACAAAACCGAGUAAAAAUGGUGGUCCCAGAAUCUAGCAUCAGCUACAACUUUUCCUGUGGCAUUUCUAGGGUAGCAGAGCAAAUGGCACCACGUUGGCUGCCAACUUAACAGAUUUAAAAGGGGAAUUAUCCUCAUCCUACAUGAGUACAUCUGUCGGUGGCUAAUAAUCAUGAUGGCUAUCUUACCUCCAGUGUCAGAGGCAGUAUGGCUCCGAAUGCCAGUAAUAGGCAUCAAAAGCAGAAGUGUGCUCAUGUCCUCCUUGUAGGUUUCCCCUAAGCAUCCGGUUGCAGGACUACCUCCACCGUUUUGAGGCAGCUGCCAUAGACAGCAGAUGUUGGGAGCAGGAAGUGGGAGCAAUAUUCUGGAGGACAGAGCUGUAUAUUCCAUGUGGCCUGCCCAGCACUCCCUUAAGCAUGCUUUCUGCCCCAAGUUGUUGUUGUGGAGAACAGUCUCCCAUCGCCAGUGUUGAAAUAUGAUUCAACUACUAGUCAGGCCACCUUCUGUAUGUGGAAUGGGAAAGGGCAUCUUGUUCUUGGACUCGGGCAGCCCAAUGUCUUGAGCCAGCCUUGGCUGGUUAGCUACAGUGAGAACACAAUACUUGACUAGAUACACUUCUGGUUUGAUUCAAUAGGGCUCUUAAUGUGUACUUAGGACAGGAUAAGGAUAAUUGCCUUUUUCAAAGCUUUGUUGGGCCCCCCUCUUGAUCCAAGUAUAAAAUUGACUCUGUAAUGUGGAGGAAUUUUUGGACCACAUGGUCUUGGGCAUUCAGUUGCUUUUCCAUGACUUGUGUUUUCAUGAAACAGGAACAGAGGAUGCUGAAUCAGGCUGGGUUUUCUCCCAGCUCUACCUGGAGAUGUCAAGAAUUGAACCUGGGACCUUCUGCAUGCAAAGCAGAUGCUUUGGCACUGAGCUACAGCCCUUCCCCAAUCUCAGGGAUGUAUAGAAUAAAGUUGUGAAAGAGGUUCUUUAUUCAAGAGGUUGCUCUGCUUUGUUAUGUAUCAUGAAUAUUGGGGUCUGUGGAGCAGGAUAUGAUUAUAGGACUUUCCCCUCUGGGGAAACAGACCUUCUUUUGCUGAGAGUAGUGGGCAGCUUAUUUUGUGGGGAGGAGCGGGAACCAGAUUUGCCUUAACAAAAUGAUAUAGCUCAGGGAUGGGGUGUGGUGCUCUAGAUGUUGCUGGACUCAAACUCCAGUCAGUCCCAGGCUGCAUAGCCAAUGAUCAGGAAUGAUGGAAUUUAGAGUCCAAUGGCCUCUGGAGGGCCAUAGCUUCCAGGCUUAGUGCUAUAUUCAAGAGCUGGAAUGAGCAUGAAUAAUAUAUUUACUUCAGCACAGUAAGUAAAAUUGUUUGAAACCACACUGGAAUAGUGCAAAACCAUUCUGCCCCACCCCUGUGUGUCCCAGAGUCUGCUAUAUGCCUUGCAACUGAGUAGCUGCAGCAAUUCAGGUGGUAAUUCAUCAGCCUGGGUGUUCUUACCCUCCAAGUAGUGGGGUCAGCCAUCUGGAACAUGCUUGAGAGCACAGUCCAGGAUUAUAAUCUGGAGCUUUUGAAACUGCUGUGGGCUCAUGAUUUCCGGAUUUCUUCUUGUAGCAGAGACACAGCUCCACUUCAGUUGCCUGCCUUCUCCUCAGGCUGUUUGCUCAGCUUCUUCUGACAAUCUGAUUGUCAACUUGCUAUGUCUUCCCUGAAGACACACAUUGCCCUUUUAAACAUGCAAAAGUUCCGUCAAUUGAUUUUGUCCCAUUCUUUAAGCCCAAGAUGAAGGGCUGGAGGCAAGCACUGUGGGAUGACCAGAGCAACAGCAUGCUUCUUAAAUUGAAACCAGUGCUUCAUUUUGUGGUUUAACAAUAAGAACACAGUUAAGAACACAGAAGCCAAUAAGUUGUCCUCACUUUCUUAAGGGUUUAACAGAGUCCCUACGCAUCAAUAUAUAUUGAUUGGGGGGGGAUGGGACCCCAUGCAUUCCCUGUUUAGGGAAGCUUUUAGUGUUUAACAGACUAUUGUAUUUUAAUAUUUUGUUGGAAGCCGCCCAGAGUGGCUGGGGAAACCCAGCCAGAUGGGCGUGGUAUGUAUGUAUGUAUGUAUGUAUAAAUAAAUAAAUAAAUAUUAUUAUAGUUGCAUGUUAGACAUGUCUUGCUGAAGACUCCAUGGUUGUCAAGUGCAUGGCAGACCUUUCCUCUUGUCCUGUUUGCUGCUCUGAAAUUAGCCUCAGUUUCCCCUGACAAGAUUCACCUUUUAGCAUAGCGAUUCUUCUAUCAGUAGCUCCAGGAGUUUAAAUCAGCAACCCGGAAGGAGCUCUCCAUUUCCUCUUAGUCAUCCAGCAAUGCUCUCCCCCUCCCAUGCCAAGGACUGUGUGUCAUUAAAUAUAGUUACUUAGGUACUUAAGGUCUGCUCUAGAAAGCUGGGCCACAUUUGAGACAUCUCAGCCCCAAAGUUUUCCAAAGCAAAGAUUACAAAAAGCAAAGAAAGCUGUGUUGGCCCAUAAGAAGAAAAAACCAGAUCUGUAUAUAGGACAAUACCUUUCCUAUGCCACCCAAAAUGGCACAAAAUUGUGUGCAAGCUUUCGAGUUCUGGAGAACUCUUAAUUGGAGACAAGGACAAAAGUUACCUGCUGAUGUGAAGUAGAAAUAUAUAAAACACACACAGGCAAAUGCUCUAGGCAGAUAGUUAAUGAUAUGCAGUAGUUAAGAGCCUUGCUUUUGCCUCUAUAUGGGCAUAGGCUUGGCUUCAGUGCUUGGGGAUUUUGAGCUACUUGAGUAGCCUGUUUUCUGUAUUUGGAUAACUCUUACUUGAUCAAGACAGAUCUGUAUUAGUUUAAAACAUGCAAUGCUUGUAGUGCAGUUUGUUGAAAGUAAUAGGUCAGACAAAAGCAGAUCACAUGAAAGCUAAACCGUGAACCAGCCUUCAAGAUGGUUUGGAUUACAACUGCUAUCAGCUAGAGCCAGCACAGCCAAUAAUUGGGGAUAAUGGGAGUUGUAGCCAAAACAUCUGGAGGGCACCAGGUUGAGGAAGGCUGCUGUAAGCUCAUUGGGUUCGUGUGAGGCUCAAAGCAAGCAAACUUGACUCAUCAGCUCUUGACAAUUGUUUCUUAGGAGUGGAGUAUUGCACACACUCAACGGAAUCGCUUUUUGCAGCUGUCUGAUGCUCAGCUUAACAAAUCUAUAUACCUAAUAUUAGGCUCUCACUCUCUCUCUUUCCCAACCCACUCGCUUCAGUUAGAGGCAGCAGCCUGUCAAUGACUCUUCAGAUCUCUCCAGCCCUCCCCAUUGUCAAAUGCACCCUUGUCAUCCUCUGAAUAGCAUUUCCACUUGAUUUUAAAGUAGCUUUCUGUCAACUGUGGUGGACUAAGAAUUUUAGUGACAACUCCAUCAAUUGGGCCACCAAGAUCAGAAACAUCCCUAUCUCAGCAGUUGAUACGUGUUCAUAUCUGUAAGUGGAGGCUGCUAGGUAAUAUCUCCCGUUGUAAGUGACUGUAGCGGGUGUGGGUGAGUGGUGCCGAAAAUUUGAACCGAAGACGGAGGGGGCUGUAACAUGGCCUUUCUUUGCUGUCUUGAUCUUACACACAAGCUGAAGAAGGAGAAAGCCACCUUGAAAUUUGGUGCCUGCUCACCUUUCAAAAUGUAUUGGAUACUGAAUGCACCAGCAUAAUGAUGCUUCACUAAUGUCUAGCAUUAUACUGUUCCAAUCAGAGUUCCCAGUUGCUGGAAUGUGAGUUUUUAAAUACCAGAACAUGUGGUCCACAUUUUAUGUGUUUACAGUGUGUUAGCAUCAUAUCUCUACAGCAGUUGACUCCACUGCAUUAAGGGUACUGGGAAUUAUUGUGAGAGGGUCUCAUAACGACUCUUGGGUAUAAGAAUGCUUUAAACGUGAGGUGUAGAUGUGACCUCAGCUCCAUCCAUGAAUGGGAGGAAGGAGCCCUUAUGUUUGCAGAAGCCUAGUUAAGAUUCAAGCCAUAAUAAAUAAAAAUGAUUCCAAUAACAUAAAUCACAAAUUGUAAUCAGCAAAAUGACAAACAGCCUGUGAGCAGUAACUAAGUAGUGGAAAAUCUAAAGUCAGCCUAUAUCAACCUGAUGUUUGUGCUCCAGAUGUUUUGGACUAUAACUCUCUUCAUCCUCUGCCAACACAGUUCAGAGAUAAAAAUGCAUUAAUUUUUGUUUGUUCCCUUCUUGGCUAAAGAUAAUCAUUUUUGAAAGGUGACAAAUUUAGUACUUCUCCAUAUGGUCUGUGGCAGGAUAUAUGCAGACCUGGCAUUACAGUGGAUGGAAAAGGAGAUUCAUAGUGGAAUAUAUUUAAUAUAUUUAUUGCGGAAUGUGUACUUUGCUUUUCAAAGCAGCAAAAAGCCCCCACAAAGCAGCUUGCAAUACUAAACUAGCCAUCAACACAGUUUAAAAACAAUUAAAAUUCAUUACUGCAAACAAAGGCUUGCAUUCAGUGUAGCACUAAGUAUCUGUCUUGCUGUCAGAACAAGGAUUUCUGCGUGUGCAAUGGGACUCUCCACCCUCUUCCCUCUAUGUGCUCCCUAAAUGUGUUUUGCCCUCCCCCCCCAAAUCCUCCAGAACAGAUUUGGAGAGGGAGUCACAUUGGGAAGAUGGGACAGUGCUACAUUGGAGACAGAUUGAUACUAUAAUAAAACAAACAGAUUUAUUUAUUUUUUUGUCCUUAUUCCCUCCAUUGUAGCAUCCAUGAAGCAUGGCAGCAUGAUAUUUCACCAGAAGGCUCCAUGCCUGCUGCCUGCCACUCUGUAAUUAGGACUAUGGACUUCAUAUAGGAUCUAGUGUUUAUGCUCUUGCAGCUUGUGUUUGCACUGUAGGAAGGAAAAAUGGAAGGUCUGGCCCUUCUUCACCCCAAAGGAAUGGAAGAGGAAAAGGCUACUGGGAAUUUUUCCACCUUGUAAUGCAUCCUGUGUUGAAAACUUCGCAGUUCUGUACUAUGAGAAGCUGUGUGUUAAACUAUAUAUUUUGGCAGCUGAGGGUGACAUUUAGUCAUGUGCGGCUGUUCUCUCUGAACGGUGUGAUUUCUUGUGACCUCCUGUUUCCACAGUGUUUGUAAGCAGUCCUUCCUUUAUGUCAAGGUAGCUCUAUUGUGUGUUUUUUCCCCUUAAUCAGCACAGCAAAAGAAUGUUGUCUCUCCACCACCACUACCCCUCUCUACCACCAGUUUCCUUUCCAAGAAAAAGAAAGGAAGCAUGACUUAGGUAGGCAGCUAUCCUUCCUGUCCCACAGCCAUGUUGAAGUCAGCGCCAAUAACUUCAGUCCAUUUAGAGGAGACACUGCCACCAAUGAACUUGUGCUCUGUUCUACUGAGCAACGGGUAUAACGUGCUGUUUCCUAGCCCAGCCUCUGGCUUCUCUUCUGUCUGUUUUGGCACAUGUGCCUUAAAUUUCCUGUAAAUGUAGACUAGCAGGAUAAAAACGAAAACCUAUGUGGCUGAAUGCUAGAAGUCCUCUACCUGGUAACUGCAGGCAGACAGAAGAGCUGGGGCUACUCCCUAAAAUGUUUUGCAAGAGGAGCCCAAUGCUAUGUAGUCCUUGAAGUAAUAAAUAGGAUUCAAAAUAUGGGCCUUCCCAGGCAAGUGACUUUGUGGUGGCGGCAGCAGCAGCAGCAGCAGCAGCAGCAGCAGCGGGGGAGCAGUGGGGAGUAAAUGCUCAGGUACUAACCACAGUAUGUAGUUGCCAGCCUUCCAACAGCAGUGUUUUGUCACUGACCACAUUGUGUGUUUCUUGCAAUUUAGAGCAUUAGAUGGGCUAUAAUAAUGUGAGGAUCAUGCAUGCCCACUGAGGUGUUCUUAUAGUGAAUGUCAGCCAUUCCUUCUCUCCCACUGAAUGCCUGAAGUGGGAGGGAUGGUCAUGUAAAGCCCAACAACUUGGAGGUUUGGGUGCCAAAACAAUCUUGGCCUGUUCUAAUAGGUAAGAGGUCAGGCUUACCGUAAUCACAUGGAAGACAAACUCGCCCUUCUGGUAAGCUGAAUUGGCACUGCAGGAUGAGCUGAAAGUUGGGUUAAUUGCCCCCAUCCCCAUGUCUGCGCUCAUGAGACCCUGGAAAAAGUGUUGCUUGAUGAAAAUCACAAAACGAUGGCAGUUGAAAUCUGGGAAGGAGUGUGGAACCAUUUGCAUGCCAGUGCCCUAAAAUGGAUGGCAUUGGCAUUUUCAGCCCAUUGCCUUAAUGUGUGUGUGUGUGUGUUACUGGUGCCAGGCAAGCCAGAAGGUGAGGAAGCUUCCCUGUGCCUUUUUCCUCCACCAGCUCCACUGGAUUCAAAUCCUCUAGUGCCAUGCCCUGAAAUGUUCCAUUUGGGGGCUCUCCCCAGUCUAUGGUCAGAAACAGCUUCCUACCCACCAGGGUGAAGCUUGAACCUCCACAGUGGUGGAAAACACACACACGCCACAGCACUUCUGCACCUUACUGCUUGGGGAGACACCUGUGUGCCCCUGCCCCUCAGCCAACAACAUGGGGAAUGUUAUGAGUGCCCUGAAAAUUCAUCUGGUUUUCUUUUUUCUUGCCUCCGCCUUUCUUUUAAUCUAGGAGUCUUUCCUGGAUGCGCACAAAUACUAUUUUUAAGCUGUAUAAUAAUUUAAUUAAGAUGUGUCAUUAAAAAUAAAACAAAGCUGUCUGUUACUGUAAUUUACGUUUUUCAAUGUAAGGAAAUAGCUUUUUUUAAAGUGGCUGUCAUGCAGCAGGAGCUACCUUAUUUUCGUCCUUUUGCAAGGUGAGAGAGGGGAGAGGAUAUUAUUCUGCUGCUGCUGCUGAAUGGGGUUGGCGCCAGUAAUGUGAUGUAGGCUUCUUUGGCACCCCAUCCCUUUCUCCAAUGCAGCAUCCUCCAGAUCUUGUUGGAGAGCAUCACGUUGGCUACCUCACUCCUUCUCUUUCUUUCCCCCACAGAUGAAUAGUUGGAGAAAAAAAAGGGGUGUCCCCUUAUGCAGGUGUGUGUGUGUAUAGGAGGCAGGGUAUGCACAAAUUCUUGAUUCUAGCAUAGGAUGUGGCACAAGAGUCUUGUUUGUGAAUCUUCCAACCAUAUGUAGCAUCCUGUGGCAGAGUGCUGCUUGGUUGGGGUCAAAAGCAUGUUGGCAAAAACAACUCCGUUGGCAAUGGUUCAGAGAGUAGGAUUCUCCUGUUGAAGUGAUUGUUUUGUGGGAAUAUUUGUGUUGGCAUAGAAGCUCUAUGACGUUUUGUCACCAGGCUUGAAACAGCAUUGCUGCUUCUGAGCACUGGUGGUUGAUUACUGUAGUAUUAAGGAGGCACUGGGCUGGAUCCAAAGAGGAGCCAUAACUCUGGCAGGGCACCUGUUUUGCAUGCAGAAUGUGCCAGGCUCAGUCCCUGGCACCUCCAAGAAUGCUGGGAAUUGGCAUGUCUGAAUCCCUAGAGAGCUCUUGCCAGUCAGCAUAGAGAAGCAGUACUGAGCUAGAUAGACCAACAAUAUGACACUCUAUAAGUCAGUUUCCAGUGUUUCUGUCUGUUCCUGCCCAAAGGAGUGCUUUCGAAGGGCAAACCUUAUUUGAAAGGAAAUUUUGGGAAUGAGCACAAUUUCAAAAGGAACUUGUAAUAUGACACGCAGAGUCUGCUGCUUAAAAGAAAAGGCAAACAUUUUAUGUUGGGAGUGCCUAAAGUCAGAAUUUGGGCCCUAGCCACAACUGAGUAUUCUGGAAACUUGCUGUCUGGUGUGAUGCCUAUUUUAGGAUUUGUUUGUUAUCACAGAAGGAUUAUGGUUGAGGAUGAAAUAAUUCCAUGUUGAGGAAACAAUUUGGUUAUAUUUCAGUGUGGGAUAACUUCAGGGAUGAAUUAAAUGUUCAGAGGUCAUGUAUCUUGUAUGCGGCAAGGUUCGUACUUGGAACAUUCCUGUGUGCCACUGAACAUAGGAAGCAUGAGAUGUGUGUGAGUUUCUUCCCCCUUCCCUGCCUAUUGGCAGAUGGAAGUAGCAUAGAAACUGGCUGGCUAGCAUGUUGUGCAUGAGUUGCUUGAUGCUUCCGGGUCCUUGGAAUUUGACCUGCAGCUUAGCAUGUGGCAGGGCAUAAUCACAAGCCUUAAGCCUUCAAAUUGGUCCUUAGAUAUUAGUAGCAGUUAUAAUUUAGUAGUUGCAUUUUAUCACUCAUCCUAUGGUUGAUGUUCUGUAUCCUUCUGCCAGGUGAUGAUAAGGAUUUCAUCAGAGAUUUGGGUGUAGAUGUCUGGCAGGUGGAAUGGUAAUUUAUAUUCACCCAUUGUGGUAAUUUAUAUGAAAAUCAUUUUGACUGUUCGGCUGUUAUGUUGGUUGUAUGAAUUGGGUAAUAAACGGAACAUGUACUGAUUCAGUAGCUUAGAAUAUUCAUAAUACACUCAUACAUUUAUUUAUACAUGUAUGUAAUAAAUUUGCAAUGAAAGGUUUCUUAGAAAGAAGGAAACGCUCUCUUCAGAGUAAAUGAAUGGGCUGUCUUGCUUUAUAGCUUCAUUAUUGAAUUAUUUUAAGCAGUGCAGCAAUAUCAGGUUUUAUUCCAUUACCAUUGAUUAGAACAUUUCUAUGUGACUUUAUAUAACAAUCAAAUGGUGCUCAAUUCACAAAUUCCUGGUUUGGUGUUUAAAUGCCCAACUGGGAGCAGUUCCCAUAAAGGUGUGCCCUUCUGUUUUCAAGGAUAUAUUACUCCCUUGCAGUGAUCUUUCACAAUAAAAACUUAGGAAUGUCAAGGAGCUGUUUUGAAUUCAUGGUUUUGAAAGCAUUGGUAAACUCUGACCUGAAGAAUUUGAAGUAUAGCACUUUAAAGUCUCUCUGGAACUAAAUGGUUUAGUGGUUAUAAUAUACAGGCACAGUGUAUCUACUAUGUAUUUUGGAAAGUAGUUUGUCUAUCUGCCUGUUCUCUAUGGGUUUGGUCACCUCUCAAGAUACUGUUGCCAAACUUUGCAUGAGGGUUCUCGGUGCAGAGGUGGUAGUCUUUGUCAAUACCGAAAUGUCACUUUGAUGUGACUUUGCCAAUUUUUUUACGUAACAGGUCCAAGCUAUGCCAAUUUGGACACUUCUGAAGAUACCACCGGUUUUGGUGACUCUUUGCCAAAUUUGGUGUGACAGUUCCAACCUGCACCAAUUUGGAUGCCUCUCGAUGUACUUUAACAAACUUGGCACAAGGUUCCCUACGUGGAGCCUUGGGUUGUUGUGUGUGUCCUACAACUCAACAAAUUAAAAAAACUCUAUUUUCUUGUCCUUUGAAUUCCCGGACAGUGCUGGACACUUCCCGCUAGCAGGUUUAUAGAAGAAAGUCAACCCUGAAAGUAAAAUGUUAUGUGGUUGUAAUGUGGCUAUAUGAAUAGCAGGUGGCUUUACGAUGCUAUUAUGGAAAGAGCUGUUAACUACUCAUAGCAGUUUUAUAAUUAGUCUUGCUGCUUACUGUGACAGUGUACAAAUCAACUCCCUGAUUUUCCUAUGCCUUUUUGAUCGUGUCUUGGUGUGUUGCAGUCUUGUGCUGUACCCACAAAAAAGUUCUUCAUCUUACACUGCAGCUACUGUUAGAGAAAGAAGCAACAUCUAGGAGCCAUUCAACAGCUCUGUUUGCAACAUCAUAAAGCAGUUGGAGCAGGCCAAACUCAACAGGAUUGUUGCAGAAGCACACCAGCAAAAGCAAAUAUUGCUGCUGGCAAUAUAUAUAUAUUUCAGAGGGGUUCAGAGUGCUUAAUUCUGCCUCACUCACCUCUACAGCUUGUGCUGCAGCAGCUAACAUGAGGCAUAGGAUGAGGUAGGCAACCGUCUGUUUUCAGAGAUAAUAGAGUGUGCCUUUGGGGGGUGAGGUCAAAGCACUGGAGAAUCACAGCACCUGCUGUGGCUGCAGACACUGGUAACUCGUACCUGCUGCCUCCUGUGUUGCUUUUGCUGCAUUAACACCACUGAAGUGACCUCUUUGGGGUGCAAGCCUGGGCAGUGUGUAUGGAGGUCCUGGGAUUCCUAGACAACAAGACCCCCCUCUUAGCCUCGCUGAUGUGGUCCAAAGAAAGCAGAGCAAUACAUUCAGCACCAGCUUGGCUGCAUAGCAUGAGGUUGUUUAUAACUACCUGUAUUUAAAGGGUAGCCCUUAAUAGGAUUGCCAGUUUGUGGUGCAGAGGGAGCUUCUAGACUUUUAGCAGCUGCUUUGACGGAUGCAGCUAUUCAUUUCCCCAGUAUUCUGGGCUUAGAAUGUAUCCCUGCCAUGCAACUUUCAAAGACACAUGAGCACUUUGAUCCCAAUCAGUGCUGUUGCAUUCUCCUUAUUGGUGAUUAAAUGAACACUUGCAGUUCAAAAGGGUGGUGAUGGGAUGUCAUUAGACUGAUUUUCUGCCUGCCAUUUUAUUGUGUCAAGGAGUUCUUCCACAAGACCCUGAUUUAUCAGUAAAUAAAUACUAUGGAGUUGUGGGAGAAGCUUUUGGUAACAAUGGCUCAAAGUGAAUGUUUGCCUUGAAAAUAACAGUCUGUUCGUAGUAAGUGGAUUAGUAUUGGUGUGUAAUAGGAGAAUUAGUAUUUCAGGAAAUGGGUCAUGGUAACUUCUGGAUCUGGAAUGCAGGGCAUUUACUUGCUGAGGAUUAAAGAUUUGUUUAACUUAGUUUGGUUAUUGUGAUGAACUCCGAAGUUAAAAAUAUACAGAAUGAGGUGUGUUGUAAUGCUUCAAGAAUCUGCCUUUGUCUCUGAGGGAAAGUGAGAAAAUGUCUAUUUGUUGUGGGGUGUUUUUCGUAGCCCUGGCAAUUUAAUGGAAGUGUUACUUAAUGUGCAAACAAUCACUUUAAAAUGUACAUCUCUUGUCAAGUCCUAAAAGCCUAGCAAUGUAAUUCCUUAAUACUUUGACAUCAUGUAAUAUGUGUGUGUUGCAAACAGCAUGUGUGUGGGGGACGUAUAUAUUAUCCAUUUUUGAUGUUAGAUCUGGUAAGCAUAUGCCCAGGGCUAGUUUCAAAUUUCUGGGGGCUGUUGGGCACAGGGUAUCAGUAGUCCUCUUGCCCUCCCCUUCCUUCUUAAAACAAGGCUGACUAGAGAAGAGACUUCCUGGUUUGUUAAAUUUGUUUCCUAUAAUGUCCAAACUGGGUAACUGUGGUUCAAGCAUGCCCCACAAGCCACAGUUUGAUCUGCAUUUCAGAAAUCCUAGUUUGUAGGAAGCACCUGAACGAUGUUUUUCUGGUUUGGAUGUCAUGGGACAACUCCGUAGUGUUGAUUUCUUCUGAUUGAUCAUACGUUACAAAUAAAAUAGUCGGUGCCGCAGCAUUGAUAAUUGAACCUGUCACUCGUCUGUCACAUACAUUCUUUGAAACCUAGUACUGAAAUUAAGAGCUUUGAAAUUCAGAAUGCUGGGAGAUGCAUUCGGUAUAAUUCUUAGAGAUGGAUGGAAUACUGCAUGCAGAUUCUUCCCUUCCCUAGGCAGUAUGGAAGUUAGGUAAAUCGUCAGAAACUUUUCCUAGGUACUACAAUGAUCAUUCAAGUGUAAUACACUUUUAAUGUUACAUUUAUGCAAGAGCAUGUCAUUGAAAGUAAUGUCAGAAGCAAGCCUGGUGCUCCGAACAAUGCAGGAAUUCACUUCUUUGAUACAAGAAGAACAGCAAGUGGUUUGAAGUUUCCACAAUAGUUACCUGGAUUUCUGGGAAACUUAUUAUGAAAACAUGUAGGCCUAAGAAGGUGCAAAAAGAGGGGUUUUUUGUGUUUUUUUAAAAGUAGUAGUAUAUUUUAUCCACCCACCCAUUCCUGCUAUUAUAUAUACAUAAUUUUAUUUGUAUGCUGCCUUUCUACAUUUCAAACCAUGCUCAAGGUGGCUUACAACAGGGAACAAAUGCGUAACUACAUAAUAACAAAAGUAGCCAUAAACAAUAAAUAAAACAUUAAAAAAUACACAACCAAAUUGAAAAUUUCCACAUUUAUCACAAGAUCUAAAAUAAAGAUGGUAAAAAACAAAAAUAGAGCAACAGCUCCCUCCCCCCAAAUCACACACACCCAGCCCAAGACUGUUCACCCAGCCUCAGCCAUUGCAGUCAGUCAGUGCCCCUCCCAGGCCUGGCACAAAUAGGCCUGCAAGGCAGGGAGCAGGUCUUCCAGGAUUCAACAGCCAAGGUGACUGAAUUCUUCUUUCCUUUGCAGUUUCUAUCACCUAUUUGUGUGCAAUUAAGAGUGACAAACAUACACUAUGCAGCAAUCAGCCAAGGGGUUUCAGUCCUUCAAUUAUAAAUUCAUAGAUGGAGAGUCUGGUUUGCAAAGGAAUCUUUUACUAAACUCUAACUGCACUCUAGAUAGUGGCAUAACUUCAGCUCAAAGGCCUUUACAGCCAUAAAGAGAAUUUCUAAGGCACUUGUUUCUGUAAAUAUCGAAGAGAAAAGCAGUAGUGUAUCAUGAAGAGGGAAAAGGCUGACUGUGCAGAUAGAAUCAAGAAUUAGAAAUAGCUCAUGCUGCCACACACUUGACUUCAAGUGAGGGUUUGGAUAGUUGGUACGCUUCCAAAGGCUUUGUAUAUUUUAACCCAGAAUGUACAGAGAGCUUCACAAAAGCAGAGUGCAGUUUCCUUAGGGCAGGGUACUUGUCUCUCUGAUAAAUAAAGAUGCAGUAAAUAGAUGUGGAUUACGCAGCCUUUAAGAACCAGCAUAAGAUGAGCCAUGACAGCAGGCUAUUAAGGAACAUUUAGAAGAAGAGAAGGCUGGCUAUGGAUCUGAGGCACAGGAAGUAGAUAACAGGAAGGAGUCUUGAGCAUAAAUGCAUUUUGAAGUCCUGUGUGGGAUAUCUCCAACCCCCUCUGACAGAAGGAAGGGAAGUUAAAGGCAGGAGCUAGGUCAGGAGCUCGAGCUCUUCCCCUGAAAGAAUGUAAUUGAUUAAAGUUAACUACUUUAUUUAAUAGUAUUGAAUUGCUUUAUAUCCUACCCUUGGAGGGGGAGGAUUUUACAAGGCAACAGACAAUGACAUAUUUAUUACAAGCAAAUUUAAUAAUAAUAAUAAUUUAUUAUACCCCGCCCAUCUGGCUGGGUUUCCGCAACCACUCUGGGUGGCUUCCAACAGAAUAUUAAAAUACAAUAGUCUAUUAAACAUUAAAAGCUUCCCUAUCAAUGUUGUAUUUUUUUUAAAAAUCUUAAUUUAAAAGAAAACAAAAAAAGCCAGGUGAUAACAAUCAAAGUAAUAAAUAGCUGUAGUGUAGCCAGAUCGAGCACUAAAGCAGCACUCAGUCCAGUAAAACCAGAAAUUCCAAACACAAGUAUUACAGAAGCCCAAUCUGAAGUCCCAAAUAAUGUAAGCAUUCUGGUACUCUUUUAGCUUGAAAUUCAUUGCAAAAGUCAGAAGUGUUCUGAUCCAUAUAUUGGUUUAAGAUGUGUGGAAUUACAUCCGUUUGAUUAAAAAGAAAUUCUGCUCCAUCCCUGCAUGUUACCCUCAUCAUUUUGGAAUAGUUUUUCUAUUCUAUUUUCUAUUCAUAGCAGGAAACUCACCUUAUUAGAAGCUCAGUGGAUUGAGUCCAGUAUAUAUGAGACUAUCACCUUGUAUACAUUUUAUCAUGGUGGUGUUCCAAAUGUUCUGCAUUCAGGGACCCCAUUGAGCCCCUUGCUGAAGAUCAGCAGGUUGCAGAAGGUUCUGAGACAGGGGCUAAGUUCAUGUAGGACACUUGCCUCAUCACUACCCCCCCCCCCAUGAACUGAGAGUUCAACCUGUAACAGUGCCCUCCUGUUUGCAAGGGAAGAGAAGUCUUGGAGGAUGAGCUGUGAUGCAGGGAAGCUUUUAUGCUACUUCUGAUCUUCUUAAGCUGCUCUCCUGUGAGAGCAUGGAGACGUGUACAAAGCAGUCUUUAAAUUCAGAAUCUGGUGUUUGUUGGUGCCCUGUUCAGUAAAGUUAGAUCAGGAACUUCUCAGUUAUCAGUAACCGAGGUUUUGUUUGAAAUCUAUUGACAGCACCUUGGCAGCUGACUAAUGUUAAUAAUUUUGCAUGCUGAUACACAUGGGCAAGAUAAUAUCCUAGCCUAGGCAGAUUAUUGUUUUGUCGUAUUGGAAAUAGCAGUGUGGAUAAAAUCUGUUGCAGAAACGGAACCACAGUAUGCCAAGUAUUAAUCACGCAUCUGAGUUUCUGUCUAGGAAUUCUUGACAGUACAAUUGGCAGCAAGGAGCCAGCAUGUGCUGGCAAAUUCUUAUCUCCUGUAAAGAUUUAAACGGCACAUUUUCAAAAUCUCUGAUGGAUUUUUUGUUUGUUUGUUUGUUAUAUUCAACUCCCGUAAUUCAGGAAAGAUAAACCACAAAGUAGGGAAUUGGGGUAAAAAUGAUGACCUUUGGAAUAUAUGUGUGUUUUGAAUUUUAGUGAGGUUCCUCAAACUGAUGCCUGUUCACAUGUUUUAAACCUGAGGAAGGGCAAUUCAUUUGCUUUGUUUCUUUGACAUAGAGGAUAAUUUAACUUCAGAUGCUCUGGAGGCCACAUGAACAAGAAAAUAAUGACUUUCACAAUUCUCUGUGAGACACAAGGUCAUUCAGGUGGGUGUGGAACAGGCAGGACUGGGAUUUGUGCCAGGCCUUAUUUGGCCAGUGGGCAAGAGAUUCACCACUGCUGCAAUAGGGGAAAAAGAGAGCGAGCUUUUGCAUUUCAUGAAGUUUCAUUUUGCCAGGAGUUCCAACAGAACAUUAACAAUAAAAACCCCCACCAUAGGACAUUCCAAGAACAUUAACAGCAGUGUUCUGCUUCCACUGGAUUAUUUGCAAGAGCCCAGACUGUCUGUGCUUAUACUGGUUUCUGUCUUACGAUACAUAUGUAUCAGCAUGUUGCUACAGCAUGUUUUGGUGGUUAACAUGUAAAGGUACAACAGUUUUCAAGUGUCUUGACUAUUAUCCUUAAAAAAAACAAAACAAAACAAAAAAAUGGACAAAGCUUCACCAUUCUCCACUGUUGCAUUUUUGUGAACCGUGGAAUUGCUCAGCAGUAUUUUUCUGCAUGCAAUUAAAUAGUUGAAAGUAAUGCACAGCAUGUUCUGCAUUGUCCACUCUAAAUAAUUGUCCCCGAGUUACCAAUAUUAAAGCUGUUUCAUUAAUAAGCCACCUAAUUAUAGCUUUUCUUAGAAACCUACAAGCUGCAGCAACUGAAAACAAAAGUUAAUGAUAUCUCGAGGCCAGUGUCUGACGUCCCUUGUGAUCAUAGUUUUUGAGGCCAGCAGGGAUGGUGACUGUGGCCUUAUUUGACCUCUCUGCACAGCAACAUGAGCUGUGAAAAUGGCCUCUGCAGUUACUGUCAAAUUAUUAUUAUUGAUUGAAUUUAUAUCCCACCCUUCCAAAGGAGCCCAGGGUGGCAAACAAAUCCACAAUUUAGAAACAAACACAAAGCAUAAACAUAGCAAAUCUAUUUAAAAGAGUUGAAAGACUAUUAGAACAUUCUAAAAGCAGUUGAGGUUAAAACCACUCUUCCAUCCAGUGAUCCCAGGGUUGCCAGGAACAGUUUUCUUCAGUCACCGAAUGCCUGGAUAAACAGGAAUGUCCUCAGAUUCCUCCUGAAGGUUAAUAAUGAUGGAGGCGGGCGCAUCUCACUAGGGAGAGCAUUCCCAAGCUGGAGAAUCCUCUGCAGUAGUUAGUUGCAGUUUGUUAGCAGUUUAACAAAAACGAAGUCUGUCAUGUUGCAACACCAUCCCAUCUCUAGGAGUAACUUGAGGAUGAGCCUGAAUACUUUUUGCUGUCUUCAAGAGUCUUUAUAUGAACUAAAAGCCGCCAGCAUUGUGGAGUCCAGAUCUGUUUUACCAGUGACUUCUGUAUCAUGCCACUGAUGAUUUCUCAGCAAACAUUUGUUGCGUAUUGAGGUGCAUAUGGUUUCCUCCUUUUUGCCAGGGUAUCUACAGGAAGCUAUCCAGUCAGUUCUUCCUUGGUGGGUAUGCUUCUCAAUACUAAUAUUCUGCUUCAUUUUCCUGUCUGGGCCAUCACAAGCUCCACUUCCCUUCCUGCCUACUGUCUUGAUCUCUUUGUGCACGAGCCAGCAUUAUGCACACUUUGAAUUCUUGACAUUUCCUGACUCUGGCUCCCGACUUCAGUCUCUUAACUCUGCUUUGGCUAGGUUAUUAGUUUUUAAAACGUUAACAGGUUGAACUAUACUGUAUAUUUCAUUUCAUGGAUGUCAUGAUUACUUCAACAUGGUUUCUAAAUGCAAGACAUUUUCAAAUGUUUUUGAGAGUAAUGCUUGAUCAUAUUCCUGUUUAAAAAGAGUCUAGAAAAAAGUAAAUUGCUUUCCCUUCAAUUUUUGAGUAACCCCAAACUCAUAUUUAUGGUUUCUUUAGAUAACACUUGAAGCUUAAUUCACAAUACAUUUAAAAAAUCCAAAGGCUGAACCUUAUGGGAGGAUCAAGAGCUUUGUGGUGUUUGUCAUUUAAGCCUUGGGAAAGGGGAGCGAAAAUUAUAUGUAUGUCUGGUUCUGUUUGCACAAGGACCAAUUUGUAACAAAUAUUUUCUGGGAGCCUGCGUAUUUGCUUGAAAAAUUCUUAUCGACAGAAGCAGCUCAGUUUUCUAACUUGAUUUAUAUGAGAUUGCUGUCUGUCCGAGGAAACAUUAUUCAGUGCCCUGGCCAGCAUUUCUGCUUCGGCUAUCUUAUCAAGUUAAUACUAAAGCAAAUUGAAAAGAUUCAUUCAGUAAGUAGGAGUUUUGGUAUGAGGAGUUUCUUCUACCCCCACUCCACCCCCACCCCCCACUUUUGGACUCUUUGCAUAUGACUCAGUAUCGCUGACUAAAAACUUGCCGAAAAAUGCAUUAGCUAAGUGAAAAGGUGCAGAGCUUCCCACUAGUGGACUUUUUCAAAAUGUUCUCUCUGAGGUUACUUUUAACUUAUCUCUAGACCAGUGUGGGUUUCAAACAGGCUUAAAAUAAGACGAAGGGGAGGGGAAAUAUUAGUGGUUCAUGGAAAGUAUGUAUUGAGUGUAUAUUGUGGAUAUUUCCUCUCUUCUGUUCCACGCUUUCAGCUGGAAUAGGCACUCAUCCUCUGCAUUUGAAAACUCUGGUCACAUCCACCCCAUAAAUUUAAAGCCGCCUUAUACCACUUUAGCACUUAUUGCUUUCCCCAAAGAAUCUUGGGAAAUUCUAGUUUAAGGGUGCUGAGAGUUACUAGGAGAGCCCUCAUAGUGCUACAAUUCCCAGCACACUUAACAAGCCACAGUUCCCAGGACUCCUUGGGGGGGGGGCGUGUUUGCUAAAGUGGUAUAAGAGUGCUUUAAAUGUACUGUGUGGAUGUGACAUCUGAUAGAACCCUAAUUGGAGGUUGUUGCAGAACAGUUCCUCCCUCCCUUUUCCUUAUUUUAUUCUCAGAAUAAUUGUCUGGAAAAUCCUUUGUAGGACAUUGCCAGGUUGUGCAAUAUAGGAACAACUUGCUUCUGUUGGUGGCUUGCACAUUACUGGGCUGCUGAAAUCUCUCAUACAAUAACUCUUCUGAAUCCCCACCUCCUGAUAUUUCUCUAAUUAUGCAAAGUUAGCACAUCAGAGCAAAGACUCUAAGAAUCAUGGGAACUGUAGUUUUGCCCCAACAGAGCUAUAUUUCCCAGCACCCUUAAUAGACUACAGUUCCCAGGAUACUUUGGGGGAAGCCAGAUGAUUUAAAUGUAUGGUGUGCAUGUAACUUCAGAAAGAAGCCUCAUCUCUCAUGUGCUAGUUUGCAUAGGCAGAGAGGUGUGAGGCAGGGGGAGAACGUUCAGACAUGCAAUCCUACCCACAUGCAUAUCUCAGGUGGUGCAACCACUUAUCCUGCUAAAUAUUUGAAUUAGAUACAUUUUUUCAAUCACAGCUUCCAUCGCUGUGCUGUAUCUCAGGUAGGUUUAUAUCACUGGGCUUCUCAAGCAUUGUCCCCAAAUGUUUCAUAAGAGGGAAGCUAUUUUGAGUUCCUGGAUGACAACAGCUCUUCACAAUUAUAUAGCUGCUUAUCUUCAGCAUAAUAUCUUCUAGCUCCCUGUUUACUUUUGGCUGAGUUUACAACACCUCCCAUGGCAAGUCUAGAGAAGGUGUUGGUCUGAGAUGAGAUAGAGACUGUGCAAAUACGAGGAGUUCUCACAUGAGAGAAAUAAGAGUUUGUUUGUUUUUGUGGUCAAUGACAUCUUCUCUCUGCCUUUUCGCCCCCAAAUGCAUAUACACGUAUCAGUUGAAAGAAUUCUGGGCCAUCAUCCCUUGAGAUAUUAUUCUUGACCAUAUUAAUCAAAGGAUUUUGAGUGGGUUGCCCAACUGCUGCUGUUUGCUGUAUGAGAAAGGAAGUUCAAGAGUCAAACAGAUAAGGCUUUUUCUUUUUCUUUUCUUUUUCUUUGGGAUUGACUUGACAAAACUGCUUUUAAAAAACAACAACAAGUAAGACAUUAACCAUUUAGAGAAUUGAGAUGACAUCACCUUUCUAGUUAGAUUGACAGGUAACCUUGUUUUUUAAAUUACCGUAAGAUACCGAGUUCAGUAUUCCCAUGGACUUUGUACAAGCCUGAGUCAUUAUCUAUAUCUUUGCAAUAAAGUGAAGGUCUUCUAUGACUUGGGCAUUUUAUUGUCAGUAUGUUCCAAUACAUCACAAAAGGGACCGUCUUUCCAUAAACGUACUUGACUGCCCAUUGUCUUCUGUAGUAUGUCAGUUGAAUCAUUGUUAUGAUGGUCCGUAUCUUAUCAAACUAAUCAGCUGUGGUUGGAGUCCUGUUUUGUAGGUCCUUGCAGCUGUCAAGAAGUUGACCGUUUCCGAAUCCAUGCCUAAAGCUAGCAGUUUCACAUAACCUGGUAUUAAUAUUUUAGGAUCAAGGGAACCUUGAUUUUCGUAAUGUGUAGAAUAGCUUACUUAAGCCACAUAGGUGUGCUAUGCACUUACGGUGUGCAACUAUGGGCAAUUCCGACAUAAUGUACCUGGCUCACGUUGCUCUCUGCAUAUAGCACAAUGGCUUAAUUGAUAUGGGAUAAUCUGAUAAGGGUGUCUGAGAAUGGAGAGUGCUGAAUUGUUGAAACCAAGCUUGGUGACCUUCAAACACCUUUUCGCCCUCGGUUUUUAUAGCUAUGUGAUCAGAAGCUUGCUUUGAGCAAGGCAGUAUACGAGCACACGCCGAGAGAGAUUUAUUUCUGAAGACUGAGGCAAACAGUGCUCCUGCUAUAUUCACUGUUGCCGUUUACUGUAGGGGCACAUCCAGGCUUCCUUUUGCACCACGCUUUACAGAUCCAGGUCCACUGAACUGGAGCAAACAGUAAUUUGCCAAAAACUCAGUUGCUGCUUAUGCCAAUUCAGUAGUAAACGUGGAUUUUCCCACCGGGACAAAAAACACACAAAAAUGCUCAAACACAGAAGUUUAAAGCCUAGACCUGUGCCUUGAAAUGUGGCACAAAAAGGCUGUCUGGAUUGAGCCCAUAGUUAAAGGACUGCCAUUCAUUAUUUAUAAUAUUGUUAGAUGAGAUUUAUAUAGAUGAUGUGGCUGAUCUCGUUGUCAAGAUCAGGAUGAGUUACCAUCUUAACAUAGAAGGUGUCCAGUACCUAAUUAUAAUCUGAACUAGAAGGUUUGUUGCUGAUACCAGAGGUUUAGAACCCCCUUUGCAGAUUCUGUAUAAUUGUGCUAGCUACUUCAUAACUUUAACUAUGUUGGAGAGUCCUUGUGUACCUUGACAUAUUGCAUCACUAGCACCUACAAGCUUAGAUAAUGGCUCAUUUUCUAUUAUCACAGUGGACAACCUGUAAAGUCUUUCAAGAAAGAUGCCAGGGCGGCUCUCUACCUGCUCUUUGGCCCUGAAUUUAAAAAAAAAAUUUUUGGCAGUUCAUCAAAACUCUCUUUAGGUUUACAUUUAGUAGCCAGGGUUUAAGCUAUAAAUGAUUUUAAUUUACUUGUUUACUGGCUAUUUUGUAUCAUUUCUAGCUUUAAAACUUCCUUUUCUAGCUUUUUGGAUGGGGAAGCAUACAAUUUCAAAGUAAAUAGCUGUUUUUACUGAAGGCAGAUGUUUUAUACAGGGAGUCUUUAAGUGCAUUUGACUCGUUUGCAGUGGGGUGAUAAAAUAUUACCAUGGUUCUCUUUGGUGACUCAUCCUAAUAAUUACUGUGUACUGGGUGUUGACUUUUGUGAUAGUACUUGUUUUGCCUUAUCAUAGGUACAUUUUAAAGCUAAAUGUGGAAGUGACUUUCCAUUCAACCUUGAGCUAUUCCGGUUAAUUUGUUAACCUAUUAUGCAUAACCUUGAAGGGAGAAUCAAACAAUGUCUGUAGAUUGAUCAGUCCAUAACAGAAGCUACACACUUACUUGGCAAUACAGUAUCCAUUUAUUGCUAAUCUUCAUCGUUCAGAGGUCAGGUUGGCACUUCAGUCCUAUGUGUAGUGGGUGCCCCCUCCCCAACUCUUGCUGCAUGUCAAGCUUUCAGUGUAAACAGUCUAUGAGAAAUUAAUCCACGCUGAAGUCUCUGUGUUAGGGCUGGGUGAUAUCUGGUUUUUAAUAUUCUGAUAUAUCAUCAGCUAAAAUAUCAUGUCUGAAAUAAGAAUGGAGCUAUGUAGAGGCAUUGGCUGGCUUCACGAUUUCCCCUGCAUUGUGAUUUUUGCAUAGGAAAGCGAGAUUCUUUAGCUUGCAAAAUGUCCCAUGUUUCCCCUUUGAAUCUCAGGAGCAGAGCAUAUACUUUGCAGGCCAAAAGUCCCAGGUUCCAUCCUUGAUAUCUCUAUACAGGGCUGAAAAAGCCUCCAGAGAACCUCAAGGAUGAUGCAAGUAAAUGCUCUUGCUCUGUGUUGUGUUUGACGGAUUGUUUUAUGAUAUGAUAUGAGUUUUGUUGAAUUAUUUUGUUGACCACUUAAGUUGCCUUGGCUGAAAUAGCGGGGUGGGGGGGAGGAAUCAAUAAAUGGAGUAAUAGCAGAAUUGGGGAAGCAAGGGUGUUAGCUUGGAAAACCUGAUGACAUUUUUGAAUGGUAUUUGGUUUUCCAGUUAAAAGAUCAGAAUAGCUUGAUAAAAUAGACUGAUCUCAGCUCAGCUUUGUUUUCUCUUGAUUGAGUUAGGAAGGGGUGUUCUCAUUCUUUGCCUUGAAGUGAGUUCAGCAUGACCUCAUGCACACACAAGUUAACUGACUCUGCUGCCACUACUUUCUUGAUCUUGUGCAGUUAAUCUGUAUCUCUGAAAUAUAAAGUUUUCUGAGGACCCUCCAGGCAAUUAAUCUCUUCACUUUCCUUGGUCACCACCGAGUGACCAAUAUGUUUGUGAACUUUCCACACUUCUGUGGAAUAGAUCUGUGGGGUUUGUGCGGCCUCGUUUCUGAUGAUCUAUGCCAGGGGUAGGCAACCUAAGGCCCAUGGGCUGGAUGAGGCCCAAUUGCCUUCUAAAUCCGGCCCAUGGACAGUCCGGGAAUCAGCGUGUUUUUACAUGAGUAGAAUGUGCCCUUUUAUUUAAAAUUUAUCUCUGGGUUAUUUGUGGGGCAUAGGAAUUCAUUCACCCCCCAAAAAAUAUAUAUAUAUAGUCUGGCCCACCACAUGGUCUGAGGGAUGAUGGACCGGCCCACGGCUGAAAAAGGUUGCUGACCUCUGAUCUAUGCCCUAGAUACCACAAAAGGUUUUUCAUGGGUUGCAUUUCUUUCUGUUGUUCAUCACCUUGCAAGUCAGCAACCUUCAUUAGUUGUCCUUGUUCUGUUAUCUUGCAGAGAACUUCAUAGAGAAACUGUGUAGUAACAUCCAGAAUUUCAUGAAGCAAAGUAACAGGAUAAAAUGAGCAUGGCAGCAACUCACCUGUUGGUGAAAUCUGCUACUUUGUAGCUAAUAUUGAUACACAAUGCAGGCAAACCAAUAGUUACACUUGGACAGGGUGAACUUUGUUCUUCCUUGGCUCAGAAGGCCCCUCAAUGAAUCAUCAUGAUAAUUAAAUGUAUUACCACCCUUCACCAGCAGAUCCCAAGGUGAGUUAAAACAGUUUAAAAUUCAGAAAUAAAAACAGAUGAAACAGAUUACAGUCUCAGGUGGACCCUGUCAAAGGCCAGCAUUCUCAAAAAGUUGUGUAGUAAAGUAGCUGGAAACACUUCUGUGGGGAGGGAAUUCCACAACUUAGGGGCUGCCACAGAGAAUGCCCCUAAGAGAAUGUAUUUGUGUAUUGUGACCACUGCUGCUAGAAUAUUAUAUGCCCAAAGAUCGAAAGAAGAAAAUGUCGCAACAAAAGAAGACUGGUUCAAGAAAUUAAUGGACUAUGCAGAAACGGACAAAACUCACUGGAAGAAUAAGAAAUCAAGAUGAUCAAGUUUUUAAGAAAGAAUGGAACUCAUUUAUAGUAUAUUUACAAAGUUAUUGUAAAAUUGUAAAACAAAUUAAGACAUUAGCAGGGUUAAAGCAAACAACGUGCAGUAAGAAAAAAACAACAACAUAUAAGUAACAUAGAGGGUAAAUAACUAAUUGGUAUAAUUUGGAUAUGCAGUAAAUUAAAAUAUAAACAAGGAGCCGCAGAAAGAGGCUGAGGGAAGUCAAAAUAAGAGAAUGAUUGUCUGUGAUUUAAAUUUAUUUUUAUUUUAUAUAUUGUAAAAUCUUAUAAAUAAAAUUAAAAAAUAAAAAUAAGAAUGCCUUGUCCCAUACCACCACAACCCAAACUUCUGAGGAAGGUGGAACUACCAAGAAAGCCCUCUACUCAUCUUAACUCUGAGAGGGUCUAGGGCAGCCUUUCAGAUAUUUGGGGCUAAGCCAUUUAGGGCUUCACACACUUGCUUGGAAACGAGCUGGCAGGCAAUGCAGCUGUUUUGUAUAUGGCUUAUAUGAGUUCCAUAGGAAACUUCAGCCAGUAAUGUGGCUGCUGCAUUUUGUACCAGUUGAAGUUUCUGAGUUGUCUUCAAGGGCAGCCCCAUGUAAAGCACAUUGCAAUAAUCUAAUCUGGAAGUUACCGGAGCAUGGAGUACCAUGGCUAAGUCAUCUCUUUCCAAAAGGGGCUGCAGCUGGCAAACCAGCCCUGGUUGGAAAUAGACACUUCUAACCACCAAGGCCACCUGGAAUGUUGGAAGGCCAGAUAAUGCUGUGGUCUCUUAGCUUUGCCAUGUUUGCAUUGUUUUUGCUAAAAUUGCAAGUCGCUUUGAAAUGGGGGUGAUUCAUUGGUAAUUUCAUUAUAGUUUCAACAGCCAUGCAAUUUGCUGUUUGUUGGGGAAUGAGUAGCAGAUGCCUUUGGAACGAAGAGUUUCAGUAGUUGCCUUUUCUCUUCUGUUAGCUCUCCCUAUGAAUGGAAUAUGGUGUAGUCUCAUGGCCAUUAAGAGUUGAUUCCUCACAUUUUCUGCUGUGUGUGUGUGUAUGUUUUAUAAAUAGCAAGUCCUGAGUUAUAUUCUUGCUGAAAUCUAAGUGACACUGGACAAGUUUCACUCUAGGGAUAGUUGCUACUGAGGUUCCAUGUGAUAUGUGUGUGUGUGUGAUUUUCAUAUAGAUGGUUUUUUACUUAAUUUUUAGCAUAUAGUUUCCUUUGGUUCUAAAACACUAAAGCACAUUUUUAGGGAAAGGAUGUGGAUGAGGCCUAUAAACAGAAGAGAGUGGAGCUACUAUUGCAGGAUCAAAAGCCAAAAAUAGCUUUCUCCAUAAGUUUUUCUUCAAUAAAUUACAUCAUUUUUGGCAUAGUUAAUAGUUAAGAAAAAGAUCACUUCAGUACAAUCAACAAUAUUCAGUUCAGACAUGAUGCAAAGCCAGGGAUCAUGGUUUGUUGCUCAUGUUCAAGCUGGGGAGGAGUGCAUUAGGAGCCAUCUGCACAUUUAUAGUAAACCAUUAACUGUGGCUUACCAUAAAGUGUGAAUGCAGCUAUUCUGCCACACUUUUUUUUGCUAUUUGAGUAGAAAGAAGCAGAUUCAUUAUGCUUCAUACUGUCCCCCAGGAAGCUGGAAACAACAGCCACCCAAUAAAGCACUUGAAUCUGCCAUGCAUGGCUUUUUGAUCCCUGAACCUACUUGAUCUAAACACUUGAAACACAAAAUGAAAUAAAUGGUGCAAAAUUGAUUUCAUUGCCAACAAAGAGUUUAUGAAAAUCUACCAACCUGUUCUUUUUAAUUGUGCAUGUUUCCCCAAACAGUAACUCUGCCAGCCACAGCUCAGCAUGAGCUGCAAGAAUUAAUUAACAAAUGAAAAUCCUGGCAUUUACCAUUAUCACUGGCAGAGCUGUUUGUCAGACGUUGCAUUCCUUGCAGACCCAUCUGAUCAGAAACAGCCUUUCUGUACAGGUUCUAGCUGCCUUAUUUAUUUAUCUAUUUAUUUGUUUUUAAAAAUACACUUAAUUCAUUUUUGCCUGGGAAUCACUUGCAUUGAAUUCAGUAGACUAGCUUUGAGUAGAAUUAAUGAGAACUGCAUUGUUUCUCAUCUGAGUAAGAUACUGAUUGUACAUUUGCAAGACAAAUUAGAAGGAUGGAACUUUAAUGCAGCCAAAUGCGUACAGGUUUUAAACAGAGUUGGACAAUUGGAAAGUCCUCCAUAGUCUCUGUACAGUGACGCCAAUGGGAUCUGGGCUUUUGCACACUCAGAACUGUGUGCUGGUGACUACUUGAAGAUCACUAGUUGCAGGUAAGAAAUCUGUCAUUGGUAAAUACCUUUCUCUAGCAUCUAUCACUGGGUGAAGUCAGAAUAGCCUUUUAGCUAGGUCCUGUUCCUGGCAAAUUCUAAGUGAAAUAAUAAUAGUAAUAACAGUAAACUUUACUAAGAAGUGGCUUUUGGCCUUUACUUGUAUGGCUGUAUUAUUGUGGCAUAUUGCUAAUCCCUCUGUUAAGUGUUAAUUUUAUGAACCGACAGUAUAUUGCACAGCAAAUGCAUUUACUCAGUAUGCACAUCUAGGGUGAAAUUAGAGAUACACAAAAUAUACUUGCCCUCCAUAUGUGGCCCCUGUAAUGUCUUUUGAGCAAAAUGAUGAAGUGACACCUCUGCACUUUCCCCCCUGCCUCUAUAAAUGGCAACCCUUGAAAUGGACCAGGGAAAGGGACAUUCAGAGUGCAGUCAUAUAUGGAGAGAGAGAGAGGCUGUGGGAAUUUGUGGACAGAGUGCUAAACAAAUUGCUUCGAACCCCUCUCAGCCACAAAUGUUCAAAUGCAUAAAUGUCUAAGUAUUCCAAAUCAAAAUAAUAAUUCAAAUACUUAACCAAAAGUUGCUUUUGGGGGGGAAGGGGAGAAAUCGUUCGUGUAAUUGGACCAUUUCAUCUGUUUGUCCAUUUGGGCUAUUUCCAACGCCCUAAAUAACUUUUUUCAAUGGUAGGAAUUGUAGAUCUACUCCCCCUCCCCACCCCAAAAUAUAAAUAAAGUACUAUCAUGACUGCUUUUGCAUUCUUUCUUAGGCAUAUACAUACUUAGCAACAUUAGGACACCAGAUCUCAAAUCAAUUGCUGUUUGUGAAAUGUGAGCCCAGCAAGUUUGAACUUCAGAGCAACUCCAAAGCACACAACAUAAAACUGUAUCUUAUCAAAUUGCAACGUCAAUAGAGGCUGGGGCUAGAUGAUUUUGCUCUGUUUCAUAACAGUCACGUGUCUUUUGUAAUGUCUAAUCCCACCCCUUGUCAAGAGAUAAAAUACAAAACAAAUUCUAUUGUAUUCUAUCUUCUUAAAGAAGCACUUUGCUCCUCAGAAGUAAUAAGGUGAGAAUUACCUUUUAUCCUCAUCUGUGCACCAUUGCACACAUUGCAGGCAGUGUUAAUUGGGCUGUCAUGUCUAUCUCUUCACUCUCUCCUCUCCCUAAGGUGGGAGCAACUUUCUGCCGGAAUGGACAGUAGCUUGUCUCUGUUCAUUCUUAUUUUUUCCCAUUGUUGCAUGACACCUGUGGUUCAUGAUGGAUAUUCCUGCAGUGGUGUAGUAGGGUGGACUUCAGCACUUUGCUCUCCGCUUUGGUGGGCUUUAAAUGUGUUUUUUGCUCUGCUGCUUGAGAUUUUCUACCUUCACUAGGAAAAGAAGCAAAUAGAGCUAAAAUGUAAAUGUAAAGCAUAGCCACACUUGCCCAGUAAAGUGUAUAUGUAUAGUCCUUUAUGUAAACUAACCUUGUGAUAUCUCUCUAUCUAUCUAUCUCCAUCAUUGCAAACUUGGUCUUUGAAUCGUGCUAAAGCAGAACCACAGCAUAUCAAAGGAGCAAGCACUUUGCAAACUAGGGGAGGCUUAAAGAAGUGCAACAUCUGAUAGAAGGGAAAACAUGAUGAUUCUACUCUAGAAGGGCAGAUGAUUGUAAAGAAAGAGAGCUGUCUGACUGCAGGGGUGAACGUACAUAUUAAAAGAGGCAGAGAACGGAUGCAUCCUCCUCUUUGGGCCCAGAAUAACUGAAUAGCAGAGGAGGAGCCGGCAAUCCAUUUAGGCUUUAAUCUUGCAAUGAUGCGUGGGAAGAGAGAAUAGUUGCCGUUUCCCUCUUUAAAAUACAUGUGGGGGCCUGAUUCUUCUUCCCUUUAUCACUCGCAUGUGUCUUAAAGGAGAAAGCUGAUGCACUAUACUUUUAUUUUGGAAUAGAAUUCGCAGGGAGAUGUUGCCCUGUAAGACAGUAAUAACACUUACCCCAUAAUCUAAAUUUAUUUUUGUUAUUCUGAACUUGGUAAAAUUGCCAGAAAAUGAUAGUGAAAGGAAAAUAACACCUGCAGAUCUUUUAAGCAAAUGGAUUGAAUAACUUCACACUGGCAGUGAAACGUUUACAAUCCCACUUGAAGGGUUAUCUGUGAAUUGGUGCUUUGGAAGUCUUCACUAGCUCAUGAGAUGUGGUGGUUGAGUGAAAUCCGGACAUUUUUACCUUGAUAGGAAUGCCUGAAAUAUUUUACCAAAUUAGCGUUGGUGUGAAAAUAUUAAUUAAUUAAUUUAAUGAAAAAUACUGCUUAAUGCCAAGAUGGCGUCUGAGUGAUGAAUAAACAUAAAAACCAAUUAUUAUAAUGCACAACAAAACAAUUCCAUCGAAACAUUAAAAUAUAGACAUCCAUGAUUAAAAUAUGCAGUAAAAUGAUCUCUUUAAACAGCUCAACAAUUAAAUAGUCACUUGAGUCUUGUUAAUGGCUGGGGGGGACCCAGCCAGAUGGGUUGGGUAGAAAUAACUAAUUAUUAUUAUUAUUAUUAUUAGUGCAUUUUAUGGCAAAUGCCAAGCUACUUCCCACUUCAGGCAAAACUGGACAUAAUGGCAGCAGGCCAGUGUUUUCAAAUGUGAACCGCAUAGACAAAUACGGAACUUCUGGUUUUACUCCCCAAUCCUUCCUGCACGCCUGCUUACCUCCCCGCAAUUCAUCUCACCCCUCCCCAAAUGCUUUCACCCAGCUAAGGUAGCUUCAGUACAUGAGUUCAGCUAAGGAAACAUUGCUUUUCGGUGUUUGGGGUGCUCCGGUGACGUUGGUGAGGUUGGUUGCUAGCAAGGAGGAUUCUACACUCAUCAGCUAGUCUCACACCUUUUGCUGUUAAAAUUGGACCGCCAGGCCCACUUUUUCUAUAUUGCUGGGAUGGUUCCAUGUUUUAGACACAUUGAACUGGUGCCGUAACUUCUAGUUUGGCCUUCAGAGCACUAGGCCUGCCAUCUGUUAAACCAGGUAUGGAGAACUUGUGAAUUUCCACGUGUUGUUGGACCACAGCUCUCAUCAUCCCUGACCAUCCUGGCAGGAGGUAGCAGGAGUCCAGUAAUAACUGGAGCCCCACAGCCCCCCCAUCCCUGCAUUAGACAGUUUGGAUUGUCCCAUGAGACUUCAGUGCACAGUAAGGCUGUGCAAAAGAGUUUUAAUUGUUAAUUCGAAAGGACUAUGCUAUGUUCUCUGAACUGCUGAGGAAAACAGUGGUAGAAACUGAUUUUUUCCUUCUUGUUAUCUUUUUUGCAAGCUUAUUUGCCCUAUUGUUUUGCUGCCUAAAAUCAUUUUGCUAAACCCCCAAACACUUAAUUUUAAUAUAAAUGUGUUUUUUAUUGCAUCCAGUACUGUAAGAGAGAGGGGACACUAGGCCUUGCAACCUUCACAAGUUUCGUAGAACUGUUUAUCCAUCAGCUCCUACACUUUCUAAAGAGGUUCAAAAUAUUUCCUACCAAAUUUUGAGAGCUACAUAAAGCAGGUAAAAUGUAGGCAAAAUGUUUUCAUAUAUAUCGUCUCUUCUACCUGACUUUCUAUGGCUUCGAGCACCUGAAUCACCCUUUUCAAAAUUGGCAGGAAUCUGAGCUGCCUUUCUCUCACACUUUGUAAACAACCAAAAUAGCAAACCCAAGGAAAACCUUGAAAUAAAUAUGUCGAGAUUCCUGAAAGAAAAAGAGACUUUUAAAUACCAUUACAGUGGUACCAUGGUUUAAGAACAGCUUAGUUUAUGAACAACUUGGAUUAAGAACGCUGCAAACUGGGAAGUAGGUGUUUUGGUUUGUGAACUUUGCCUUGGAAUAAGAACAUGUUCCGCUUCCUGUUGAGUGUGUUCCAUUUGUAAAUUGAGUCCCCUGCUGCUAUGGGAAAGCACACCUUGGUUUAAGAACGCUUUGGUUUAAGAACAGACUUUUGGAACGGAUUAAGUUCGUAAACCAAGAUACCACUGUAGUCUGUUUUUCUACUACAUUUUGUAUAUCACCUGUCCUCCAAAGAAUUCAUGGCAUACAAAUUCCCCCACUUUCUCUGGUAUUUUCUCCUAACAACAGCUCUCUGAAAUAGGUUGGGCUGAGAGAUGGAGCCUGGCCCAAAGUCACCCAUUGAGCUUCAUGGAUGAAUGAGGAUUUGAAUCUUGGUCUUCCAGGUCUUAGUCUGACACUUGACCCACACUGGCUGUCUAGUUGACAUUAUUAGACCUUCAAAUGGGGGUUUCUCUACUAAUGACCUUGGUGUACAUUAUAGUUGUAAUAGUACAUAAUAGUUUUAGCUUAUGUUUAAUGUAGUGGCAAACCUUGGUCUACCCAGGAUUUUUACAGUCAAGGCACCGCUGUUCCCAAGCUGUUUCUUUCAGUGGGACGUGCAUAUUUUAGGCCAUUGGCUUACAGCCUGAGUACAUGGAAUGAUGCUUAUGUGUAGCUCUUGGCCAUGUCUUGUAUACUUGGAAUUUAAUUCUAUUUCAAAAAUAGAAAACAUACCAAAGAAGGAUCCUUUUUAAGUACAUUGAUUUGUUGGAUGUGGUGAGAUAGUGUGUCUUAUUGCUAAGUACUAAUUCCCCUUUCUUCUACGUGUACAGUAGUCUCUGCACAAGAGUAACUUGGUUUCUGAUGGUGUGUGGUGGGGGGGGGGGAAGGAUGGACUUAGAGUCAAACAAGCUUGAUGGAAUUUGUUGCAAAAUGCAAUACAAAGCAUAGCUGCUGCUGCUUCUUCUUCCCCCUUCCCCAAAGGAGCUCUUCUAGACUGUAUCCUUAGAUAAUCGAGGAGCCCAUUGGCACUGUGAAAUGCAAUUAUUCUGUGCCUUACAUUUUUGCUAGUGACAAACAUUUGCUGCUUAUCUGAGCAGAAUGAAUGGCACCAGGCUGACCUGCACACUGGAAUUGCUAGCAAGGUGAAGUCAGUAAAUUUUGAGGCAAGGCUGUUAUGCUUUACCAAAGGUGACAAAGCCCUUCCUUCUUCUCACAAGUAAUAGCAGAGAGAGAGACAUGGAAAACAGGACAGGGAGGGAUAAUCAAACCUGCCCCCAUGCUUACUGUAAUACUCCAUAUGACUGAUUAUCCAAACACCGUCUGUUUCAUCUCUUGUCACCUUCUCUUGUUCUGUGGCCAUGCCAUAUUUGCAUGGCACCCCACACACUGUUAAGUGUUUCACAGCUAACACUGAGCAGAUCCCUAUAGAACAGGGACAUGGUCUUUGUGCCUAUAUAUUCAGGUAACCUUUAGGGCCUGGCCUGCUUUUGGAAGUGCCACAUUCAACUCCAGAAAUUGCCCAGAGAAGGAAUUGUUGUAUUUUCAAUAGAACAAGUUCUGGUGAGUGGUCUGUAGUCCUUCCUGUUUUGCCCAAGACAAAGCCAGUUGGCCUGUGGCUGCCUGAGACAAAAGCCCACUUGGGAUGAUCUCUCUCUUCCCCAACCUUGUCCCUGAAAGACUCCCUUGGGCCUGAAGCCAGGCCCUUCACAGUUCCUCUAAUGGGCUGUCAUCUCUCAAUGGAGACAUUCUGUGCUGGCUUUCAGGCUGUGUGUAAAACCUACUAAUUUUAGCUCAUAAGCGCUUCAGUGAUCUCGUGGACUAAGAAAGAAUGCUAAAACACUAGUUACCUCUUUGUCUCUGCGCAGGAGAAUACGAUCCGUUGCUUUUAAAAUGGGAGAUGGUUUUAGAAGCAAGCAAAUAAUUAGCCAAUUGUCUAGAGAGAAAUCUUUCUCGCAAGACUUCACUUAUAAUGCACAGACUACAAUAAAGAUAUAUUUUGCAACUGAGAUAACUGUUGAAGAAAGCUGGAAGCAAAGGCUAUACCAAGAAAAAAAGAACAUGGCAAUAAAUGACACAGCUGUGUCCCCUUUUACUCCAAAAAGACUUUUAAACAUUAGUGAAGCUAUUUAAGUAUUAGGGAAACUGUGGGACAGUACUGCAUGAACCACACUGCUGUAAUUCCAAGCAUCACAAGGGAAUUUGUAUAAAAGGUACUGCUUGGUACCUUAUGUCCCCUCAACAGAAAUAACUACGUAGUAUAUCCUUUGUGUAAGCAGGGUAUUCCAUGUAAAGGCACGUGACUGCAAGCUUGUACUGUAGCUUUGCUUUAAUGAGAAGUUGCAUUGAGCUGUUGUAGAGCCUCAGGAAGUUUUGCUUUUUUAUGAGUCCUCUAUUGGCUUUUUCUUUAGGUUGUGUGUGUUAAUAGCUAGUUUUUCUAGGGGAGGGGGGGAGCAAACUAGUGAUUGAGUGUCAUAAUAUUUUCUAUAGCCGUUGUAGGUCCCCACAAAGCAAUAGUAGAUAACGUAAAAGUACAAAUGCUUCAAAAAUGCUUAGGGAAUUAAUAGAAAAUUCAUCAAACUGCUCAUGCAAAAGUUCUCUUUUCUAGUACUAGCCAUUCAGUUUAGCACGGCAGUUUUUAGACAAUGCUGGGUUGUUCAGCAGUUAGCAUAAUAUAAUGUAAGAAUGUACAGUGGGAGGCUCCUAUGGUUAGCAUUAAAUUGUUUAAGCUAACUAUGCCAUUAUUUUGCUUCAUAAACUUAGGAAGUGUGGUGUGUUUGUGAGGAGAAAACUAGACUUGGGCGUUGGGUACCACAAUUUUAUAGGCUGGAGAAUGUUGAGCCUGCAAAUAUUCUGACGAUCGUAGUUCAUGUUCAGGGCACACAGAGGCAUUUUGUCAUGAAAUUAUAUAGUGGUAUUGCCCUUUUGAAUCUUGUCGAUUCAGUUUGUAUUACUUCAGACUUUUGUAAACUUUUGUUUGCUGGGUUUUAUAAGGUCACACAAAUGCGAGAUUCCAAAAUUUACAUUCACUUGAAAUGUUCCAGAUAGCCUGACUUGUUAAUAGAUGAAUUCAUCUUUCCGCAAUCAUGUGCGCUCAGUACUGGGAAGCAUUACUUCAUUGAAGGGGAGAAGAGAGAAGUGUCUUUAAAGUUUGUUGAGUAAGGCUUGGCAGGCAAACCCUGUAAAAUAAGAAUUUGAUCUUGCAUAUUCUGUUUUUAAAUUGGUUAAAAGUAAUUAAUUGCAGUUUUCUUUUCUUUUUUAGUCCCUGGAGGGAGAUUGGGAAGACCUCUAGCAGGUGCUGUCAAUACUGAUGAGAGAUCUUAUAUGCCAAGGUAUGGAGUGUUUUGUUUUGUUUUUAAAUAAUAAUAAUAAUAUCUACAUCUGCUCUGACCGGAGGUGUCUUGAAUUAAACCUGUGACUUCUGCAUGCAGGGCAUGGUCUCUGUCUUUGAACUAUGAAACCUCUCAAAUUAUGACAUUGCAUGCUUUGAGGAAGCAAGAGAGAGCCCCAUGCAUUUCAAAAUUUCUGUUUUCUCCACCCCCUGCAGUAUGUUUUUAAACAAUGUGCUUUCUGCCAUUAUCAAAAGUUAACACAAACUAUCCUUCCACAAAAGCAUUACUACAACAUCCCGUUCUUUGCUUAGAUUGUUGCUAUGCCUCAAGAUUUUCAAUAUUUUGACAUCCUCCUGUUUAAAUGUGGGUGGGCGGAAUGGAUAUUUCCUGAUGUUUGAACACAUCAGCUUGCAUCCUCUGCAUAUUUGGGUGCACUUUUGCAUCUAACACAGCUUAUUCCUAAAUUAACAGUGAGUGAAAGGUCAAGAAUAUGGGCACAGGCAAAUCAAAUUGCCUUUACGCAGUUCAUACUACGUUAUGCAUGUACCCAAGUAUGAGGAUGGCAGGGGAAAGAAUUUCAGGGUGUCCCUUGGGGUGUCCAGUGGCACCGAGGUGGGAUUUUCUUUUGACAGUCUGCCAGGCCACGCCACUGGGUCCAGACUGGCAUUGCCCAACCCUCUGGGCCAAUCCCAUGAAUUCCUCCAGUUCGCUGCCCUUGUCCCAUUCCUCCUACCCCUCUGACCAGUCUCACCAAGAUGUAUCCACAGGAGUCAUGACACUUACAGCAAGGGUGAGUAGUCUUCAGGCUUGUUGAAUCGUGUGUGUGUGUUUUAUUAGAACCCCAAGAUUUACCAGCCAGGUACAAAAGACACACGUUAAAAAAAUAAUGAGCAGGGAAUUUCUGAGUGCUUUCUGAGCCUAGGAAUUUCAUUUUUUGUACCAGAACUGAAAUGAGUUCACUAUCCUUUCAAAAAAAUAGCCUACUUCUGGUUUGCUUCUGAAUAUAAAAUUAAAUUUCAACCUCUUAAUUUAAGUGGAAAAAGUUUACUUUGUGAUAGUUAUCGUUAAGCAGCUGGAAGUUCAAAACCCUGGCAGGAUCUACUGCGGACCACCUAGAGCUCUACCAAUGCAUCCCUGUCUUACUCCUUUAGCCUUUCUUGGAUGCACCAUUUAUUAUAUCACUUUAAAGACUUCUCUGCAAACACUCUGCAGAAAAUCACUGCCCCAUUUUGUGCCUGUUGAACUGAGAGUUGAAAGUGGAUUGUAGAAGGCCAUCCAUGGGUCAGUCAGAAUUUGAACCCAGGUCUCCCUGAUCAGUUAAACAAUAUUUUUUCUGGACCAUGGUGGCUGUUGCUAACUAGUCCAUUACUGAAGUUUGAGUGCUAGCUCUUUCAGCACAUCCACCCAUCUUUUUCUGCAUAUAUUUAUUUAAUAUAAAACAAGUAUCACUGACCUAUAUCCCAAGGCUGGCAAUUGACUGAGUGCUCUGAGGAUGUUUGGAGUUAUUCAACUACUACAUAAUUAUAAUGUACAGGGUCAGUAAUACAAUGCAUUUCGGUUUGGCCAGGUUUUUCCAGCUUAAAUAUUCGUGGCGGGUCUUUGCAUUUACAGAAAGUGUUCUGAAUUCACCUAUCAGGAUUAAAUUCAUCUGUUCAUCUGUCAGUAAGCAAUAUGUAGUUCCUCAAUAGAGUUUGUCACAUUUAAUCUAAGCGAUAAAUAAACUUGCAUCCUCACCUCCAACUCAUGAUAGUUUUAUGAGCUGUGCAAUCCAUCUAAAAUGAGGUUGUUUAAAACUGCCAGGUAUCCGCUGACUAACCAAUAAGAGGCAUGAUGUAACCAGCAAGAGAUAAAAGUCUUUUAUUAAAUGAGAGACCUUGCUCCUGUAUUUUCUACAAUAUCAAUGAGCAAAUUUUACUGCCUGACCUGUGACUACUCCUAGGUUGAUAUGGUUAUCCCUGGCUCCUGGUUUGUUACGCAAAUCAUAUAACAUUUCAAAUGAUAGUCUGGCAAGAACACCAUGGCUAGGUUUGGAUGAGCAUAUAUUGACUUCUUAAGCUUGUGUCUGUGUGCAUGCACCCUUCCCUUCCCAUUGUGCUGCAGUUAAUUCCAGACAUUUUCAGUUAACCAUAGUUUCCCACCACAAUCACAAAACUAAGGUUACAAGGUUUGGAACAAGCUAGGAUCUUAAUCAACUUCAAACUGUUUAAUGUCCUAUCUAUUUCUGAACCUGUUAACCAUAGUUCCCUGGGGCAGACAUAAUGGGAAGCUAUGGUUGAUUAAUUGCUAUGCUUAACUGAAGACUUCCCAGCUUAUUGCAGCCCACAAAUAAGGGAAGGGGUGGCAUAGGGUGAGAGGCUUACACACAUCUUAGCUUAUUAAGCUGAGACAUGAGAAUCUGGAUACAGUCUGCAAGGAUCCAUUUAGAUAACAUACCAAGCCAUGGUUUGUGCCAAGCAUGGCUUGAGCUUCCAAAAUAUGCAAGUGCAAACAGUGCUUCUCUGCUUUCUUUUUCCAUCAGUUCAGCACUUCAGUCUCUAGGUGCAGUAAUUCAUUAAGGAGGAGGAACAAUCAUAACUGUAGUUUGUCAAUUUAGAUAUCAUGUUCUACCAUGGUUAGCACAAAAUAUGGUUCCUAAUUCUAGCUCGCUGGUUCAUUUUAUACUAUAGUUUGUCAGUUUUAAGCAUCACACCAUCGAACUAUGGCUAAGUAUUCUUAACCAUGAAGCCUAUGGCAGUAGUCUUGAGCCUAUGGCAGUAGUCUUUAGGGCAGGGGGCGGCAAACUAUGGUCCGCGGGCCGGAUCCGGCCCAAUUGCCCUCAGGAUCCGGCCCGCGGACAGUCCGUGGAUUGUGGGGAUUCUGUUCAUUAAUUUUUUUUCUGUGCCAUUUUUUGGAGGCGCCAUUUCCCUCCCUCUCCCUCUCACACACUGCAGUGCCUCCUCCCUCCCUCCUCCUGGCUUCUCCCUGCCCUUUGUAGAGGAGGAAGGGAGCUGGGCUGAGCUGGCUGAGUACCACUUUGGGCAGCGCCUCUCCAGAGCCAGCCAGCCCUUUGGGGCAGCUCGUCUCACCAUUGCUGCCGCUGACAGCCUCUGCCACUCGCAAGAGCAGGCACAGGAGCCGCAGUUGGCAGAGUGCAGUGCAACGCCUCUCCAAAAGGGCUGGUUGGGUCCGGAAAGACGCAGCACUGUGCUUUGCCAACCACGGCUCCUGUGCCUGCCCUUGCAAGCGGCAGAGGCUGUUGGCUGCAGAGGGAUGAGCAGCCUGAAAGCAAGGGCAGGCACAGGAGCCGUGGUUGGCAGAGUGCAGCGCCUCUCUGGAGCCAGCCCGCACUUGCGCGGGGAGCACCAUAGGUAGGCAGGGGGAGGGGAGAGAGAGGGGGAGAGAGAGAAGUCCCCUCCGCCGCAUGUGUGCAUGCAGUCCAGCCCGCCACAAGGUCUGGGGGACAGUGAACUGGCCCCCUCCCAAAAAUGUUUGCUGACCCCUGCUAUAGCGUGUGGGUAUGGGUGUGUGUGUCUGUCCACAUCCUAUAUUUCACAGUCCAUAUUCUGAAUAAAUGGGUACUGCUUUAUGUAUCUCAUAUACAGUUAAUCCUAAAUCAGAGUAAUAUACUGUUCUGGGUGAAAGAAGGCCCCAGACAGAUGUGCAAAAAUUAAGGCAGCCAUGUGCAUAUAUCUAUGUCUCUAAGAUAAGCUGAAAGGGUUAGGGUCACAGCUUAAUAUAGAUUUCAUUAUUUGAUUGCAUUGGUUUUUAAAAAAAGUUGCCUGUAGAAAAGUGUGUGAAUAAAUUGAACCUUAUUUUCUAUUUUUCUUUAAAUUUUUAGCUUCUCUUAAAGCUUGAACAUAAUGCUUCUUUUCUGGUGUUGCCGAUUUCGGUACUUUCCAAAAUUACAACUUCCCCUCUUCUCAGUACAAAACAGCUGUCUUGUAAAAUGAAGAAAGUGAAUUUUGCUGCUUAGGGAAAUUUUCAAGUAGAAGACAAGAUGCAAAUAAUGAUGACUGAAGUGCUUUGCCACCUUUAGUGUGCAAAUACGGUUGCUUAUUUGUGUACAUCCAUCCAGUGCAGCUGUACAGGAAAAGGCACUGAAUACUAACCGUGAGAGUUUUCAUUGUUGUAAAGUUAUAGGCAUCUCUUGCUUCUAAACCAACAGUCACCAGGGAUGUCGCAGCAAGAGACACCAGCGAUUCUUCACUCUUCACCAGUCUGACUCAUCUCUGCCUCUUGACUCCCUCCUUCCAUGCUUAAGCUUUUGCCUCUGAUUCUGGAUUUCUGUCUGCCACAGACUCUCCCAGCUUACUAAGCCCUGUUACCCCUUCAGCUUCUCCUUCUCAGUCUUUUCCCUCUUUUCCCCUGUGACUACUGAUUGUUGUCCCACCACCACACCCUGACCUCUGAGCCUUCUUCCGUUGCUGGUUCCCCAGCGGAUUCCAGCCACCAUUCCUCUGCAUCCAACCAGUCUAUGACAGUAGGAUCGCAGUCUCAGUUUUACUGCCUGUCAUGUGAUACCAGCAUGAAAUCUAGAAAUUUUUACUAUAUAGAGUGGGAGGCAUUUUUGAGAUGCUCAGCAUGUUGUCUAGAAUUGUAUUCUACCCCAUAAGUGAGAGAGCCUAGUUGUUCUGCCUUAUGCUUUUAUUGAUCAUUGCAGAUUGGUCUAUCAUCUCUCAUAACUUUUUUCCCCUGCACUUAAUGUGUUUAUACUGGACUCUGGUGUGUGUAGCGAAUUGUAACACACUUCCCGCAGCCCCCCAAUCAAAUCCUGGCUUGAGAAACUAGAUACACACCAACUGUGUGCAGCUACACACAACUCCUGUGUACCGCAUCACACCUCUCUCUGUGGAAGUGGGUCAAGCAAACCAGAAAGCUGCAGUCAACCAUAGCUUCCUGGAAACUUUGGUUAGCAGCUUCCAAACUGGCCAGGUUUUGAAAGAAAGCUUUCAAUCCUGAGUUAAAGUUGGCUUGCCAAAUGUUCCAUGCCAAUGCUUGGAAGCCAUUAGCAAUAGUUUCCAGUUUGCACAUGACAGGAAGCUAUGGCUAACUCUGGCUUUCUGGUUUGUUUCACUGCUUGUGCAUGCGGAAGAAUGCAAGCAGCAGCAAUGAGGCUGUAUACAGGUGCAUGCAGUCCAUGAAUAUCCAAGUUUAUUAAGUCAGGAUCUGACUGUGCAAACAUGGCCAGGGUAUUGAAUGCAUUGUCAUCCUAAAGUACAAAUGAUAAACCUGUGACCCUCUUGAUAUUCUUGGACUCCUACUCUUGCCAGCAUGGACAAUGAUCAGUGAUGAUGGCGGCUGGAGUUCAACAACAAAUGUAGGGUUACAGGUUCCCCACCCUUGCUGUAGAGUCUUGGUUCAUUUACAAGAGGAAUCUCUUAACAUGUUGCAAACAAAUUGAUCAGUAUUUUUGUUAGUCUUUAAAAUACCACAAGACUUCUCCUACAGACUACCUUGACUACCCCUCAGGACAUUUUCGUGCCAUAGUUUUCUACUCUGUAAACACUUGUAACUUUCAAGUUCUUUAGGGCUUCGCAACUGAAAAAGCACUUUGCUGUUUUGGUGUCCUUCCUUAGCAAUUUUUUUCCUCCCUCCGAAUUGCCAAGCCCUUUGACCCUUUGUCCACAUAACUCUAAUAUUUCCUGUUUAGAUAGUGUUAUGUAGUUAUACUGAUUUAUGGGAACUACUCUGAGCCCUCUGAGAUAUAACGAGGUGCAGAUCCUGUAUUACAGCUUUUCCCAAAAGUAUACAUUCAAGUAUUCUGCUGCUAUUGGGAAAGGAGAGACAUUGGAUAAAGAGAAAGCUACGCUUUGCUACCCUCCCUGAAAAGUUCCACAGGCAAGGGCCUGAAAGUUUUCUCUGACGUACAUGAUGGAAAUCGUUAGAUGAUGAGGCCUUAAAUAUUGGAGCUUUGUCCCAUAUAUAAACCCUAUGCUAAUGUGGUCCAGCUAGACCUGGGAAGCAUUUGCAGUUGGGUGCCGGAGGCUCUCCUGAGAGUAAACAAGAGAAGGGGCAGCCAGCCUUAUGGGACUCAGAAAAACCUUCUAAAACCAGUGGGAUGAUGCUGUGGAGUGCCUUGGCCUGGCCUCUGGCAGUUCUGCCUGAAUACUAUGGAUAUGCUUGAGCAUUCUGCACCUGCUCUUGUAAUGAUGUUUGUCAUUCCUGCCAAAAACAUUAUGGCAAUUACCUAAUUAAACUUCCCAACAUCCCUAUGAGGAAAUGAGGCCAGGUGCUGGCAUUUUACACAUGGGGAGAAUGAAGCUGAGAGCUGUGACUGCAUAAGAAGUGCUCAACUCCCAAGUUGCUGGUUGGUUUAGUAUGGUGCCCGUGUCGUCUGCAGGAAGCUGCUUACAUAAUACUGUGUGAAGGUCAUAUCUUCAUAGCGUGUUUCUUUCCUAUUCCUCCUGAAAUGAAAAGCUUGUACAACCAAUAGUGCCUGUUCAAUUUUUUUCAAAAAACUUUACUCAAGUUCCUAUGCUGCAUCAUAAUUGGCUUUUGAAAUGCUCCCUGCUUUCAAGAUCAGUUUUUUUUGGGUGGUGCAACAUGUUAGAGUGCUGGAGGCGGGGGACUUCUAACUGAGAAACACUCAAGGCAAAAACCUCUGGGUACACAGAACUAGUUUCAGACUUGUUUGGGCCCUGUCCUCCGCCUUGCCCUCUAGUUAGCCUUUGGGAGCUCUUCUCAUUCCUAUUUAGUAAAUUGCUGUUGUCUCCUCUGAUUUCUGCAGAUGUGUUUUGUCACAUAGAUUUUUACAGCAAAGCUUGCAUCAAAACCCUUUCUUAGUGAGCAAAUGUGGCAGUUUGUUGAAAAGAAAAGAAAAAUGGCUAGGCUAGUAUAGCAGUAAAAAGUCACCCAUAAAUAGUAGCAUAAUUCUUUUCAAUAAAUAUCUGCCUGGGUAUUUGUCUCAUUUAAAAAACCAAAAACCAAGGAUCAGACUGAAUUAAUAGAUGCGUGACACAAUUUCACCUUAGUACUGUAUAUUGCUGGUCCGGAGUGGGUCCUCCCCAAUUUCCCGUCCCCCAGUACUAUAUCUUGUACACCAGAGUGUCAAACUAGACAGACAGCUAUUCAGAAGAUUCCUUUGCAACCCAUUCUUUCAAGAAAAACCAAUGUGGUCAUUGUUCAGAACUUCAGCACUCUUUCCAUAGCUGCCAGCCAGCAGAGUAAUUGGCAGAACAGUUGACUCAAAUGCCUGCACAAGAAGAGAAUUGUUAUCCUCCUCCUGACCUACUAACUAAAUGACACACAUACUAGAACACCAGUGAAACACUUGAGUGAUUUCAUUUGUGGCCAUUAUUAGUCUGCACACAUCUAUAGGAACAACCACAGCGAACUGUUACCAGGAAUAGAUUGGAUUUGACCUCCUAGAAUUUGGUAGCUGGGUUGCCUAGCCCAGGCAUCAAGCUUUUUAUUUGAAGAAACCCCACUAUUGCAACAGCAGCACAUGGGUGUAGAUUAAGAAAACCAGGAGGAGAAAGCCACCCGUUGUCACAAAUGUUUCUAGAGACCUUAGAUCAUCUGCUCUCACUUGAGGCCAGAUUCACCUUCAUCAUACAUGCUUAUUAUGGGCUGCUUUGAACACCACCUGGUGCAUGCUAGAUACAAUGCCGCCAUAGUACUUGGUCCUAUCUAUACCUUUGCUGCUAGCUGGAUUUUGGUUUUACAUUCCUCUUACAUCUUAGUAAAAAUGGUUUGAUUUGUUGCUUAAUUGCAAUGUAUAUUUAUUAAUACAAGAUGUUUUGACUGGCCUCAUAAUUGUAUAACUAUUUUGCUCAAAAUUUGAAGAUGUACCCUUUUGAUUAGUGAAUUACCUUGAAAUAUUGCUGUUUUUCUCAUGUGAACUUUCCCAAUUUUGUGAGCCACUUUGGGCAUGAUUUUCCAUGGAAAAGCAGCAUUAAAAAAACCUAAUGAUUUGUCUUAACUUCCUCUGCAAGACUCAUUUUCCUGCACCCAAGAAAGGCACUAAUUAUAGAGGAGUGAAACAUAUAUCUAACAUAAUAGUGAAUGUUGUUUUGAAAGGUUGUGUAUUUUUGACAAAAGAAUACCUGUCUAUUCUACCACAAUUAAUGGUGCAGUCAUAGAGGGUGAAUUUGCACAUUUGAUAGCUAGAGCUGAGUGCCUCUGAGCAUGUGAGGAGCAUAUUCCCUUUGCAAAGCGGAUGUGACUUUGUUUCUCUGGUGACUGGAAGUUGGUGUCCUCUGACUGCUCUUCAUCCUGUUUCCUUGCCUAUGGAGAUUAUGGUCCCACAAGAUACCUUGGGAGAAAAUGUAGGGUAAGAUGGCAGGUAAAUUGGUAGAGUGGAUGUGGAGCCGUACUAAGGAAUUUCUGGUUUGUCUAUAUGACACCUGGAUUAAAGGAAGACUUGCCAAAUUUACUUAGCAAAAAUGAAUUCUGAACCCUCCCAUUCUGAAAUUCUUACCAGCUGAGCACUUUGCGUUUCCCAUUAGGUGUUUCUGGUGAGUCUCUGCUUCACAUUGGGAGGCAGUAAGCAAAGUUAAGCCUGCUGCCCAAGGCUUGUGCUUGAGAGUAGGAUCACUGUCCAAAACUGGGCAAAUGUAUUGCAGGGCUUCGCUGCAGACAGUGGCAGGCUCCGGGUGGUAAGCUGGAAACAUAAAAGUAUGCUGUGCAAUGCCCAGUGAAGCAUCCCUCCCACCAUUGUACCAACAUAUCCAGAAAGUGUACCUGUUGUAUGGAGUAUUCCAGACUUAGCUUAAUGGUGGAAAUCACUAAGGAUUAAUGAAGAGAUACUCCUUUCCUUGAGUGCAUAAAAUUUCCAGACCUGGAUCACUACUGGUGCAAAUACACUAGUGGUAUUUAAGCAUUCACUCAUAUGAGCAGGCAAAAUGGUGUUGCACAAAAUGGUGUCCAGCCCUAGUACCCUCUACUAAUGGUGGUGGUGGUGUUGGGAGCCCUGAAGCAGGUAGCAUCUUCAAGGUGUGAGGAUUUAGAACCCUGCAUAGUCAGGGAGCCUACAUAUGUAGAACAGUCUCCCCACUUAAGACCUUCCUCAUUGAACAUAGGCAUGUGACUGAGGGGCACUGAGUACAUUCCAGCUCUUGCCUUCAUUCAAUUUCAACCAAAGGUAUCUUGCGAUAAUAGCUGGUUCAGAUGUGCAGCCUUAUAUAGGGAAGCUGUAGUAGUGAUUAUUUUCUUGUUGGCUAUAGAAACACACAGUGUCGUAUUUGUCCCCUCCCCAAACAGAAAUAUCCAUGCUUAGGUACCAGUGCUGGAAGGAAGGAUGUCCUGUUACUCCUGCUAAAAGCCUAAACACCUUGGCUUUUUGCUGCCUGUGGUAAUAACUGCUUGGUCUUCUACCAUUGCUAUUGGCUACUGUUUCACAUGCCUGCCAACCUAGCAGUUCAAAAGCACGUCAAAGUGCAAGUAGAUAAAUAGGAACUGCUCUGGUGGGAAGGUAAACAGUGUUUCCGUGUGCUGCUCUGGUUCGCCAGAAGCAGCUUAGUCAUGCUGGCCACAUGACCCGGAAGGUGUACGCCGGCUCCCUCGGCCAAUAAAGCGAGAUGAGCGCUGCAACCCCAGAGUCGUCCACGACUGGACCUAACGGUUAGGGGUCCCUUUACCUUUACUGUUUCACAUGAGCACACAGCUACCUCUGAUGGAACUUAAUCAGAGCAGAUUAGCAUCACAACAGUGAAAAAUGGUCUUGUGCACAUAACUAUACACUUUUCUUACUUAUAUAGUCAACUAGAUCAUUUUCCUCCCGUGUUGUACUUCUGAGGAUAACAGCAAGAGUAAGAGUUAUGGUUGGGGAAACUCAUAAAUCUAAUGGCAAAGUUGGAUUGUGAUUUCUCCAAAAGAAUUAGGCUGCUCUGAUCCCAUAGCUUUUGCUUUUCUGAAUCCUUACUUGGGAGCAGGCCUAUCUUGGGGAGGACUGGAAAAAAAGAAUGAGAAAGUGAUGUCAUGGCUUGGCUGGGCUCAGUUGUUGGGGCAGCGAAGGCUGGUUUAUAAUGUAAACACUGUUAAAAUGUUUAUCGUUGGUUUUGUCAUUUUCCUUAUUUGUCGAGUAAUCUUGAAGAGAAUGAAAGGUUUUCUGGUGCAGCUUAGUGACUGGAGAGAUUUCCAUAAAAAGGCACAGACAUUGCUUUGAGGAGCAGAAAGGUUUCUCAGUUGGCAAUGGCAAGUGAGGCCUGACCUUUUACAGGGAGAAAAUAUUGACCUAAAUCAUUCCCUAUCGGGGAUGGGAAAGCAAUCUCAGUCUCCUGCAACUUGCCACUAUAAUUUUCUUGCUUAAUUGUACAUACUUCUGUGCAGCUGAGUGUGAAAAGAUAAAUUUCAUAAGCAAGUAUUAAUGCGUUUAGUGGAAUUUUAAGGAGGGUCUUGUUUGCCAGAGUUCAUAUAUGCAUCUAGCUGCCUUAUUUGUCACUGUUACAAAGUUUAACCCACCAGAAUUGAGUUUGAUAAUAUCUGACAUCAUCUAAGAGGGAAAAGAUAUUUUUUGCAUUAGUUCUCUGUGUGGCUUAAUGAAGCUCAGGAGUAUCAGAGGACAGAGCAGGUUUCUUAGUUUAGUUCCUUUCACAGUCUCUGUGCUUUGUACUGCCCAUUUCUCUCCCAAGCUCAGAUUUAUUUAUUUAGUUAUAGAAUCAUAGAAUUGUAGAGUUGGAAGGGACACCAAGGGUUAUCUAGUUGAACCCCCUGCAAUGCAGGAAUCUCAACGAAAGCAUCUCAACAGAUGCCCACCACCUCUCAUGGGAGUCUGUUCCACUGUCGAACAGCUCUUACCGACAGAAAGUUAUUUCCAGUUUUGUGUUGGAAUCUCCUUUCUUGAACUUGAAUCCAUUGGUUCAAGUCCUAUCCUCCAGAGCAGGAGAAAACAAGCUUGCUCCGUCUUCCAUGUGACAGCCCUUUAGAUAUUUGAAGAUGGCUAUCAUAUCUCCUUUCAGUCUCAUUAUAUUUAUAUCGCACAUCUUCUGUGAACCACACUGAGAUCUUGUGAUGAAGUGUGGUAUAUAAAUCUAAUAAAUAAAUGAUAACAAUCUUCUUCCAAAGGAACCAGGGAAAACAUAUGAACACUAAAACAAUACAAUUAAAACUUCUGGGGGAGGGGAACAGUUAAAAGCUUCUAAUCAAUAGAAAAAAAUCUUUAAAUUUGGUCUCAUUAAAUUGGUUUUGGCCAAAUCCUGAUAUAAACACCAGCAAUUUGUAACUUGUUCAUCCACCUGUACUAGCUUGGCCUUUCCUUUCCUUUUCCCUUCCCUUCCCUGACAGAGACAGCAGGUAGGUCUACCUCCAGCACUGACCCCCACACACCAGGAACCGGGGUGGGGACCUCCUUGCACAUUGUGUUGCUUGGCAGAAAACUUUGCCACAGCAGCCAGAUAAAAUGAGGAUGCUGGACUUGGAGGGAAUUGUUCCAUCACACUCACCGUGGCAUUGCACACUUGGUAGGACCACAAAUGAAUGCAUAAUUGAUCUCAGAAAUAGAUGAGAUUUUUUGUAUGAAUGAAAUAUGAAAAUUGCUUAAUUUUGUCAAGUCUAGUUCUAAAUUGAGCUGGAGAAUGUGUGCUUCACCUAUCACUAGUUGUUCAGUCUGUUUUCCUUUAUUCAAUGAAGUUUUGAAAUAAUUUUGCCACUAAGGCAUAAUUUAUAAAAUAGUAAUAAUAAUAUUUAAAAACUGGAAAACUUACUUUCUACUAUAUAUAUCAAACUGCUCCUUUCAGGGUGCCCCACAUUACAGUCAUACCUCGGAUUACAGACGCUUCAGGUUGUGUGUUUUUGGGUUGUGCACCACGCCGAACCCAGAAGUACCGGAACAGGUUAAUUCCGAGUUUCGGCGCAUGCACAGAAGCGCCAAAUUGCGACCCACACAUGCGCAGACGCAGCGCUGCGGGUUGCGAACGUGCCUUCCGCACGGAUCACGUUCGCCACCCGAGUGUCCACUGUAAAUACAUACAUACAUACACUCUCUCUCUCUCUCUCUCUCUCUCUCUCUCUCUCCCUCUCCCUCUCCCUCUCUCUCUCUCUCCCCUUCUCUCUCCUCCCCCACCCUUUCAUUAAAUGUGGCACAGUGGACCACAAGUGGAAGGCAUUAUAUUUUUCUUAGAUUUUUACUCCAUUUUUUCCUCCUUCGUUUCUUUGACUUUGUCUCGUUUGAUUGUUAGAAACCAGCUGUAUGUUCAUAAAGCAGCUGUACGGGCGGAAACCUGGGUUAUUUUAUGUGUGUUGUAUAAGCCUGUUACAUGUUUUUACUUACACAAAAAGUAAUAAAAUACUUGGAACAAGGAAUUAAGUAUUCUGCUAAGCAAGUUGAUGCAACUGCCAAAGGCUUGUGAACUUAGCUUUUCAAAGUGAUUAGUCAAAGAAUUGUAGAAUAUACAGGCGAUCCUUUAUCAGAUUCUCUGCUUCUGAAGUCUCUUUUUACUAUGUUUAUUUAAUAUUUACUAUCACUGUAAUAUUUGCUCAUAAAAUAACAUCUUUCAAAGAGAACAUAUCGACUAAAACAACAGUAUGACAUGAGAAUGGUGGUGGUGGUUUUUUGUUUUGUAUUGCCAUACAAUGUUUACUGCGCCUGGAAACUGCAACACAUUUUUCAAUCAUCCUGCUGUGGUUUGAUGAUUUGUUUGCUUUUAAAAUGAGUUUCGUUUUGUUAAUGCCUCUGUCUGUUCUUGAGGGGCAAGAUAAAGAUCUGUGAUGUUCUUAGAAAAGCCAUUUGGCUCCCAACACCAACAGCUUGGAGUUUAAAACCUGUGAGUGUUCAUACUGCUUGCUCGCUACACAUCUAUAGAUUCACAGUUGUAGUCAUAAGUUGCUUCUGGUGAAUGUUUGUGAGAUAGAAGCCACUCCUCCUAUUAGUUCUCUUUGAAUCAAGAAAGCUCAGAGGAGAGAAGGCUACCUCACUCUUUGUGCCUGGGUGGAGAGCCUUUCUUUAGGCCUCUCACAUCUACAGAGCCUUGCAGAAGGUAAAAAGCUGUCCAUGCCAACUCCCCAACCCCAGCAAUUCAGACACAGGUAGCCAGAGCCCUCCACCCAUAUUGAAUCUUCUAUGUCAAUUAGGAAACAGGUGCAAUGGUUGCAGUGGGGCAACCAUAAACAAUAAAGGCUGGCUACCAGGUCCAGUCUAGACUUGUGGACCUCACUGAGUCUCUUAGGAGUUAUCAAGUUUGGCAAAAGAAAUAGCCACAUCACACUUGUCUAUCAUUGGCCACUAUAUACCUCUGUUAACAGGCCUUGAAUGUGAAGAUUCAGAAGCAGUUUGGUUCAUUACUAUCCCUUGUGCAUUAUUUCACAUGAUGACCUUAACUCCAUUACUUCUUUCCUUUCCUUUCCAGACUGUCAGUAUUUGAAUAGACCACAUCAUGCGUGAAUACAAGCUAGUGGUCCUUGGCUCAGGUGGCGUUGGGAAGUCUGCUUUGGUGAGUUGAGUCUUGAUUUUUUUAAUCGUCAUGACCAUAAUCAUACAAAUAAUAUUAUUAAAAAAGCAGUCUUGAAAUGCUUGACCCUGGGUGUUAAUGCCAUAAUUAAUAAUUUGCAUUCGACGUACAAAGCAAAGAAAUCAAUGACUUUUACUAGGUGUAAGUAUGGCCUGGAAAAAGCUGGCCUGAGCUUGAUGUUGGGGAAUUCUAGAGUUAAGGGUGGCAGUGACUGGGAGGGUUUCUUUGAAUUCUGCAGCCAGAAAAGCCUGCAAUCUAUGAUUAGACUAUUUAGGUGAGGGAUUUCCAACUUCCAUUUACUAGGGGGCUACUUUAUUCUCUAAAGUGCUUUGGGGAACUAAAACGUGUGUUGUUAUGUACAAGCUGAUACCCUCAUGAGAUUGCCUCCAUAAAUAUUUUGUGUUGUCUAGCAGCAAUGACAUCUAAAUUAUGAUGUACAUAUGUUCAGAUAUAGCAUUACAAACGCAUAUAGAUGUAGAUAACGCAUAUAGCAUCCAAGGGAUAUCUACAGUGCCUUGAAAGUUGAGAUUUUACUACUUUUCCUCGCAAGUGAAAUUUUAUACAAACCCCUCAGCAGGCCUUGAUUAAAAUCAGGGAGGGGCAUCAGGACCAAAUAAAAUUGGGCUGUGGCUUGCAACUGGCCCAGAGGAAACCACUUGGCUAUCCCUAGUUUAGGUCAGUUUGUCUAUCUCUGCAUUUUUUUUGUAAAAUGUACACAUUUUGCUCUACGUUACUCCACAAAACGUACAGUGUUGGGCUUUGUAAAACAGUCACCUUGGGAAUAGGGAUGGGCCUUGAUUAUGUGGCACAAGAAAGGAUUAGGACUUCUGCUGAGAGCUUGUUCAACAACUGGCCAUGCUGUUCAGGCUCCUUUUUAUUACACAACAUAGUGGAAAAACAGAUUCUGAUUAAGUGCUGAUCUCUAGGAUUCUGGAGAGGUUAUGAGUUUCGCUUGGAAUACACUUUUUUUUUAGCUUUGUAGUGUAGUCACAGCCCUGUAGCUUUCUAGACUUUGCAACUUGUGCUCUGGCUAACUGUGUCUGAAUUGCUGGAGCUGAACUAUUGUAGAAAGUUUUAAAAUACCACAUUUUUAGAUGCUGGUAAACAUCGCUGGCUAUUUUAAAUUAGACGCCUUCAAAUUACUGUUCCUCUGUGUUUGCUCUUCUCCUGUUUUUAAGCAGCCUUAAAUAAAGUGAGACGUGUGGGGAGCUGGGCUUCAGAGAGGCAAUAAAUUCCAUGUGGUGUAGGUUCUUGUAGCAUUCUGUGGCUGAUGGUUUGCCACUCUCUGUGACAUUGAAAUAGGCAUGCAGACUAAAAACUGCCAUGCCAGGAUGGGGAUACCAUUUUUAGUGGAUGCCCACAAUAUGCUUUAAAAUAAUAAAACCAGAAUGAGAGAACAACCUACACCUAAUGAGCACAUGUGUCUUUCCCCAAAAGGGCUUAUGCCAUGGUGACAAAGCAAGUGAGCAAAGCCAAUUUGGCCACUUACUAGCUGUGGACUUGCUGGGUGGCUCUGGAGCAAGAUGUUCUCCUUCGCUAUUUUUGUGGGGGUGGGUAAUAGUGAGAUGAUGGACAGAAAUACUUAAAAUUGUACAACACUUUCCUCUGUACUCUUAACAGCAAAAUUCAAACUGUAAAGCAAUACGAAUAAAGGCCUUUGAUAACACUGGUCAACAACAAAUUUGUUGUCUGCGUGUUUUCAGCUGAUUUAGGAUGAAUCUGAUGCGCUGAAUCCAAAAAUCACAUUGGUUUUGCUCAAUCAGGUCAAGUUUUUGAGCUACGGCCACAUGUCUUUUUUUACGUUUUUGUUCACAUGUACGCUUGUGUGGAGCAUUUUAGAAGAAGUUGGUGGGGGUAAAAUGCCUUGUCAAAUAAUUGUUUUGAUUGGAAAUGAUUAUUUUAAUGACAAGAAGUAUUCAGGUCCGAUAGUUCUGGGUGAUUAUGUCGAAAAGGGAUCAGUUUGAAGUCAUAAAACCUCAAAAUCUUCCAUAAAUUGGUCCAGCAAAGCAUAAAGUUGGGGGAUCAAAACUAAGUUAAUGGGGCAGCCGCCCCACGAAGUAUCCUGAUCUUCAAUCAGCACGUCGUCCUGUAGCUCAUUGUGAUGAAAUUCCAGUGCCUAUCUUCGGAGAACUUCCUGACAUUAGUGAUGAAGAUGCCUCCAGUGUUGAAGGACAUGAAGAAGAAGAAGUGGUUCUUGAAGAUGAUGCUCCACAUCCAUUUUCCCAAAAGGAGUUGAAUGAUCUAGUUCGCGACCUCAGCUUGUCAAAGGACUCUGCCGAACUGUUGGCAUCCAGAUUGAAGGAAAAAAACCUCUCUGACAGUGCUCGCAUCAGCUUCUUGCGCAACAGGCAUCAAGAGUACUUCCGUUUUUUCUCGGAAGAGAAGGACUUGGUGUACUGUGCAGAUAUUGCACAGCUUCUGCUCAAGCUUGGAGUGCCACAGUACGAACCCAAAGAUUGGAGACUGUUCAUUGACAGCAGCAAGCGAUCACUGAAAUGUGUUCUGCUACACAACCGCAUCCAGUUUGCCUCUAUACCCCUGGCUCACUCGAGUACACUGAAAGAGAACUAUGAAGCGGUGAAGUAUGUGCUGUAGAAAAUUGGUUAUGAUCAGCAUAAGUGGUUUAUUUGUGUUGACCUGAAGAUGGUGAACUUUUUGUUGGGACAACAGUCUGGCUUCACCAAGUACCCAUGUUUUCUGUGCAUGUGGGAUAGUAGGGACCGUGCUCAGCAUUACACGAAGAAGGACUGGCCUGUGCGGGAGGAAUUGGUGCCUUGCAAAGAAAGGAACGUCAUCAACGACCCUCUGGUGGACAGAGACAGAAUACUCUUCCCACCGCUGCACAUCAAGCUCGGCUUAAUCAAGCAGUUCACCAAGGCUCUGGACAAGGAUGGUGACUGCUUCAUUUACUUGUGCCAGGCUUUUCCAGGAUUGACCAUGGAGAAGUUGAAAGCUGGCAUCUUUGACGGUCCUCAGAUCCGUCAGCUCAUCAGAGAUCCAGAGUUCGGAAACUCAAAGAACGAAGUGGAACUGGAAGCGUGGAAGGCAUUUGUUCUGGUAGUGAAGAACUUUCUUGGCAACAUAAGGCCAGAAACUACGCAGAACUUGUCAACAACAUGCUGACUGCUUUCAGAAACCUGGGCUGCAACAUGAGCGUCAAGAUGCACUACCUAUUUUCACAUAUGGACCGGUUUCCUGAGAACCUGGGUUCAAUGAGUGACGAGCAGGGGGAGAGAUUCCAUCAGGACAUGAAAGAGAUGGAGACCAGGUAUCAGGGUCGCUGGGACGCAGUCAUGAUGGCUGACUACUGUUGGACUCUGAAGAGAGACCUCCCUGCCGCUGAGCAUUCCAGGAGUUCCAAGAAACAGAAGGUCAAGCCCUGAAGUUUGAAAAAUGGUGAAGCAACAUGCAAUUUACGUGUACUUACCUUUAUCAAUGCCCACCAUUCAGUUUACAGUAAACCUGACCUGAUGGAGAGAAACGGAUGCCAUUUCCUGAUUCAGCAGUGCAAAAAUACCCUAAAUCAGUUGUAGAAAUCUAGACAACAUUCAAAAAGUAAAAAAUUGUUGCCCAGUGUAAUCUUUGGACUGCUGCAGCACUCCUGGCUAACUGAGUUGGUGGGAGGAUGAUCUCGUUUGUGUCUUCACAUUACUCUUGGUUAAGCAUUUCAUGUAGAAUCCAUAGGCAACAAAUAGAAAUUCAAGGUGCUCCUGGAAAGUUCUGACAGGAAUGUGGAACUGUGGUUGCUGACUUAGAAAAGGAGUUUGAUUUAUUGCACUUCCUAGAUGGGAUAGCAAAUGUAGUGAACCAAAAGUCCAUUCCCGAGUUGGCAACCGCAGUUUGAAACCCACAUUCCCGUCUGUCCACUUUCCCAAACAUAAAAUGAGUACGAUUCAAUUUGAAAGUGUCUUUUGAAUAAAUAAUAAGCUCCUCUGAAUUAAAACCCUCUUCAUCUGAUGUCUGAAGUGCUUCUCCUCAGUUGUCACAUGUGUGCCUGUCAAAUAUAAUCUUACACAAAACACCUACUAUGAAAAGGUCAUCACAAUAGAAGCAUCAAGUUACAGAACUUGUGUGUGUCUAUAUAGGCAUACACACUAAACAUAUAGGGGGAGUCUAAACAAAACAGUGCAAAGAGUAGCAUUAAGUCUAUCACAUUUCUAUGCACCAGCCUGCCUCUAAGAUAUUUUCUGAAAGAUAGUCUCUUUGUGGUCAGCUUCAGUGUAUCCUGACUUUCACUAACUGGUUUAAGAGCAUUAAAAAUGGCAAUGCCUGAUUGUAAUCAUUUAUUUACUAAUUUAGAGAGUUAGGAGGUUGUUCUAAAUAGAAGAAGGGUAUAUAGUGGUACCUCGGGUUAAGUACUUAAUUCGUUCUUAACCUGAAACUGUUCUUAACCUGAAGCACCACUUUAGCUAAUGGGGCCUCCUGCUGCUGCCGUGCCGUCGGAGCACGAUUUCUGUUCUCAUCCUGAAGCAAAGUUCUUAACCUGAAGCACUAUUUCUGGGUUAGCGGAGUCUGUAACCUGAAGCGUAUGUAACCUGAAGCGUAUGUAACCCGAGGUACCACUGUAGUUGGUAGUUGAUGCUUUAAAGUGGAUACAUGAGAAUGAUGGGUAAUGGAGCUCUUUGUGAUGACAGAGCUGAAACCCAGGGUUUGCCCCUGGGUGGUCAGUUGAUGCUGGUGAGUGGCUAGUUUAGAUUGAGUAGGGGUUGUUGGUAAGGAAAUACAGAUGUACCGUCUAAGUCCUAUAAUAUGAUUCAAUUUGCCCAAAUGGGCUGCCAUCCAUCGAUAGGUUGGAAUGCCUUUAUCUGGCAACUGGAUAGCUCAGUUGGUGAGACUCUUAAUCUCAGGGUUAUGGGUUCAAGCCCUGUGUUGGGGGAAAUAUUCCUGCACUGCAGGGGGUUGGACUAGAUGAUCCUCCUGGUCCCUUCCAACUCUACAAUUCUGUAAACUGUAGAUGACAAGUGAUGUUCUGUCUCUUUCUUUGCUGUCCUGCAAUAGUUGGAUUUUGCUGAAAUCUGUUUUGGCAAUGUUGGAAUAAGACCUACUAAUGCUAGCCAUAACAUCAGGGGCUCAUUCACAAUUGCAUAUUCCAAUAAGAUAUAAGCCUUCGCCUGCCAAUAUCUUCUUCCUGUUGGGAUGAGUAAUUAUUGGAUGUAGAAAUAAGAAAUCAUUAUGACUGUCUCCAACUGAACUGAGGGCAAUGGAGGUUAAGGCAGUCAGGACUAAGAACCAGUUAAAUGAGGUGAAGGUUGCUAUGACAACAGCUUACCUGGUAGGAAGUUAUUGGGAAACCAAUAAUUGACAACAGCUUAUGUUUGUGUAGCUGUCCAUUCGUAGAAGAUUUUGGUUUCUCUCAGGCUCUCAUAUCUCCAGAUGUUCAGUUCCCCACAUUUCCACAUCAGUUUGCAAUUAAAAUGAAAGUCUUCAUGAAUAUGCCUAUUUUCUAUGCAGUUUUGCCUAAUAUAUACAUUUUUGCAAAGCGAUUUCUCCUAUAUAAUGCAUUUUUGUAAAUUUUCACUAAUAUAUGCAUUUUAAAGCACACUUUGCCCCCAUUGCAUGCAUUUUUGUACACAUUACUUUGCUGAACAAUUACACUACAAAAUUUGGAAAAGUGCAUUUUAAUUUAUUUUUUUUAAGGCUGUGUUUUGGUCUGUGGACCAAACUGAAUUUCUUCCCUAUCUGUACGUAUCUGUACAAUGCAGAUGUGUUGGCCAGGACAAGGCAGAUGCUUAUGGUGUUCAGUGUUCACUGUUUCCACUGCUGUGGCAAAGCACUGUGUACUCAAGUUGAGUAUUUUGCAUAAGAACUUACUAAAUCACAGACGCUCUGCCUUAAAGCUACACUUGAUUAUUUACCUGCAAGUUUUUGUUGCUUCUGGUUGUGUCAUUCACCAUGGCUGACAAGUGUACUUGGUUUUUCUGCAGCCAUGGUUGGAAUCCUGCGCUGUGAUAUCAAGCUUCUUAAUGAGAAGCUGACUUGAUAGUUGCUUUGAUUAGUAUGCUGAAUAAGGACAUCCUUUAUUAGUGGUAGGUUUUGCUUAAUCUUCAGGGGAAUAGAAUGUUUUGCUGGGCAAGCUUUACAUAUCUUGUCAUUUAUUUUAAUUCAGGAAGACAUUCUGUGCACAUUCCAGUAGCCAUGUUGGUCUGUUGCUGCCAACACACAAAGAAUCCUUUAGAAGCCUAAUGUUUAUUAUAGCAUAAGCUUCCAUGGACCAGGGACCACUUGAUCAGAUGCUUAAAGUGUUAUUCUCAGCUGGCAGGUACAUAUGCACAAGAGAAAAUGUAAAUGGUCAGGUGAGCGGGAAAUGCAGAGCAAUGCAAAACACAGUGCCAUUAAAUAGUCUAACCAUUCACAACACCAGUAGCUGAUAAUGACAUCACCAAUGUUAGGAUGCUUGUUGUAUUAAUACUUGCCCAUGCCAAAGAUGACGAAAAUGAAGUUCUCGACAUUUUGCAGUUCAGCAUUUUCAUUCUGAAGUAGGCAGGUAUACCCUCGUUCAAUAAUGUCUCUAAGUUCAGGUGAACAAUAGUGGGACCUGAGAGAUUAAAAUAUUCUCUGUCCAUUUCCUGAGUAUUGGCAUUUCUGAGGUCGUGUUUAUGCCUAUAUAUUCUUGAUGAUAAUAGGCUUCUAUCAUCUGCCAGCAAUGCCUUCCUGUUUUCUACAUUAAGACAAACAAGUAAGUCUUGAUAUAAAAGAAUAAACUUAAAGCAAAGAAGGCACUGGUUGAAAAUUUAAGAGCAAGCAGUCCCAUAAUUUGGGCACUACCAUCUUGAAGACCCUGUCUUCAGUCUGCCCCUAUGGGCCAGGGGUGCUUGGAGAAGAUCUUGACUGACAGCUUCCUGUUAUCCCUGGUUCCUAUACAUGCAUUUGAAGUAGCUGCAUGCAACUGAACUAUGGGUUACAUUCAUUCUAGCGCUAAUGAGAUUGUUCUCUCCGGACAAGGUUUUCUCCAUGCCUGGAAGAACAAUAUUUCCUCUCCUCCCUCUGCACACAGUUCUGGGGGUUCUUCUGAACCUCUGGAGCAGAUUUGGGGAGGGUGUGGUGGGAGGAGACAGGAUUAAGUCCCAUUGCAUUAACAGGAUUCCUUGCGCUGGUUUUUAUUGCCACAGAUUAGUUGACUACAACCCUAUGUAUGUAAAACUGAAGUAAUCAUAUAUUAUGUCCUUGUUCACACCUUCCUUUCCCUUUUUUGUUUCCCUUUGCCAAUUUUUAAAAAUUGCAAGCUCCUUGAGGUGGGAGACCAGUGUUACUUCCACUCUGUAAAUCACCAUACAUGCUGAUGGCGCUGUAUAAAUAACAAAUUCCUGCUUCCAGAUGCUUAUGCUACAAAAAGCUAAUGUUUAAAGUACUUCGGGGCUCUUUGUAUUUUCUCAUAGGCAUUUUUAUUUUGCCUUAGUAUCUGAAAGACCUGAUGUGAUUGAUAAAUUACUUGUUUGCUCCUAAAGGGCAUGUGAAAUACAGAAUGUUCUGAGUAGUUAAAUAAUGUACUCUUAUUUAGCAGACUGAGGGAGGGCCGUCUUUGUACAUAUAGCCUAGCAGCUUCCUGCGUUUAAAACGUAAGUGAGAUCUCUGUGGCUUUUUAACCAUUUGCAAAUGAGAUUAAAAUCUGCAGGUUUCUUUGAAACAUUUUGUUAAAAAAUGAGAAAUGAAUAUAAGAAACAAGAAUAAUGAAAUCUGUGUUGCGUUGUCAAUAAAUGACUUUUGGGUUUUCUGCGGAUUGACUUUUGCUCUGAUAGAGCUUUAAAGAGCGGGUUUUUGCAGAGAAAGCUGCAGAGCAAAAAAAGGGGCGCUCAUACAUGGAGCUUUAACUAGUAAACUUUGUCUAGAAAGAGCGGAAUAAAGGUAAAUUUGGAUAAGCCCUUAGAUUAUAGGCUUUAGGCAAAACUAUCAGGUCUCCAUACCAUAUUUUGGUCUAAUCAUCACCCUCCUAACCUCCUUUGCAGUUUGAAAGGUUUGGGAUCAAUAAUAUCAUCCUGGGGUACCUUUAUAUAUGGACUUUCCAUUGCUUUCUGCAUUAGUAGAUGCCUUGAUCUUUUUUCUAGGAAGCAGUGUGUAGGUUGUGCUAGGCUGAAAGAAUGACUUUUGAAUAGUGCCUCCCUUCCUCCAUUGAACAUGAAAGCUAGAAAAUUGUUUUCUCCCUUGUUAAGAAAUCAUUGGAGCAUUCAGCACUCCCCCACCCCACAAAUACAAUGAUGCCUUUUGCAGAUAACUGGCCUUUCAAAAUCUGAAACCACUUAUUAGGAGCUAUAGUGCUUGUGUUUCUUGUCAUCAUGAGAAAAAUCCCAGCUUUGACCCUGAACAAAACAGGCUGUUGUUUAAAGGCUGUUUGCGAUUUCUUAGAGCCAGUAGCUGGAAAAGACAUUUGCACGAGUCACUGCAGAAAAGGUGGCUGUUACGUUUUUUAAAGGGAACUACUUGAUACCUGCAAGUGCACGUGUACACACUGCAAAAAUUGAUCACAUUCCACAGAAGGGCAGAAUAUUCUUGAGAACUAAUAAAGCCCAUUCAGCAGUCAAAAAUGGUCUUGGUAAACCUUUGUUGAGACCCUGUGUGUGCAUGCUGGUCUUGGGCAAAUCUGCAAAGCAGAUGGCUCACCUCCUAGUGGACUUCCGGGGGGGGGGGGGAUAGGGAUUGUUACAAUCUUGCAUUGCAAAAGGCCGAUGCAAUUUACAUCAUUGGUCUUGCUAAAUGCCUCGCAGGUAUUAGUUGGUUUAGAACCUCAUCCUCCCCCCUGACAGUGCUACAAGUGUUUAAAUAUAAUUAAACACGUUGUGAAUCUGAAGCACAGGAAUUGUUACCCAUGUUCAGUCACGUAACUGGGUUUUAGUUUAGAACCAACUUCAUAUAGCCUGGUUCACAUGUAAAAAUCAGGUCCUGGUUUGUAAGCCUUUUGGGAUGAGCUGCUGGUGGGCCACUGAACUGCAGGCAGCAACUUCUCAGCAAAGAACCUUCUGGCCAGGACAGGCAGGAAUAUAAGAGAACUAGAUAUUCCAGUUGAGCAACAAGGUCUUCCUAAAUUCUGUCAUGCCCCUGCAGUAUCUUGUUGCCCUUCGGCCUUAACUUCUGGUUUGCUUUUCUCUUCUGGUUUGUCCGUCCGGACAAUUUGAUUUUCCUGUUUCACUAACUAGGCAUCAGCUUGAGAAUAAGAUUGGGAGAACCAAGCGAAAUGUCUGUUCUUUGCAAAUGCUUUAUGCGAUUAGCCCGUUGAAUAACUUGAGUUGGAGGCAGCUGGCUGACCCUCUCUGUGUGUUCUUUUCCCUUUCUUGUUUUUCUUUCCAGACUGUACAGUUUGUUCAGGGAAUUUUUGUUGAAAAAUAUGACCCCACAAUAGAAGACUCCUACAGAAAGGUAAAGUAUGAUGCUGUGAUUUUCUCCACCCACUCUCAGAUCAGUAACUUUAAGACUCCCCUUGCCCAGUUGUUUUUUUUCUCUUGGUGUAGAAUUCAUGGCCUCCUCCCACAACACGAUCAGUUAUUAUUAGGAUCAUAUUCCUAAUAGUGUGUUGCUAAUUCUUCCCGAGAGAAUAAUUACACGAUUGUCCAUCCCAGGCCCCUCCAGAUGUCGUUGGACUCCAGUUUACAUCAGCCCACGCCAGCAUGGCCAACAACAGUUGUAGUCCAACAGCAUAUGGAGGACCACAGACUCUCUACCCCUGGUUUAUCUUGGGCUUGUUUUGUCUUUGAUAUAGAGAGGGCCAAAUCUGGAUAUGGACUGUGGCAUGGUAAAUUGGGGACAGCCCUUUCCCUAUGUCUUUUUCCUACCAAGAAUUACUCCAGAAACUGCUGGUUUCCCCCAAAAUUGGUACCUUCAGGGUCAAAUGGUUUCUAUGGCGGUCGUGGGUUCGGAAAGCAGCAUGGGAAAGAUGAAUCUUCCCCUGCUCCCUGAGUGCCGCAUUCCCAAUUCAAAGAGGGCCUCCCUGUGGUUGCGUUUCCUUUUAUUAUUAUUUUAAAAAGCACAAUCACUAAGCCCAGGACAGAGAAGUGUGGUCAGCACCAGUUGAGUCUGGGCCUGAUACACCAUCCAAAGCAUUCUAGAUAAUUGGGUCUAAUGCCAUGCAGCCUUCUUUCACAAUGCCAAACUAAGUGUAAGUCAAUUUUAAGCUACUUGCUGUUAAAAAAAAGCAACAUACUAAGUUUAAUAAAUAAUAACUAAGUAUUUUAAAUCAGUGUUUGCAAUUCCUUGGCAUCAGCUCAACACUUCACUCCGUUUUCAUAACAAGAUAUAAAUCAGAAGCCAAACGUUUUGGAUAACCCUAUGAAGUAGUGUUUUUAUUAUUACUUUAUUGUUGUUGCCCUGCAGUUUCAUUGUGGAUACUUUUAACUUAACCAUAAUAUUUGCAUGCAAAAGAUUCCAAGUUCAAUCACCUCUUGUACAGAUGGAAAAGACUCUUGUCUAAAGCUUUUUGGGAAGGCCCUGCCAGUCACAAUAGAUAAACUGAGCUAGGUGAAGCAAAGAUCUGGUUCAGUAUAAGGCAGCUUCCUGUGUUCCUAGAUUACAAGCACACCUACACAAAUAUUUCCUUGAUCAUAUUACAUGUCAGUGUUGUUCUAUUAAAAAUUAAAUACUUGCUUGACAUCCAUUUAGGUAUUAUAGUUCAGCGGCAGAGCACAUAUAGAAGGUCACAGUUUCACUCUCGGGCAUCUCCAGAUAGAUAGGGUUAGGAAAUAUUUCUGCCGGAAAUCUUGAAGAGCCUCUGACAGUUGUAUGCAAUACCGAGUUCAGUGGACCAGUGCAGUAAGUCUGUAGCUUCCUGCAUUCCUAAUGGCAGACAAUGGAUACUGGCAGGGAGGACUUGGAGACUGCUAGUGAAAGGACUGCUUGCUCUUUGGGUAUCUUAUCUCCUGCCUGCCACGUUCCAUCCUUUUGAAUGCAACCCUAUGUGUACAGUGGAAAAGCUCACAGUAAGGCUUGUUCACAUGUACACUGUACACAAGUACAAGCUGUCUGCACACAUGUACAAGUGUUUGUGUGUAUGCUCUUGUUGGUUUUUCUAAAUCCUGCUGAUUUGUACAGCUCAACAGUUGUGUACACAACACUUGCAUAAAUUCAUGGACUGUAACUUGUGCAUAACUCUGCAGCUUAACUGUUUGUGCACACAGGUGGUGCACUAGUUGUUUGUAAUGCUUAAAUGCCCCUAUUGCCAGGAGGUUAUGAGCAAGCAUUAAUUGAGUCUCUUCCUCCUGUCCCUUAAGGCUAUAAUGGUAUCUGUCCUUUAUUUGUCUUUCAGCAAGUGGAAGUAGACUGUCAACAAUGUAUGCUUGAAAUCCUCGAUACUGCAGGGACAGUAAGUGAGAUCUAUCCUGAAAUCUGAAAUGCUUAAUAUUUGAAGGGAACACUAAGAGUGACGCAAGACAUGGCUUUUAAGGGGGGGGGUGUCCAUCUCUUUCUUGCUUAUGUUAUGUGGCUAUAAAUAAACCAGCAUUUCUUGCCUUUUCUAUUAUUCCAAGUAGCUCCUUGCACGGUUUAUUGGGAACAAACUGAAACAUUGUCUUGGAAGUUUUUCAUUAGAACUUCAUAAAAUUUAAAAACAUUUUCAGAUUUCCGGCACUUUGAAGUUCUAACGAAAAACCCUCUUGUUGAACUUCUCUAUUGUUGAAAACAACAACAAAUUAAAACAUUAUGGCAGUUAAAGCUGAGAGAUAAAGUGUGCACGCUGCUAAACAACUUGUAAAACACAUGUACCGCUACAACUGCUGCCUUUAAGAGAGACUGUCUAUCUGCCUGGCUUUCUUGGGCGUCCGUCCUUUAAAGCUUAUAGUGGUUCCUGAUGUUCUGAAAAGAUUUCCCGAAAUCCUUCUGAAUCUAAAGACUGCUUCACAUCUUACGAUAGAAGUGUGUUUUAUUUAUCACUGUGCAUUUAGUAUUCUCCUCCGCAGCCUACAAUAUGCGAUCUGGGCUGGCUAUAUACUUUUUUCAUCCUGACUACACUGUGUUGGCCCAGGCUGCUGAUGCAUGUUUCAAGUGAGCUCUGGGUGUAUGAGCGAGAGAGAUGGCGGGGAAGGUGAGAGGGGAGGGGUAUGUGUUAAAAUACAUAGCUGCCUUUCGCAAUACAAGCAGAUACAGCCUUUGGUAAGGUGUGAAGCCGCCCUAAAUACUUCAAAGCCCUUGUUUUAAAUUUCUAACAUUGAAAGAAGGAUAUUUGAGAAAGCCAGUUCCUUUUAAAAUUAAAUUUAUUUUUUUCACUGGAUUUCUGCAAGAGCAAAGACUGGAAAUUUCCAGUUGCCUAUGACCUUUUUAUCCCUGUUUAAACCUGAACUUCUUAAUGUGUGUAUGUUAAACAGCUAAUUAAACUAAACAGCUAAUUCAUUUUUUUAAAAAAAAAUAUUUGAUUACAGGAGCAAUUUACAGCAAUGAGGGAUCUCUAUAUGAAGAACGGUCAGGGGUUUGCACUAGUAUAUUCUAUUACAGCACAGUCCACGUUCAAUGACUUGCAGGACCUGAGGGAGCAGAUCUUACGGGUCAAGGACACGGAAGACGUAAGUAAAUGGGUUAUUGCUUUUUGAACCAUUGGAAUCUCCCCCCCCCCAAAAAAAAAAAACCCUAAACAAGCCAGCAUCUGUUUUUUGCACAGUUAAUAAGAUGACUGAAGAACACUGUUCUAGAAUGUUUUGUAUGAUAUCAUAAAUUUCUCUAUUUAGAUAUUUUGGAGACUAUUCAUAUGGACAUUACUGGACGGUUAGUCAGAAAUGCUCAGUAUCCCAAACUGGGAUUGAACUCUGGAAAAGUUCAAGUCCCAUAAGAAGUGGCUUUUUAGUAGAAUACGCCAGUGUACAAGCCCAAUUCCUCCCGCUCAACCUUUUGUCACUGAAAUGGCUACAUAUGGUGCCAGGUUUUUAGAAGGCUCAGUAACUCCCAUUAUGACUUGCUGUUUAAAAUGGGUUUUGUGGCUCUUUGGUAGAGAUUUUGUUUCUGGCUGCCAUCAGGUGGAAAAACACAGUUUUCUAGUUGUGUGAUAAUCUGACUAAUCAAAAUAGCUGUGCUCAAAAGUCCAUACUGGUUUUUUCCUAAAGAAAAUAUUACAAACUUAAUUAGUAGACUAAAAAUCUUAGUACUAUAAAACUUCCUUUGCCGCACGAUAGUUUAAAUAUGCUUAGAUGCCUAGAAAGUGGAGGUAAUGUAAAUGUUUUAGUAUUUUAACUUGUGCAUAUUUUAAAGUGACUAACCUGUGACCCUCCUGCUGUUGUUGGUCUGCAUCUCUCAUCAGCCCCAGCCAGGAUGGUCAAUAGUCAGGGGUGAUGCAAGUUCGUUUGGGAACACAAGGGAACGGGGCACAGGUUAGCCACCUUGGCCUAGGUCCAUCUUUUACUGUAAUAUGUGAAAGACUUCCAGUUGGCUGGACUGAGCGCCAACCCAGGCAGCUGGCUUCCUAUAUGGUUUAUCACCUUUUAAGCAGGGAUUCCACCAGUAAUCAUGCAGAAGAUCUAUACCUGGAUGACUUUGCGGUCAAUCACUAUUGCACAUCUGUUAAGUGGCUAUGCAAUUCAAGCUGACGGGCUUUGCAUUAUGCUGUCAGUUCUAUGGCAUCAUGCUGUAGGUUGCGAUGUUGCGCAUGGAUGUUUUCAUUGUUUAUAGAUACCACCAUCACCACCACAUAUGUUAAGAACAGCCCUGUUUAAUCAGGAUCCUACCAAAUGUCCACCUAGUCCAGUUUUCUGUUUCUUAAGGCUGCAAUUCCUAAUAGACUUUCUAGGAAGUAAGUCUCAGCCCAUAUAGUGCAACGAGUGAAUGUGCAGGGUGGAACUGCACAAUGGGUUGGAUUCAGCUAAGUAGUUCUGCUAGCAGGAGCCGGCGCAAGGCCCCCACUAGUGCAAUGGGUCUUUUGCCCACCCACCCCAGUUGGCUCUUGGAGGGUUAGGAGAACCCCCAGAACAGCGCAUCAGGGAAGUAGAGGGGAGACUGUGUCAUCAGGUAAGCAGAAAUCUUGAAUAUUUUGUCUGAAUCAGUAGCAGCAAAUGCUGUCACAGAAGUUCGUAACAUCCAUUCGCACUGUAAAACCUGUGACCUAGCAAUUUAUUGUGCUAACCAGGAAGUGUUACUUUAGCAUCAGCUCUAGCUUACUCUUUUGAUUUGGGCUCUUUGUUAGUCCAGAAAAUCAGUGGACAGAAUUGGUAUGUCUGUCCAACCCAUUGCAUUCAGAUAGUUAUUCAUGAAAGAUCUCUCCAUAAAUGAAUAGGGAGCUACUAUCCAAUGUGUGUGGAUAGGAAGAUCUUAACUGUGUUUAAAAGUAGUUUAGCCACUUAUUUUUAUUCUUCAUGUCUUUGCUGAUCAUUAUCUCUGGCUUUAUUUUUCUCUUUUCCCGUAAUGUUUUUGAAACCCUCUUUGAUACACAAAUCUUGGUUACGUUUGUUUUUUUUAAAAGUAAAAAAAAAGUAAAACGAACAAUCUUUUAGAUGAGGGAUUAUGUUCAUCUUAGAAGCUGAGUCCUUUCUUAGCAUUUAAGUCAAAACGCUGUGGUAUGCAGCAACUUACAUUGUUUGAGGUUACACAUGUACCCUGUUUGAGGUCAAAUAAAUUAUACCCCUCAUUCUAACUACACUGUAGUUACUAUUUUUAAAAAACUUUUUGUGUUAAGUGAUAGCUUCCAGAUUUUAAUAUGCUAAAUGUUUUUCUCUCCUUGUUUUAAACGAAGUAUGGAUUUCAUUUCCCUUAUAAGGAUAGUAGCUUGUAUAGUAGCGGAUUUAACUACACCUGUUGGGGGGGAAAUCACAAGAAAUGUGUUUCUUUUUACCUGGAACUGAUCAUCCAUGAAUAAGAGAGUGUGCUCAGAAAUUUAGCAAGUAUUAGAACUGUUGCUAAUUAUUUAUAAACGAGAAGUAUAUGAGGUACUUUCCUUCUGGAAAGUGCAAACUUUGCUGUGCAUGUGUGUGUUUAAAAUGCUUAAGGAAACAGAAUGGUGUGCACACCCAUUAUCAGCAGUUUUCUGUGUGUAGUGCUUUUAGAUAGCUCAGGCGAAACAGGAUGUGUCUCUGUGCGUGUGUGUUCAGUGUUUGCAAUUAAAGUUUUAAUGUCCAGCACGCUGCCAAACAGUUCAAAAUAAGAACAUAAGGAUUGCAUAGCUGUCUUUGCAUUUCAUGACUCUGAGGCCCCAUUUCUGGAGUUGAGAAGGCAUUUAUUGCCUAAGCAGGGCAAAUCACUGGGGCCAAUACAUACAACGUAUUUCUUGGGAAGUGAUGUACAUCCUGUUGUAUAAAUUAUGUUGAGUUGAAAAGUAGCUACUGCCUAUCUGAGGGUUUGAAAUGUCAACUCUGUGUUGUUGUAGAAACUGACAUUAAGGUAAGUGCUUGUGGAAAUAGAUUGUGUGUCAAUGAACCUUCCAGACUGUGGUAUCUCCAUUUCUUUGAUAGUUGCCAUGAGACGGUUUAAUUAUCAGUGUGAUGUAGCCAUGGUAAAGACGGGUACAAAAUGGUUUGUUUGCUUACUUUCUUGCAGGUACCUAAUGCAUAAUUCAGUCAUUUAUCCUCAAAAUGUACUUUGGAGUUCUACUUUGCAAGGAAUAUAGGGGUUUUGUGUCCAAAUAAUACAGAUUUAUGGCACAGUUCAUAUAUAUAUAUAUAUAUAUAUAUAUAUAUAUAUAUAUAUAUAUAUAUUUCGUAUUCAGUGAUGGGGCACUAGCCUGAUCCCCAAUUUCCCCAACCUUCAAAGCCAACUUUGACAAGUGGGUAGGUUCAGCCGCCUGUCAAUCUCCUAUUAUCAUAAUGAUGUCAGGAGAUUGACUUCUGUUGAAGUUCAAAGUGGAUCACUGUAACCACUGAUCUAUACCCUCCUUUAAAGGUACACUGAUUGCAACUGGGAAUGCGCCUUCAGAGGGGCUAGUUCUGCUUCCUCAAAUCAAACCUUUCCCACCCUUUGCAGAGGAAGAAAGCUUCAUUUUAGGAAGUCGUUUGAAAGCAGACUGCUUCAAACUGAGACAAUGACCCACCUCAGUGUGUCAAUUUGAGUGGCGCUUCCUCUUGGCACCAAUCAGCCGUUCAUGGCUGACAGGGAGCUCAACUUGCAAAAGAACAAUUGAGACCUCACUUUAAGUUCCCAAUUGUUUCUUUGUCACAGCAAUAGUACCUGUCCCACCCCUGAUGACACAUGGGAUGUCAGGUGUGAGGCGGAUGGACAUGGCUUUUGGAGAACAGCUAUGGAAGGUUCCCUAUUGCUGGUGUUAGACAGUUUUUGAAAAGUUCAGAUUCUGCCUUUUCAAUAUGAUGAAACUCCUUUUUUAAUGCAUUCAUAAAUUUCUCACAUUUUUGUUUCUUGAAACAUGUUAUCAGUAGCAAGCGAUAAUGUGUAAUCAAUCUGUUAAGCAAGAGCAUGAAAAACUAAGAGUAGAAAAUUGCUCCAGAUGUAACGGGGGGGGGCAGGGACUCCUUCGUUCUAGAGACUGCUAACGUUGGUCAGCGAGUAUUUUUGCAGGUCUGCUCAGACUAAGCACACAGCUUUGAAUGCCAUCUAUUAAUAACUCUCUUAUUCUUUCUGUGCAGGUUCCCAUGAUUCUGGUUGGCAAUAAAUGUGACCUGGAAGAUGAACGUGUAGUGGGCAAAGAACAGGGACAGAACUUAGCAAGACAGUGGUGUAACUGUGCCUUUCUAGAGUCAUCUGCAAAGUCGAAAAUCAAUGUUAACGAGGUAACUAUUGGUUAAUCUUUCACAAGGCAGCACACAACCCCUUUUUAUAGGCUUGGGUUUGUGUAUAUAUGUAUGUACACCAUCCCCUCGUGUAAAUAUUCCUAUAGUCCUCUUGGACUGAACAUUUGCGCAAAUCGAAAGCCUACGUUUCGGUGGAUCCUUUCUGAAGGCUCGCAUAAAAGAUGCUGUUUUCGCAUCCCCGCCGUUGUGCUGUUUUGGUGACUGAAGUGCAUUUGUGCAGAGCGAGAUGCCCAGUGCAAAACCUGAGCCAAAACCUGCCGGGUAUCGGUGUUCGCUUUUCUGAUCUGUCAAUAUGUGAUUCACUCUGCUAUUGUGUCACCUUAGAGAAAACUAAUCCCUUAGCCGAGAGCUCUUCCUCAAUCAUUCUGAACGCUGCUUUACUGUGGAACUAAAUGUGGUGCGUGAGUGGUCAUGUUUGCAUGCUGAGCACCUGUGCAAAUAGGUGUGCCACGCACUGCAUUUUAAUCUCGCAAGACCCAGAGUUCAAACUGGAGCUGUGUCACUUAGAAAAGUGCAUUAUGCAAGCUCAAUGCACCUAAACGAAAGGCAGGCCGUGUAGUUUCUGUUAGGUAAGCAGUGUAGGGCAGAUGAAUCUCUGCAAAAAGCAAGGCAUAAAAGACGAGAAACUCAAGUAAUAGAGCAAAAAAAGUCAGAACGGCACUGAUUGGAAUGAGGAAAGUUUGUAGGGCUAAAAAAAGGGGGGCAUUUAGCGCUAAUAUGUUUGGUAGCAGUGAAAAUUGUUCCCCAUUUCAAGUCUCUUUUAGAGCGGGUGAUCUGAAAGUCUUGUCUGUUUGGAGCAAGGGCAAUUAGUGAAUCGAUUGGCAGGGAUUGCGCCCAUGACCAAUGAAGAAAGCAUCAUGUUCUGGAUCGGUUUUGUUUGCCCACAUUAGCAUUGCCCCACAGUCAUGUCUCGAUUAGCUGAGUCGUGUCAUGUCCCCAUCGCAUUCACUACAUGGUCUCUGAUUGUAUGGGCUCAUAUUGGGUCGAGAGACACUCUUCUCCUAUCUCCCCCCUCCAUGUUGCCCAAACAGGGUGACAGUGAGGAAACAGCAGUGAACAGGUGUAAAAAGCUGGCCAUUGUGUGUUUGGUGUGGAGUAGGAAUAUUUUCUUUGCCCUGCUUUCCUGCUCUUGAUAUUUUUAGCCCCAAAGUACAAGUAGGAGAUCAUUUAAUGCAGUCCUAGAAGCAUCCGCUGGAGUGAUUCUCCCCCUCCCCAGUGAUGAAACCUUCUGAACAAGCUGCGAAUCACAUGAGCUCUUGUGAUACGUUCAAGUACCUAUCAUAUAUAAAACAAUUUCCAGAGGAACUGUUGAACAAGUCUUCAAGGUGCCACAAGAGACACUUUGUUUUAUAUAGCUUAUAUGAGAAGUCAGCAGCACUGAAGUUGAUGACUGACUGGGUGCUUCAUUUGACAGUACGUAGCAUCUGCUUCCAAAUGACUGAGAACUGCCCUGGGCAGCAGAGCUGCUUCACGAAGGCCCUUUAGGAAGGGAACACAACUUAGUUAGCUGUUACCUGAUGAAAUAGUAGUUGUGGGGCGGGGGGGGGGGCUAGACCCUCUUCUGCCCCAGCUAGGGUGAAUGCCAUUAAAGAAGUGUCUGAAAUAAUAAUAAAACGUAAUCACUAUAGGCCAGGCUUCCUUAACAUGGUCCCUACAGCUGCAGUAAUCCCUGAUGGAUUAUUGUUGGAGAGGAUGGGAGUUGUAGUCCAAAACAUCUGCAGAGCCCCAGGUUGGGGGAAGGCCGCUGUAGGCCAAUGUUCUUUCACUUUGGAUUCCUGGAAGUUGCAGAACUACAGUUCCCAUCAUUCCCUGCCUGCUUAUCCCAAAACACACAGAGCCUGGUUUUCUCUAACCACCAUUACCUCUUUCAGAUAACUGAGCUAACUAGGCUGUGUUCAUUUUGUGAAGAAAGUCCUGACCACGCAAGAAAUUUAAAGUUAGGUUUUCCAAAGCAUCUGAUCUGUGUCAGUAAACUCUGCCAGGAGAGGAAGAUGAGGGACCUUCAUUUGUUUAUGGGCAGCUGUAUUUGGUACAGCCACCCACAAAUUACAUCAUCAUGUUCAGCUGGUGACUUGUGUUUUCAGGGCUGAACACAUCUUUAUUUCAAAAGUUUUGAAGAGGAUCUGUAUGUCAGUUUUGUUAGUUUAUUCUUUUGAUUUUAGUUUUGGUUUGGGGAACUGAGUUUCUGGUGUAUUCUCUGAUAUUCUUGUGACUUUGCCAAGUUCGUAAUUCCUCAGUUAUGAAGAGUUGCCUCGUUACUUUGUGUUUUGGAAGCAACAAAUGACUUCCACUUGUAAUUUCCAUUUUUAAAAAUCCAAAAACCGUUCUCAUCCAAAAGAAUUUGCUGUCAUGCUUGUUUUGAUUUUGUUGAACAAGAGCCAAUACAGAAAGCAAAUGGUUUGCCAAUCUUUGGGAACUGAGGGGAAUCAAAGGAGAGGAGGAAUGCACUACUUAUGCAGGCCUUUGUGCCUUACAGUAGCCUUUAAUGAGACAGAAAUCUGAAAGCUUAGCAUGCCUUAUUCUGUCUGAGACCGUGGCAGUCCUAUAACUGGGAGUAAACACCAUUGAACUAGGCCUGUGCUAUACUGAUUGAACAUUUUAGCCUCUCUAUCUUGUUGCAUUUAACAUGGCAGCUAUUCCAUUUGAAUGAAACAUAUACACCCAUUCCUUGUCACACUUUCAAUAUGGAGAUUUAGUUAAAUGAAGAUUUGAGCCCACCUCUAAUUAUUGACUUGAGAUGGUUAGAAGAAAAGUUAUCCACAAUUGCUCUUACUUAGCAUGGUUUUAAUAGGGAGGCAUUGAUAUUUUUUGGGGGGUGUAUUUUACCCCCCUUUUGUAGUGAAAAAGGACCUGGGGUGGUCCAAAAUGUUCUCUGAGGGAAUGGUGCUGCCUCUUCCCCACAAAUCCCCUUGGCCAAACACUUGCCAAGAGAAAAUACCUCCAUUUUAAAAUGACAGCAGCUGCCACUUGGGCACUUUCAAUGUGGACUGUAAUCCUCCCUGUUUCCCUUACCAAGGGGAGAAUCACAUUGUGUAGAAAAAUAUGGAUGGUGCCCUUCAAAGAGACAGCUACUGCUUUAGAGGUGGUAUAAGGUAUGUGUUCUCAUGACAAGCAUGCAUGUGGGGACUGCACUGCCCAUGCUGGUCAUAGGAACAUAGGAAGGUGCCUUGUACCAAGUCAGAUCAUUGGUCCAUGCAACUCAGCCUACAUCAGGGUUCCCCAAACUUGGGUCUCCAGCUGUUUUUGGACUACAACUCCCAUCAUCCCUAAGUAGCAGGACCAGCGGUCAGGGAAGAUUGGAAUUGUAGUCCAAAAACAGCUGGAGACCCAAGUUUGGGAAAUCUAGGUCCACACUGACUCGUAGUGCCUCUGCAAGGUUUUGGGCUCUCUCCCAGUCCUUCCUGGCUGUGCCAGAGAUUGGGCAUCUGCCUGCAAAGUAGCUACUCUUAACACUAUGCUACUAUCCUUCCCCAGAUACCCUUUCAGUGAUCUGGAUCCCUGGGAAAGGGAGGGUGGAGGAGGAAAGCCAAAUCACCCUGUUAAUAUACUUGAUAGACUAACACAGUUCAUCUGUUUUCCUUAAGUACGGGCAAUGUAGACCAGUCCUCUCAUAGUUCCCUGCUUUGUGCUGGUAUGCUGGAUUGACACAAAGGCACUUUGGAGAUCUAUAAGUGAUUAGAAAUGACUGGCAAUAAGGUGUGAGGGUUUGAAUAAUCUUUCAUCAGGAGAUAUGGUAGAUUCCUCCUUCCUGUGCACUUCUCCUCCAGGGACCUCCCUAAACCUUUUCUCACUUCUUUCCAAUGCAAUCUUCGACUUCCAAGCUCUGUUGAGCAUCGAGGAAGAAGCCAGGUUGACCUUACUAGAGUACAAACUGAUGUGUUUUGCCUUAGGCUGACAGCAUCAAACCAUGUAACUGUAAACCCGGUGGGGAGGGAGUGUGAGAAACCUAAAUGCUGUUAUAGAGUGUUAUUGUACAGAGUGAAAGAGAUGCUGGCUUUAUCAUGCUUUCAGAAAGUGCUUGGCUGUGCUUGUGUGUGUGUGUGUGUGUGUGUGUGUGUGUGUGUGUUUAAAAAAUAGAUAAUAUCAAGGCAGUAUCCAAUUUCUAGGUUUUGCAGUUCACAAGCAAAGUACUGUAGACUUAAAGCUUGUUAGAAAUCACACAGGGUUGUGGGGAGGAAGUGAGUUAAGUGAGCUUUUCCAGGAGGCUGAAUACUGUAGCUGUAUUGCUACGCAGUUGACUUUACCAAAGACAAAGACGUAUGCAGCUUUCAUCUGCAGGCUUGAUGCUACAGUACAUAAGAGGCAGAGUGGAUGAGUCCACGGCAUUUAUACACACACACCCCAAGCCAUAUCUACACCACUGACUAUAAGACAGCAUCUUUGUUUGUAUGGCAGCCCUACAUAUAAAUAAGAAGGAGAUUAGGUAUUUGCAUUUUGCAAAAAAAAAAAACCUCUUACACCUUAAUGGCUUGCAUGCUUGAUAGCCAGGCCUCUUUCAACUUUUCUUAGCAAUUAUUCUAUAUAUGUAUUAUACGAGUUCAGAAAUGAUAACUCUACCACAAGACAAAUGGGAAGAUAGAGAAAUACAAACAGCAAACUCCUUUAUUUAAUAUUCUGGCACCUUGUUGCUACAGUAUAUACACAUUUGUGUACGGAGAGUUGCUAAUAAUUGCUAAACUGGUAGCUGCUUCUUCAAAUGAUUGAUUUUUUCUGUUGGGUUAUCAUCGUCUUUGUACCUGUACUUCUGGUCUGUGUGAGGUUGUCCUGGUUGUGAUGUGAUUUUCAAUUGGAACAGUGUAGAGGUCCCCCCCCCUUGCUUUGUGAUGCGGCCGGAGGAAAGUGGAAGCGGCUAGACCACAAUUAGGGGAGCCCCAAGAGGAAGCAAAAACCUUCGGGAGCUUAGAUAAAUUGCCCUGCUUUUCUCAUGCUAAAAUCAAGAAGUUCAGCUCUCUUUGCACUGCCUCCCACCCCAUUUAUUUCUCACCUUCUCACUUGAUUUAGCCGAAAGCUUUUAAGGCCAGGAUUGUAACAUGAGCUUGCCAUUCUGCGGCACCUGUAUCUCUUGAUUUCUCACCUUAUUUUGCUUUCUUCCUCUCUCUCUCUCUCACAGAUCUUUUAUGAUCUCGUCAGACAGAUAAAUAGAAAAACACCAGUGGAAAAGAAGAAGCCUAAAAAGAAAUCAUGUCUGCUGCUCUAGACCCACAGCAUGCAGCAGCUCUGAGCCAGGUGAGCAAAUGGUGAAAUCAUAAUGACCUUCCUGGGACAUGUUUGUGGCACUGACUCUCUUUGCUGCAGCAGCUACUACAUGAUGCUGGAAUGGUUGCAGGCUGGACUGAAGGCCACUUGCAUUCCUUUGGCAAAGGAAUGAUAAGCUGCCAAAUACUAACAUUUGGGGUAUGUGCUAUAUAGCAGAGGUAGAGAACCUGUGGCCCUUCAGGUGUUGUUACUUUCCAGCUCCCAUCCACCCCGGCCAGUGCAGCCAGUGGUUGGGGGACCAUGGGAGUUUCAGUUCAGCAAAGUCUGCAGGGUCACAGGCUCCCCAUUCCUUUUAUAAAGGAUGCUUAAAAUACUUUUAAGAUCAGCUAGGCAGACAGGUACUACCCUGUGCUUCCUUUUCAAAUAUUACACCGCUGGCUCUAUCAGUUCAGAUUUUAUGGAAAAUUUUAAAAUACAUGUUUUCUUUGGCUUUUAAUGGGAGGUUCAAUUAUAUGUGAUGCUGGAGUUUUUAUAGCAUUUUAAAAUUUAUCCUGCGAAGAGGUACAUUGUUUACCUGGGGAGGGGGGGGGAAUCAGCAUUUGAGUGGUUUGGAGAGCCAUGCCCCCCCCUUCCUAUAAUACGGAAGUGGACUUGGAGCAGAACAGCGGUUAUGUCAUCAGUAUGCAUACUGGGGCCUGCACACGCCAUUUCUUUUUGGGUUGAAGUGCCACCUGCUGACUCAUUUGCUUUUGACAUCUAGUUUUAACUCUCUUGCUACCGAUCCUUACUGCAUGUGUCUGUGUGAGACAAAGAGAAAGAGAGGGAGCACAACCAUAAACACUGGUUUGCUAUGCAAGAGGUGCUGCAACAUUCUCUUCCUUUUUCACAUACAUGCACAUCUUAGCAUAGUGAACUCCCAUACUGUCCCAGCAAUCCAGUUUUCAGUCAUCUCUUAGAGAGAAAGGAAUUUAAAAAUGAGUCAGAGGGUUGUAGUCAACUAAAUUCUAAAUCCCUGAGACCCUGGGGAACUGCUGCCAAUCAGUGUAGACCAGGGGUCAGCAACCUAAGCUCCAUGGGCCAGAAGUGGCCCGUAGAGGUCAUUUGACCGGCCCCCAAGCCACCCCCGAACCGAGCUGCCCGCUCACGCGCUGUGCUAAACCGGCGCGGCGCGGGGACUCACUUCUCCAGUGCUGGAAAUCACAUCUGCACAUGCGCAAACGCCGAAAAUCGCAUCUGCACAGAUGUAGACGCCAAAAAUUGCACGCAUGCUCAUGCACGUGAGAGAUCCAGCCCUUGGAGGGAUCUCUGCGGGACCGAUCCAGCCCAGGCAAGAUAAACCUUGCUGACCCCUGGUGUAGACCAAGGAUGGAGAAAUUGUGGGCCUCCAGAUAUUGCUGGACUAACAACAACAACAACAACAACAAUUAUUUUAUUAUUUACAUGCUGCCCAUCUGAUUGUGUUGCCCCAGCCACUCAGGGUGGCUUCCAGCAAAAUAUAAAAACACCACAAAACACCAAACAUUAAAAGCUUCCUGAAACAGGGCUGCCUUCAGUUGUCUUCUAAAAGUCGUAUGGUGGUUUAUCUCUUUGACAUCUGAGUGGUGGGCUUUCCACAGGGAGGGUGCCACUACCAAGGAGAACCUCUGCCUGUUUCUCUGUAACUUCACGUCACGCAGUGAGGGAACCUCCAGAAAGCCCUCAGAGCUGGACCUCAGUGUCCAGGCUACAGGUACCAUCAUCCCUGACCAUUGGGAUGAGGCUGGUGGGAGUCUACCAACAUUUGGAGGGCCACAGGUUCCCCAUCCCUGGUGUAAACAAUACAGAGCCAGAUAGACGAGUGCUCUGACCUUGGUAUAAGGCAGCUUCCUUGGGUCUUAAACAAGUCCUCCUUUCUGAACAUGUGCUGUGUAUUUGUUUUUAAGAAUUUUUAAAGAAGGUACCUUCAAUCCUGUGUGUCUUUUUUUUUUUUUUUAAGUACUCCCUUGUUUGCAGAGCGUGUUUCUAAGUUGGAUGCUGACUCUUCAUUGUCUGUCUCUUCUUCUGCUCAGGAUUACAGGAAUGAAGAACUGUUGCCUAAUUUGGAAAGUGCCACCAUUCCAGACUUCAAAUAA
Molecule: messenger RNA, 89985 nt
Organism: Podarcis lilfordi (Lilford's wall lizard)
Lineage: Eukaryota; Metazoa; Chordata; Lepidosauria; Squamata; Lacertidae
Source: the annotation of a GenBank genome assembly